CAGAUUUUCUCGUUCUGCCUGUGGUCGUGCUCCUUUCGCUUCUCCCGGGUCUUGCUUUCUCUCUGGAUUUACUGAAUCAGUUGAAAACUAUCUUACCAACACUGGGUUUUAAUUUUCCCUGUCCAGGAAGACUUUCCCGAGCUGACAUGGAUCGAACCAGACUUUGUUACUCGAGUGUGAGUACUGUGGCUUUAACUUAGUCUUACAGCUGGUCUGUUCCUUUAAAUAGAGAGAUUGCCUUUUAAAUGUACGUACAAUAUAACAUGGUCUGUAAUUUUACUGACAGAGCAAGGGAAGCUCUUUGUACCUUCAUAAAACGAAUAUCAAAGUGUUAUGAAACAGCACGGUGUGUGUGAUCGUCGGCAGCUGGUUAAGGAUCUAAUCGUUUGCUAGUUUGGUGAGCUCUGCUAAAAAACAGCAGAAAGCAAGGACCUGUUGCUUGAACUGUUCACAUAAUAAUUUGUGAGGCUGGAUUGACUUCCUUCAAUCGUUUAGGAGGCAUUUCUGGGUUGUUGGUUGUUUUUUUAAAAAAAGCACACAUUGUGCCUGUAGGCAUCUCGUGACGCCACUCACCUUCUGCACCCCAUAUGGGUGUCACUUGAACUUGCUGAAACUGCCUUCAUGACCUCAGACUUAACAACCGAUGAAAAUAAGUCGGAGGUGAAAAACACACAGCUCCUCCAAAGGUACAUGUGGAACUAACAGCUGCUUUUCACCUUCCCAGUCUGUCCGAACAUUGCAGUCGUCAUCAGAGACCUUCCUCCAUGUCUCCCCACCUUCUGAGUAGUGACUAGAGAGUGGACCUUUCUGGCCAUGGUCCAAGGAAGCUACCUCUGGAGAUAUUUGGGGGACAGGCACAAACCUUUCAGUUUUUCCUGGGCAUUCAAGCUACUCUGGAACGCCCUCUCUGUGGAUCAAAUGUGCCAGGUCCUAGGGGCCAAGUCACUUUCCCUCCAUGUUUUUUUGAGGGGGCUGGGCCCUCUCAAUGCUCAGAGGGUAUUUGGCUCCGCCCCCUGGCUCCUUGUGCACCCCCUCAAUCAUCUUGAGAAGAUGGCCUCUGCUAGGAACACUUCCAAUUCUGCUUAAGUUUUGAUGGCCGCCGUAGGCAAAUAAUUUAUAGCUUGCAGCUCUUUCAGUCUUAAGAUUGCUUCACCCAUGGUUUUUCCCACACACAGAGGUGUGAAGGAGAAAAAGAGUUGGACGCUUGUGUGCAUGUCUAAUAUCAUUCAUGAAGAUACACGGGGAGAUACUGAUAGACAUGCAGACCAUUCCUCUGUAUCACUUGGAAGGACAGUAUCAGUUGAAAAUGCACUGAGUGUCUCCACUGUUGAAUUUUUAGGAAGUUUAAAAACAUUCUGGUUUACUUGGGCGCCUGAUGGCUGAAAUUCCUGGGAACCCUCAGAUUAUUAGUUCAGAGUAGGCGGUUGCUUUUAGGAAAACUGUUUCAAUUGUAUUGUUUUAGUAUGCUUGUCACCCUGGGCUCUUUUGAGGGGAAGGUGCAGGGUAUAAGUUCAAGAAAGAAAUACUGCUAUUAUAAUGCAAUUUUCUCCCAGAACAUUUGAUGAGCAUAUUACAACGAAAGGUAGUUCAGCAAACAUCUGGCAGGUACCACAUUACAGCUCCCAUCAGCCCAAUGGUCAGGGAUGAUUGCAUCUGAAGUCCAACAACAUUUGGAGGGCAGCACCAUUGGCUGCCCCUGCUCUAAAUGAUGGAUGUGCUCCAUAAGGUUUGUGGAUGGAUGUGGGUGUUUGUACGCACGCUAGGAAUACCCAGACUUCAGUGAUUUGUAUGUAAGCUUUGAAAAAAGGGAGAUAAUGGUUCUUCUUACUUAGCUUCAGAGUCCCGCCUCUACUAAUAUUGUUUCAGAUGAUUGGUUUUGUGUUUGAGGUUUCUUUUCCAUGUUUCUGCAUUAGAACAGUUUCCCUGGGGCCUGGAAAACUUCAUAUUUGAUUAGAUCUCCUUUGAAACAUUGUAGCUGAAAAGCCAGAUAGAAAUGCAGCGAACAAUUAAAUUAAUUUAAAUCAAAUCAAAUCUAAGAUGGGAGUUUUGCUUACUUUCAAAUUACUUGCAUUAUGGAGUCUUCUUGUUUUUAAAAAAGAGGUGAUAUGAUGAUAAUAUGUUAAGUAAGUUUGAUUUAGAAUGGUUAAAUUGAACUUUCAUCACACUAGGGGGGAUUUUUUUAUGGCAUAUCAGUUGCAAUGUAGGAAGGUAAUAAUGACAUGGACUGGGCAUUUCCACAAGAGAUUUAAAAAUGCAUCUGAGCCUCUCUUGUACUGUUCUAGGUGUGAGUGUUACUGUGGGGUGGAAGAGACAAGGAAUAUUGGGUGUGUGAUCCAGUCAAUAUGUAUCUAACUUUGUGGUGCAGGCAUUCUAGAUCAAUUGGCACGAAUCUGAUUUAAAUCUCAUCUGUAGGCAAGGGGGGAUUGCUUUAAGGCAGGCAUAGGCAAACCCGGCCCUCCAUAUGUUUUGGGACUACAAUUCCCAUCAUCCCUGACCACUGGUCCUGCUAGCUAGGGAUCAUGGGAGUUGUAAUCUCAAAACAUCUGGAGGGCUGAGUUUGCCUAUGCCUGCUUUAGGGCUCCUUAACACAACCUGCUUACUGUGCAUGCAUCCUGAUUUGCUAGCUCAAAGCUCAUGCAGAGGUUAGACUGUGUCUAGACUUUACUGAGCAUUUGUUCUGAUUUGAUUGUGGUGAGGUUCUGCAGAGAUGGUCAGACAUCCUGAUUUGCUUGUCUGAUGGUUAUACAUCUUCUCGUUCACCAUCCAUUCAUCCUACACUUUUCUGUGUACUUCGUCAACACUUUCUUAGCCACAAAGAAUUCAUGUCUUUCUUUUUUCAAAAGUGGAUUUGUUCUGCUAGGGCGACAAAGCACUUUAUUCCACGUUAAUUGUGCCAACCUACCAUAAAUUUCCAGCAUGUGCUUCCUUGAAUGCCUCCUGUGAAAUGCUCUCUGCCUGGGGGCGACCUUAGAGGAUGUCAAUGCAAUGUUUCGAAUUGUACCUUCCCCCAAUCGCAGUGUUUUGACAAGUUGCAAGGAACAGCAGCUGGGGGAAGGGGUUGCAGGGGAAACAUGGCAGGUGGGGGAAGGGUUGAGCACCCUUCUUCCCACCGGCUGCUUUCCCCUUGCAAAUCGCUUUCUCCCUUGCCCUGACCACCACGGUUUCACAACUGUCCCCAAACCUGUGUCUAUUUCCUUCUAUCAAAGAAGUGUUCGAAAAUAUAUGCGUCGCAUCAGUGCACUCUCGAGACAGUGGCGGGAUUAGCAGCAGGUCCCUGUUGAGGACCUGCCGAGAAAUGUGGGUUUGUUGUCUAAACCACUGAGCUUGCUGAUCAGAAGGUCGGCGGUUUGAAUCCCCACGACAGGGUGAACUCCUAUUGCUCGGUCCCAGCUCCUGCCAACCUAGCAGUUCGAAAGCACGUCAAAGUGCAAGCAGAUAAAUAGGUACCACUCCGGCGGGAAGUUAAACGGCAUUUAUUUGCGCUUCUCUGGUUUCGGUGUUCCGUUGCGCCAGAAGCGGCUUAGUCAUGCUGGCCACAUGACCCGGAAAAACUGUCUGUGGACGAACGUCGGCUCCCUCGGUCGAGAUGAGUGCCGCAACCCUAGAGUAGUCUGUGACUGGACUUAACUGUCAGGGGUCCUUUACCUUUUUUUUUAAAUGUAUGAAAUGGCCCUUAGGGAACCAGAUGCAAUUGUGUGAUGCACAGGAUUGCUGCAGCCCAUCGCUUGCUGGAUAGCAUUGUGUGUGUGGGGGAGUGCAACCUGUAUGAGUCUGCAAUGUCUCUUCCUGCCCUGUCCUGCCAUUCAUAGUCUGUGUUAUGAGAUGUCUUCAGGGGACGGGAAGAGUAACUCUUACUUGCCACCAUUUUUGCCCCUGACGUUCAUUACUUCUGCAAUUCGUAUAUCAGCUCUGUAAGGUAGGUCACUAGUACUGAGGCUGAAAGAUAGUGCCUUGCCCAAGGAUGCCUAGUAAGCUCAUGGCAGAAGCCAGAGUUGAACUGGAUUUCCUGUGCCACAAAGUUGCUGCUAUACUGCACAAGGGCUGCAGGGAGCUGAUGCAUUUGCCCCCCCCUCAAUCUUUUGUUUUUUUUUCUGAGGAGCCAGCCCCCGCCAUUAUUUUAAAAUUUGUUUUUAUUCAAGAUUUAAUUGGGUUACAAAUGUACAUAAGGCAUCUGUUUUCCAUUCAUAGAAUCCUUCCUACAGAUCAGUUACAGUGGUACCUCAGGCUACAUACGCUUCAGGUUACAUACGCUUCAGGUUACAGACUCCGCUAACCCAGAAAUAUUACCUCGGGUUAAAAACUUUGCUUCAGGAUGAGAACAGAAAUCAUGCAGUGGCGGCGCAGCGGCAGCAGGAGGCCCCAUUAGCUAAGGUGGUGCUUCAGGUUAAGAACAGUUUCAGGUUAAGAACAGACCUCCAGAACGAAUUAAGUUCUUAACCCAAGGUACCACUGUAUAUUCGAUGUGAGACAUUAAUGUUGCAAACAGUAUAAGGUUGGGGAAGAAGAGAAGUGUGGGGCGAGAACAGGGGGUGAGGGGGGAUAAUAAAUGUUCAUUCCCUUAUAUGGUGUAUGUCAAAGGUUUCGGUGUCUUCAUAAUGUGGAUAGGUUCUUUUUCUAUGCAUUUGUUUGUUUUUAUUUGCAUUAAGAGAAGUUGGGGACCCCAGGACCUGGUUGCUUGCCUUCAGUUGACUGCAGUGUGUGAGAAGGAGGGGUUGUUGGGUCAAGUUAGCCAUAUCAAUUUAUAUGCUGGGUUGCUGUGGGUUCCUGUUGUCGUCUUGUUGGGCUGCGUAUGCAGUAAAGGGGAGUCCUCUUGUAUGGGUCCCCAUGCUUGUUUCAAUUUGUUGAUUAGCUUUUCUAGCAGGGCUGUUUACCAUACAGUUUGGUACUGGUAGUCCAUGUUCACUCCUGACUGGUCCCUCCAGUGUCUGGUUAUGAUGCUUCUGGCUGCUGAAAGUAGGUUGCUUAUGAGUACUUUGCAGUGUGAGUGUGCAUUAUGGUCUUGGGAAAUAUUCAGUAGAGCCCCUCCUGCAUCGUUGAGGCUGAACAUGAAGCCAUUGCACAUGCAACUUCAGGGCAUUGUGUGGGGACCCCUCAAUAUUCUUGGGAAUAUGGCGUCUGUGAUGCCACGCAAGUUAUUAAGCAACGUGAAACUGCAUGAUGACGCCAAACAUGCAUCAUGCAUGUGUGAAUCAGGCACACAUCAUGUGUAGGCAGCCCCACUAUCUUCUUCUCCACAGGCAAGCCUCCAAGUUGCAGAAUAUCACGAGACUCUUUCAGCCUUGUUUUGAGAGAUGAGUCCCCUAGUGCUGAGACACUCCCUUUCUCCAGGGCAGAAGAGUGGAUUGCCUACACCACACAAACAAGUCUAAGCAGUGAGCAAUAUCUGGCAUGUAAAUGUGCGAUGAAUGCCAUCACCUACCAUGUGUUUCAAGCUGGCACUGCUGCCUGAUGAAACUGAUACCUAGAUGAGCCAUCAGCAUCCUAUAUGUGGUUUAACACACUCAUUUAAAAUGAGUUCAUCUGAGGAUUUGGAGCUGCAGGUCUUGCAACCAGUUGAUUAUAGGACUUGAAGGGAACGGAUUGAAGGAGCUGGGUUGAAUGGGAAGGUAAAGGUAUUUCUUUCUUUUUUUUCAUGUACAGUGGUACGUCGGGUUAAGAACUUAAUUCGUUCUGGAGGUCCGUUCUUAACCUGAAACUAUUCUUAAGCUGAAGCACCACUUUAGCUAAUGGGGCCUCCCGCUGCCGCUGUGCCACCACCACACAAUUUUUGUUCUUAUCCUGAAGCAAAUUUCUUAACCCGAGGUACUAUUUCUGGGUUAGUGGAGUCUGUAAGCUGAAGCGUCUGUAACCCGUGGUACCACUGUACACAUGGGCUGGAAAUGUUGCUGUUGUUUUUGAUGUUAAAUGUAUUACCUGCCGUUCACCAGCAGGUUAAGAUUAGUUUAGAUCUCACAGAUGUAGAACUUGGAAGUACCAUUCCAUUUUUGAGAUGGCAAAGUGCUGGUCUCGGUGGAAUACUUACUUCCGAAGGAUGCUUCCAGACUGUUGCUGUGUUUGGGUGGAGUUCAGUCACAUACCAGCAAAUUCAGGUUGUGCAAUUAAAGCUGGUUUCAAGCUCUUGCACAACAAAACUGCCCCAAAGAUGAGACUUUUUGCAAUAUGGAAGGUGAUGAGGAAAAUGCACCGGUAAGUGGGAAAUAAAAUAUAUUGACUCAACGUCUUUUAAACUCCCCACAAACAAAUCAGGAUGAAUUCUCAAUAAACAGGUCACCUGGAAGCAACACAAGUGUCUCUGGGAAUUGGGCGGUAGCCACCUUGAGGGAGGUAUCCCCAACAAAUGUGAAAUGUACCCCUCUUCUAUAUAGAAUGCCUCUGGCUUGGUAUAGCUGAAGCACUAUGUUUCUGAAAACCAUAUCUCUGCCCAACAGAUGAGGUUUUGCCUUAAGGCAAAAUAGUGCAUACUCCGUAUUACUCUUUCCCUUCUCCAUUCUUAAGUGUGCCUUUGUUGUGCCCUGCAGCACGGCAAGGCCCCACCAGAGCGUAAGGCAGGGCAAAUUUCAGACAGGAGGCAAAUCGCAGCGCAAAGAAUCAUGCUGCGUUCUGGGGAAUGCGGAGCUGUGAAGUUGCUCGGGCAAGUCACAAGCUGAAACUGAGCCUUUCUAUGGUAGCAGGUGCAGUCUAAUGGUUCACACCACCUGUGCUGGGAGAUGCCACUGAAAAGUGAGCAUCCUUCUCCAAUAACCUUCUACUGCAACUGAGCAGGAGAGCCUCAGGACUUCCUUCUGCAGUGGAGUCAUCUGAGUCAGAUGAUGGCAGUACCACAUUCUCCAGCUGGGGGGUGGAGUUGGUCUUGCAUGCCUUUCCCCUUCCACUCCAGAGUCCUCCCCUUCCUCUCCGUAAUAUCUUGGAAUUGUAGAGUUGGAAGGGACCAUGAGGGUCAUGCAUGAAUCUUUUUGCCCAGUGUGGGGCUCAAACCCAUGACUCUGAGAUUAAGAGCCUCAUGCUCUACUGACUGAGCUAGGUGAGGGGAUAUUACUCCAGGGUCAUGGCAGCCUUCUUGGCACAACAAGCGCAGCAUGUUCCCUUGUCUGGCUGCCUGUUUGACAGGGUCUUUAAGUGCUCUCCAGCAUGGGAUCCCUUCGUUUUCAUUGGAACAACUUACAUCCUUUGUCACAGAUGGGUGAGCUGGCACUUUUGUGUAAUAAAGAGAUUUUGCUGGAAGGAGUCCAGCGCAGUGGAUGAGCUAGAUUGCUCUGCUUCUGGAUGGCCUGUUUUCCCCAUUAAUUACGGGCCCAUCAGUUUAUGCAAAAUAUGAAAACAUUGGCUGGCAAGGAAUCGCUCUGCUCUUCCACCUCACUGCUAACAAUAUUGACUCAGACUGUCAAGAAGACAAACCCUUUACAGGAAUAUUCCAUAAUUAAGGCUAUAUAUUUCUCUAGUUUAAGGACCUACUGGAUCGGCACUAGGGACAGAGGAAUCUCUCGAUUUCACUUCUCCUAGUUUCUCACUUUUCCAAUUUUAAAUCCAGUUCUCCACAUUUCUGUGUCAGUUUGCAAUUUUAAAUUCAUCACCAUUUUAGUGCAAAAUUCAUUUGGUACACACAUUUUUUUGCAAGCAAUAUUUUCUAAUAUAAUGCAUUUUCAUUAAGAUGCACAUUCUUGUACAUGUUACUUUGUUGGAGAACUGCACCACAAAAUUUGGAGAAGUGCAUUUUUUUUUUUUUUUUAAGGAGAGCUGUGUUUUGGUUCACUGUUGUUUUGGAAAGCACAAAUUAGGCAGGUUUACAUUGAAAUCAUAGCCAAACCGAAUUUCUACCCCAUUCUCCAGUCGAUACCAAGAGGCCCUUCCUCUAUUUAUGUCAGGAUCCAUACCACUUAUUUGCUCCCAGUUCUGAUAAGAGUGUGGUAAUGGCUGCAGAGGAAAUGAAGAGAGAUCAGAAAGAUUGCAGGAAGUAGGUAGAUCAGUCUGACUUUUUAACUGGAAGGAGUAUGAAAAUCAGGAAAUUGUAAAGAGUUGAGGCCUGAACGAAGGAUGAACUGUGUCCUUAUGUUGAAGCUUGUGGAUAUAUGAUCAACAUGGGGCGUUACAAAAUACAAUUAAGAAUUUUGAAAUGUAUUUCACCACAUAAUCUCAAAUACAGCUUUGCUGCUAAUUAUACUGGGGUAUAUUUGUCUUUUUCCCUUUUAGAGGUUCUAAUAUAUUUUGACUAAGAACUCCUGACUGCACUAAAACUGCCGGAGCCUUUUGUUUUAAAUAAACACUGCGAAUACCAAUUUAUCACUGCUGUUGAUGAAAGAGACACUUGGCUCAGUUCACAAACCAGUUAGGCAGAAGUACUUGAGUUCAAGCCAGAUUGAUCACUUCCAUUAACUUCAAGUGAUGAUAUUGCCACUGUAUUUUGGACAGCCCAGCAUAUGAGGCUGACCAAACCAUUUUCAGCCCCAAAACAACAGGACAAAACUACAGGUAGCCUCCCAGAACUUCCCCACUGUUGAUGUGAUAUCGGAUCAGAUUCAGUGGUGGAAGGGGAGCAUAAUGAGUGGGAAAACAAACAAACAAAGAAAGGAAAUUCAGGAAUUGCUCCUCCCACUUCUCUUCGCAAUAACUUCUAAUGCUGGUUUUUCAUUCAGAAGACACCAGUUGAGAUGUUACCCAUGUUGAGAUGUUACCCAUGUAUCUCCUACAUGUUGUCUAGUUUAACUUGUUUGAGGAUUAAGUGCUCCGGCAGCUUGUUAACAUGCUUUGCCAUCGUGUUGUGAUGAUCACUGAACUCACACCAGUCUGAUUUGCUCACUCCAUGUCGGGCAGGUGUGGCUAAUAAUCCCUGUGGCUCUUCAGAUGCCCCUGAACUACAACUCCCAUCAGCCUCAACCAGCUUGGCCAGCCAUCCUGUUAGGAGGCUUGUUCCUGGUUGUUGUUCAUUUAAUUUUACUAUUGCUGCAUUUUUACUCCCAAGAAGAAGGACACUGACAAACUGGAACGUGUCCAGAGGAGGGCAACCAAAAUGGUCAAAGGCCUGGAAACGAUGCCUUAUGAGGAACGGCUAAGGGAGCUGGGCAUGUUUAGCCUGGAGAAGAGGAGGUUAAGGGGUGAUGUGAUAGCCAUGUUCAAAUAUAUAAAAGGAUGUCAUAUAGAGGAGGGAGAAAGGUUGUUCUCUGCUGCUCCAGAGAAGCGGACACGGAGCAAUGGAUCCAAACUACAAGAAAGAAGAUUCCACCUAAACAUUAGGAAGAACUUCCUGACAGUAAGAGCUGUUCGACAGUGGAAUUUGCUGCCAAGGAGUGUGGUGGAGUCUCCUUCUUUGGAGGUCUUUAAGCAGAGGCUUGGCAACCAUAUGUCAGGAGUGCUCUGAUGGUGUUUCCUGCUUGGCAGGGGGUUGGACUCGAUGGCCCUUGUGGUCUAUUCCAACUCUGAUUCUAUGAUUCUAAGAGCCACGUGUCAGAUUCCCCGCCGCCUCAGGUGUUAAAACAAUUUAGCUAACCUUGUGCACCAUUUGACCUGGACCUUGGACAGAGACACCAUCUCUGCUUUUCUGCUUCUGGCAGCAUAAUGUUCUUGGCUUGGCUUGGACUGGCAGAGUGCCGCAGGUCUAGCCAAACACAGAAAGAUACUAAUACAGGUUGGUCAUUCACAUUUUCACUCACAAUAAGCUGCACUGAGUGCAGUAGAGCCAGCUUCCUAGUACAUGUGCUUAGGACUGUGCAGCCUAUAGAGCAGGCAUGGCCAAACAUGACCCUCCAGCUGUUUUAGGACUGCAGUUCCCAUCAUCCCUGACCACUGGUCCUGUUACCUAGGGAUGAUGGGAGUUGUAGUCCCAAAACAGCUAGAGGGCCAUGUUUGGCCAUUCCUAAUAUAGAGCUUUUCGCUUGAUUUGAUUUUGAGCAAGGCAAGUACAGUAGUUACUCUAGACUUUGGGGGGAAUCUAGAUAUCUUUCAUGGAGAAAGUAUUUCUGUGAUCUGGAAACGUAGGUGAAAAAAUCCCAUUCCUUUGCAAUUUAUCAUUAUUAUUAUUAUUUAUUACAUUUGUAUACUGCUGUAUAAUUGUAGAUCUCAGCACAGUUCACAACAUAAAAUCACAAUAUACAAAAAGAAAAUAUAUAAUGAAAACAAAAACCCAAUAAACCUCCCCUUCCACAUUUUAAAACCUUCCCCACUCAUUAUUCUACUAGUGAGUGGAGUGUUAAUGCCUCAAGCACCUAUUGGAUGAUGCCUGUGAUGUCACACAUGAUCGGUGCUAUAAACAUCCGCUCACAUUUAAAUACCUGUGCUAUAUAACAGCAGGGAUGGGUAACCUGUGGUCCUCCAGAUGUUGCUGAACUCCAUCAACCCCAGCCAGCCAAUGGUCAGGGAUGAUGGGAGCUGGAGUCUAGCAAUAUCUGGAGGACCACUGAUUUCCCAUAUCUAUUUUAUAGGCUUAAAUACUCCACCACUGGCACACUGCAAUGUGCUGGUAUCCUCUUUCAGAGUGGGAAGGUACUGUGUUAGCUGGAUCAAUGUGGCAGCAUCUGGCCUCAUCACCACUAUGCUAAGGCCCCUCCAAUGAUGGAGGCCAGAAGCUACCAAGCAGCUAUCAGGUGACUCAGGGGGCAGUAACAUCCCACUUAAUCCUGUAAACCCUCAGAUUUGUGCCUGGCUCGUUCUGAAUAUCUUGGUGCUAGAGAAAGGAUCUGACUGUUCUCCGGCUGGGCCCACUCACUCAUCUGUUUAUCUAUGGACUUGCCCAGUGGUGGAAGGAGUCUCUCUUGGCACCUGGGGUGGUGCAAACCGCCCAUAGGGGCAGGGCGAACCGUCCAUAGGGAGGGACAGGGGGCACAGCGGCCAUUUCCGCCCCCUCUGUUUUUGCUCGUCUGCCUUUCCCACCCUCUCCCCUGCCUGCCUGCCUGCCUCCUCCAUGUGGGAGCGUGGGGUAAUGGCGCCCCCCGUGACUCCUGACCCAGGGGGUGGGGCAACCAUGCCCGGGGGGCACAAUCUGGCCCGGCGACCAGGCCAGGGGGCGCUGCACCAAGGCAGCCAGGCCAGGUGUGCUGGUCCCGGGGGUAAGGUACCUUGGGUGUAGCAGAGUCCACACGAGGAGGGGCAAGGUCCGAGGCAGAGAGCCGGGCGGGGAACAGGAAUGCUGGAACAGGAGGCUGUGCAGGGAACAGGAACACCGGAUGGUCGGGAACAGGAGGCCGAGCAGGGAACAGGAGUACCGGAUAGUCAGGAACAGGAAGCCGAGCAGGGAUCAGGAACACAGGAAGGUCCGAAGCCAACAACGACGUUGCUCCCGCAACCUGGGGCCGGGCUGACUGGGCUUUUAUCCUCUUCUAAGGCCAGGGGCGGUCCCGGUCCCCAGGAGCCCCGCCUCCUCUGGCCUUAAGGCGAGCACUCCUCCUGGGGGCAACCAGUUCCCUUCGCCUCUCUGCCCUAAGCCUCUGCAGAUCAGGAGAGGCCGAAGGGUUACUGGGCCCUGGAGGAGGCUCACCUGUGGCCACUGAGUCAUCAAGCCCCUCUGGGGCCCGAAGGGCUUCACCUGGGGCCAGCUCCUGAUGCACUGCCACAGGUGCAGGCUCUUCAGCAUCAAGGCCUUGCCCCAGUUCAGCCGGCCCUGGAGGCGGGGACUCCUGUGCAGGCCGGGAUUCCUCUGUUUCAUCCUCCGAAUCGGAAUCCCAGGCCAUCACACCAUCCCCCUCCCAGGCCCCCCCCUCAACCGAGGGUCCGGACCCGGCUUGCCGGGAUACGUCGCAUGGAACUCUCGGAGGCAGGCAGGUGCAUGGACAUUGGCCGCUGGUUCCCAGGAACGGUCCUCCGGUCCGUACCCCUUCCAGUCAAUGAGAUACUGCAGCUUUCCCCUGCGGUAUCGGGAGUCCAGGAUGCGUUCCACCUCGUACUCAGGCUCCCCGAACCAACACUGGCUGCGGUCGGGGACGGUUCUGGUGGAACUCGUCGGGUGGGGCCACCGGACUCCAAAGGGACCUGUGGAAGACCGGGUGAACCUUCAGGGUUGCGGGUAACCGGAGACGGAAUGCCACAGGAGAGAUUUGGUCUACGAUAGGGAACGGGCCGGUGAAGCGGGCGUCCAACUUCCGCGAAGGUCGAGAGGGGUGGAGGUGGCGAGUGGAGAGCCAAACCAGGUCACCGACGCGAAGUUCCGGCCCCACCUGGCGGUGGCGGUCGGCCUGGGCUUUGUACGCUUCCUUGGCCUGGUGCAGUUGCUCCACCAAAAGCUGUUGCUGGGACUGGAGCUCUUGAAGCCACUCCGUCACCGCCGGGACCGCGGAUGCCGGCAGCACCUCUGGAAACAGCCGUGGAUGAUAACCAUAACUGGCCUGGAACGGGGUCUGCUGGGUGGACGCAUUCACCGCGUUGUUAUAGGCGAACUCCGCCAAUGCCAGGUGGUCGACCCAGUCAUCCUGCUGGUAGCUGCAGUAACACCGGAGGUACUGCUCCAGCACCGCGUUCGCCCGUUCCGUCUGGCCAUCGGUCUGUGGGUGGUAGGCUGACGAGAGGCAGACCUCUGUCCCGAGGGUCUGGUGUAAUGCUCGCCAGAACCGGGAUGUGAACUGAACGCCCCGGUCGGACACCACGCGCUCAGGUAGACCAUGCAGGCGGAAGACAUGCUGAAGGUACAGCUGAGCAGUUUCCUUGGCUGUGGGUACAGAUGGACAGGGAGCGCAGUGCACCAUCUUGGUGAAAUGGUCGGAGAAAACCAGAAGGCAGGUACAGCCACGAGACGAGGGUAAGUCCACUACAAAGUCCAACGAAACUGUGUGCCAAGGGCGCGGUGGAACUGGCAAUGGCUGAAGUAGGCCGGGGGUCGCCCGGUAGGCCCCUUGGCGCGUCGGCAGACAUCACAACCAGCAACGUAGCGAGCCACGUCAGCCUUCAGGCGGGGCCACCAAAACUCACGACUGACCAGAUGGGUGGUCCGAUACCGUCCAAAGUGCCCCGCUGCCGGGGCAUCAUGGGCCAUCCGGAGAACCUCCAGCCGCAGUGGCCCUGGCGGGAUGUACAGACGACCGUGGUGCAGCAGGAGGCCCUGAUGCAGGACCAGCCCCGGAUACUGUGGGCUGGACCCUUCAGCCAGCUCCCGGAGUCGUUCCUGGGCCCAAGCGUCGACCCGCUGCUGUUCCCGCACCCGAACCUGCAGUGGCUGCGCCUCCUGGGUGGCCAGGAAUGCGGCCGGAGGUAGGAUCGUGGCGGGUUCUGCUUGCUGUACCGUGUCUGCGUUGUCUUCAGGUUUCCGGGACAGGGCAUCCGCCUUCAGAUUCUGAGAGCUAGGGAUGUAGCGGAUCCGAAACUGGAACCGGGAAAGAACAACGCCCACCGGAUCUGUCUUUGGUUCAGCUUGCGGGUGGUCUGGAGGUACUCCAGGUUCCGGUGGUCGGUUCUUACCUCCACCGGAUGUCGUGCCCCCUCAAGAUGGUGGCGCCAGACCUCAAAGGCUACCUUGAUGGCCAGUAGUUCCCGCUCCCACACAGUAUAGUUACGCUCCGCUGGUAGGAGCUGGCGGGAAUAGAAGGCACAGGGUAAGAGUGGCGCUUCGGGCCCAAUCUGUUGAGACAAGACGGCACCGAGAGCCGUACUGGAGGCGUCGGUCUCCACCACAAAGGGUCGAGAGGGGUCAGGAUGUUGUAAGAUUGGUGCCCUCUGGAAACAGGCCUUCAACCCCUGAAACGCCUCCUCUGCCUCCUUGUCCCAGGAAAACGGCGUCUUUGGGCGCAGUAGCCGGGUCAACGGGGUGGUGCGAUGAGCAUAAUCAGCGAUGAAGGUCCGGUAGUAAUUGGCGAACCCCCGGAACCGUGGUAUGUCCUUGCGGUUCCGGGGUGCCGCCCAUUCUUGAACCGCUGUCACCUUCCCGGGUCCAUUUGCACCCCAUCCGGAGAGAGCCGGUGACCAAGGAAGUCCACAGUCCGCUGAUGGAACUCGCACUUGCUGAGCUUUGCGUACAAACGGUGCUCACGCAAGCGCUGCAGCACGGUCCGGACAUGUCCCUCAUGGCGAGCCGGGUCACGGGAGUAAAUCAGUAUGUCAUCCAAAUACACCACCACGUACUUGUCUAACAAGUCCUGAAACACGUGGUUGAUGUAGCGUUGGAACACAGCAGGCGCGUUGCACAACCCGAAAGGCAUAACCAAAUAUUCGAACUGCCCGUACCGGGUCCCAAACGCUGUCUUCCACUCAUCCCCGGCUCGGAUCCGAAUCAAGUUGUAGGCCCCCCGGAGGUCCAGCUUGGUGAACACCUGUGCCCCUUGCACCCGCUCCAGCAGCUCCGAGAUAAGGGGCAAGGGGUAUCGGUCUGGGACGGUAAUUUUGUUCAAGGCUCGGUAAUCAUGGCAAGGGCGGAGUCCCCACAUUUCUUCUUAACGAAAAGCACUGGUGCCGCGGUAGGCGAGGUGGACGGCCUAAUGAACCCACGCUCCAGGUUCUUGCGCAAGAAGUCCUGCAAAGCCUCGCGCUCUGGCUCUGUUAGAGAAUAUAAGCGACUCACUGGUAGAGGCGCUCCGGGUUGGAGGUCUAUGCCGCAGUCAAAGGCCGAUGCGGCGGCAGCUGGUCUGCCCCCGUUCCUCGAACACGUCCUGGUAGUCCUGAUACACGGCUGGGAGCGUGGGUGCUGCCUCCUCUGAGGCGCGGCCGCCAGCGUCCCAGUUGAGCAUGGGAACAUGGGUCUGGGAAGUGCACGGUCCGUUUGACCCAGUGAAUCUGAGCGUUGUGGGCUUCCAGCCAGUCCAUCCCGAGCACCAGGGGAAGCGGGGCAUAGAGGCAAUGUCCAAAGUUCGCAACUCCCGGUGCUGCUGGAAACACAGGACCAGGGGCUGGGUCUCCUGAGUAACGGCACCUGAACACAGAAGUCGUCCGUCAAUCGCUUCCACCUGGACCGGUACUGGCUUGUUCCGAAGUGGCACCUGAUGAUGGGCGGCAAAAGCAGCGUCCAUAUAAGAGCGGGUUGCCCCUGAAUCCACCAAAGCAUGGGUGGGGAUCCAGGGCCCACCUGGAGGGUAUAAACGUACCGGAACCAUAAGAUGUUGCGAGUCCAUUGAUGCAGGCCCAUUCUGCGCGGUUUGGGACCCCCGGCAGCUAGGGCCAUCAGCUACUGGGGUUGGCGGUUUCCCUGCGGCUGGCGUUUCUCAGGGCAAGACCGAGCGAAGUGUCCACUUCCGCCACAGUAAAGACAGAGAUUUCCCUCCCGACGCCGCGCCUUCUCUGCGGGGGAAGGCGUGGCCGCACUGCCCCGAGCUGCAUAGGCUCCUCCGUUAAAUCAGUUGUGACCGUGGGGCUCCCGGAAAAAGCUGGUGCCGUGAACUGGAAGUGUCGGCGACCCGGGCCUGACGACGAUCCUCCAACCGGUCGUCUAUUUGUAGACUCCGUUGAAUGAGAGUGUCUAGCGUGGUGGGGCGUUCCAUUGUGGCCAACUGGUCCAGUACCUCGUCCGAAAGCCCUUCGAGAUACUGGUCCCGCAGUGCCGAAUCAUUCCAGGUCAAGUCCUGUGCCAACAGCCGAAACUCCGUGGUAUAUGCGGCCACCGUGGACUUGCCCUGUUUCAAACGCCGAAUCGCCCGGUUGGCUUGACUCCCUUUCUGGGGGUUGCCGAGCGCGGCCUCCAAACGAUUGCAAAACCCCGUAUAGUCUGCCAGCAAGGGGAGUCUUGCCUGAGUAGCGGCAACGCCCACUUGGCCGCCUGGUCCUUUAACAAACUAAUCAAAAAGUGCACCUUGGUGCGGUCGUCAGGAAAGUUCCGGGCUCGCCCCUGAAUAUACAGCUUGGCCUGGGCCAGGAACAUGGGAAAGCUGGCCGGGGCUCCAUCAAAUUUCUCAGGCAAAGCCACUGGGUACUUGCCAGGAGCCGGGCGUCGGCCCCAGGAGCCGGUAGGGCUUCCAAGCGUUGUUGAAGUGCCACAACCGCGUCACUGAGCUGCUGCACGGUGUGAGUCAAGGCCUGGUUCUUCUGGGCCAAAGCCACCAGUGCAGCCGCCUGGUCAGCCAUGGCCUCUGGCUCUUCCCGAACGCACCCCUACGAAGGGGAGUGCGGGUUUGGCGGGAGCAAACUGUGCUGGUCCCGGGGUAAGGUACCUUGGGUGUAGCAGAGUCCACACGAAGAGGGGCAAGGUCCGAGGCAGAGAGCCGGGCGGGGAACAGGAAUGCUGGAACAGGAGGCUGUGCAGGGAACAGGAACACCGGAUGGUCGGGAACAGGAGGCCGAGCAGGGAACAGGAGUACCGGAUAGUCAGGAACAGGAAGCCGAGCAGGGAUCAGGAACACAGGAAGGUCCGAAGCCAACAACGACGUUGCUCCCGCAACCUGGGGCCGGGCUGACUGGGCUUUUAUCCUCUUCUAAGGCCAGGGGCGGUCCCGGUCCCCAGGAGCCCCGCCUCCUCUGGCCUUAAGGCGAGCACUCCUCCUGGGGGCAACCAGUUCCCUUCGCCUCUCUGCCCUAAGCCUCUGCAGAUCAGGAGAGGCCGAAGGGUUACUGGGCCCUGGAGGAGGCUCACCUGUGGCCACUGAGUCAUCAAGCCCCUCUGGGGCCCGAAGGAGCUUCACCUGGGGCCAGCUCCUGAUGCACUGCCACAGGUGCAGGCUCUUCAGCAUCAAGGCCUUGCCCCAGUUCAGCCGGCCCUGGAGGCGGGGACUCCUGUGCAGGCCGGGAUUCCUCUGUUUCAUCCUCCGAAUCGGAAUCCCAGGCCAUCACACCAGGGGAUGCAUUCUGACCCUGUGGCCAGGCUGGGGGGUGCGCCCCACUGCAGUGGCCAGACUGGGGGCACGAUCCGGCAUGGUGGCCAGGCUGGGGGGUGUGAUCCGGCCAGGCCAGGGGGUGCAAUCCAGCACAGCGGCCAGGCCAGGGGGUGGGAUCUGGCUUGGCGGCAAUCGGACUCGGUUGGGAUUUUGUCUCACACACCCCUCAGGGAUGGUGCCACCUCCACCGCCUCUGUACUUGCCUGCUUACUCAAAACUCACCUCUGGACCGUUAACUUUGACAGUGCUUGCUCUGCAGUAGGAAAAGCUGGGCUUUAUGACUGGGCUGAUCUUGAUUUGUGAUGGGUAAUUUGGAACUCUCCCAAGCAGCUUUCAAAAGUCAAAUGGCUGCAUGUAUUUUCCUAGAAUUUGAUCUAUCACAUGUUUCUGCUUUUCAGAAAUUAUAAAAGAUGAGAAAGAUUAGCUACAGCGGAGAGACUUCUAGAGAAGUCUGGCCUUUGUAUUCAGGCCAGAUGAGCUGCCUCAAAAGGCAAAUAGCCCUGGGGUAAUUAUGGAAAUGGGACACGGGUGGCACUGUGGGUUAAACCACAGAGCCUAGGACUUGCCGAUCAGAAGGUCGGUGGUUUGAAUCCCCGUGACAGGGUGAGCUACCAUUGCUCAGUCUCUCCUCCUGCCAACCUAGCAGUUUGAAAGCACGUCAAAGUGCAAGUAGAUAAAUAGGUACCGCUGUGGCAGGAAGGUAAACGGCGUUUACGUGCACUGUUCUGGUUCGCCAGAAGCAGCUUAGUCAUGCUGGCCACAUGACCCGGAAGCUGUACGCCGGCUCCCUUGGCCAGUAAAGUGAGAUGAGCGCCGCAACCCCAGAGUCGGCCAUGACUGGACCUAAUGGUCAGGGUUCCCUUUACCUUUACCUAAUUAUGGAAAUGUAUAUACUGUAUGGGGAGGUGCAGAAAUGAAGAACAACCUACCUAUGCAGACUGGUCCUCAGCCCCCUUGGAUCAUCUGGCUUGUGUCUAAAAUAGUGCUAGGUCUUCUUCUACAAUGGAGCUUCCACAACCCUUGAAGGGACAGCCCAGAUUUACAGAAGCCAUCUUGGUUUCUGAUUUGAUCCCAGAAUGUCCCACUUUUCCUUAGGACGUCCCUAUUUUCAUCGGAGAAAUGUUGGAGGGUGUGGAGUUAUCUGACUCCCGAGCCAUCUGAAGGCAGCCCUGUAUAGGGAAGUUCUUUCAGUUAUUUUUAAUCUGAUCAGAAUAUCAAAGAAAAAAGUAUUUGUGUGGUACUAUAGCAAUUUUACUACAGAAUGCAGUGCAAAAAUCAAUAUGUCUUGGUUCUACUGCCCACUUGGAGAUAAUAAAGCUCUCUCUCUCACACACAUCUUUAGGAUAUUUUAGGAAGGAACAUAAGGGAAGGAUCUUUAGUUCAUGUACCAGUGAGUCAAGCAUGCAGUAAUAUUGCCAUUUUGAUGACACAUCCAUACAUGUUCAGCCUUGUUAACCUUUAGAGGAACAUGAGGAAGCUGUUGAAACUACAAGAAAAAUGUAUACACUGUUGGCAUUUGUCUGCAAAAUGAGUUUGUAAGCUUUAAAAGGUCUUGCUGGCUCCAGUCCAAAGUACUUUGUGCUCCUACAUUUGUAGUAUUUUUAAGUCAAUUUAGUGGCUCAGCAAGAUUGCAUGGGCAAAGUGAAUGACAGCCGUAGCUCUUUAAGAGAAUUGUGAAUUAAAGUUAGAAACUAGCACCAAUAAUAAUAAUAAUAAUAAUUUUAUUUAUACCCCGCCCAUCUGGCUGGGCUUCCCCAGCCACUCUGGGCGGCUUCCAACAAAAUAUUAAAAUACAAUGCUCUGUUAAACAUUAAAAGCUUCCCUAAACAUUCUACUUAGAAUGUAGAAGGUUUCAACCUUAGUGCUAGGGAAACUUCUGAUACUCUCCUAAUCAGAAUUUCCUCCUUGAUCUGGGAGUUCUGAAUGAACUGGAUUUGUUAGAAUAAUAGAGUUGGAUGGGACCUCAAAUGUUACCAGGUCUAACCCCACAUCAUCUCUGAUGGAUUCCCUUCUAGUUUCCACUAUCGAAUCAAAUUAACUCCAUCUGUUUGACAGUCCUUCAUAUAUUUAUCAUUUAUUUCAUUUAAAAAUAUUUAUAUGCCACAAUAUAGAGAGCUAUUAUUGUAAACUACUUUGUUUUUUUAAUAAGAAAAACAGACAAAUUAAAACCAGAGGCCAUCAAUUUAAGACCAUCAAUCAUAGAAAGAUGUGUUAUUAGUUGCUUAGAGAAACUGGGUAGAAUAAAAAAGUGUUCAGCCUGCGUUUUAAAGAUUGAAAGAGAAGGCACCUGCUAAAUCUCUAUUGGCAGGGUAUUCCAUGACAGUGGGCAGAAAAAUGGUUUGAACGUGGUUUGAAAAUUGUUAGCUUUUGUCUCUUAAUCGUCUCUUCUCUAGGCUAAAUAUACGCUGUAUGAAACUUGGUCUACCGAACCGAACCAAUACUUUAGAAAGCCUCCAUAGUUCUGUUGGGGUUUUUUUCAUUUCUGAGAGAGUGUACACACAUUUUAUUUUAGACGCAAUGAAGCACACAUUUCUUCUAUAUAAUCCACAAACAAUCUAGAUCUAUUGCAUAUUUGUUGCCCCCUGGAAAGUGCUUCUUGAGAAACAAGUUCCUUUCCAAAAAUGAAAGCUCGUUGACGAUUGAUUUUCGCGUUACCCCACUGCAUAUCCAUUUGGAAAAAAAGUUGGCCGUCCCAGCAGUGGGAGUUGUAUCCUCCCCUGCCCAAUGGCAUUGUGGGUGGGAAUUUAUCAAGAUGGUUAUCAUCACUUCCUCCUUUCCUCAGCUGGGGCAAGUACAGGAAGGAAAAGGCUUGCAUAACCUAAUCAAGGGGAAGGUUUUCAAAUGUGUAUCAAGUAACUACACCCAUCCUUGUGGACAGCAGGAUCUAGGAUCAAUCUAGAUUGAAAGCAACAUGCUGAGGACAAGCAUGAACGGUGCCAGAAUGAGGAAAAACUACAUUUCUGUGCUACAAGCAGGUUAGUGUGAAAUAUUUUGAGUGUGGUAUAGACUGUUGUGAGAGACCUGUGGUUCAACAGGGCCAGUUCUGGGGUGACUUCCAAUACAUGUUUGGUUGUUUUGCUUAUUUCUUGCAAGAAAAUCUGUAAUCAUUUAUUUUUUAAAGCAAACUUGAUGAGCAUAUUUACAAGCUUGAAGGCUUGAGGGAAGUCAGAAGAGAGGAAUGUUAAUGUUAAAGGCUUGAAUAGCUUCCCCCUUAAAAUCAGUGUGGAGAAGGAGCUGGAUUGCACUCCGUAAGUUUGAAAUACUUGGCAUAUGGGGAAAAGUUGAAAGGAAUGAGUGAUGCUUAGAUUGGGAAAACAGAAAAUUGAGACACUAUUUGCAGCAUCAAUCAUUCAGCUAGAGAGAUGCAAAACACACAUUCUUGUCUUUUUAUCAUCUUGCAGAUAGGCUCCUGUUUGGCUAAUUAUUUCCCUGAGGUGGAAAGAGACACUUUGAUUUGUGGUGACUCAUAACAUGAUGAACGAUGGCAGAAGCUUAUUCACACUCUUGGAGUAUCAAAUGAUACCUCCAGUUACCAUAUGAAUAACACCUUUAAUGGUAUAGCUAUAAGGGACUGCCUUCUGCUGUAGCCCAUCUUGGCUGUUUACACAGGCUCUCCCCACACCCAGAGCUGAGUGACAUUGAAGAACAGUCAUUAGCGCUGUCCUUUUGCGAUCAUAAUUUUGAAUGCUGCUCAGUGCAAAACAAAUAAAAAGCCCAGCAUCUCCUAUCAUAUAAAAAACAAAUCUAGCAAGGUCCUAAGCAAAGAUAGUGAUGGGACACCUGCAUAGAGUGGACAUCAAACGGCAUGUCAUUCUGCAACAGUUUGGAAGAAUCAAAUCAGUUGUCAACGUAGGAUAAUAAGCCUCGUAUAACCAAAAUGCUUAAGUCUAAUUAACACAUGAAGGGGUUAAUGCCAUAGAGUAUGUUGUCCUGCCUGGCUUAACUAAGAUUACUCCCCCUCACCUUGGGAGGAAUGAAGUCAAGCCUGUUGUUUCUCUGUCUGCCAUGUGAACUCUGGGUGUAAAGAGGUCUGGGCUGGUUGCUCCAAGCUCUCAGACCACACGAGGUUAAGACAGAAUCCUUCUGCCUGAUAUGCUGGCACCGGGAGUUAUGGAUGGUGGUGGAACAUUCAAAGAGGGUGAUGGAUCCUGCAUGGAUAUGCUGCCUUCUUCUGGGAUAAUGUUCUGGUGGCAUAACUCCCAGAACUCCCAUCUGUGAUUGGCAAUAGUUUAACUUGGGAGUCGAGACUUCUAGUCAGGGCAAGUCCUGUGAGAAGAGCCAAAGAGGAUGAUUGCCUAACUCCUUUGAGAUGUGCUGUGUUUGUGCCACAUCUUCUGUGGGUGCUGAUUUUGAUUGACAAAUCCUGUAGAUAAUUACAACUUGGUAACAUGCAGAGUGGCCCUCUAUGCACUGGCUGCAAAAAAAUUUUUGGAAAAGGGACCUAGAUCAAAUCACUGAGUUGUUUUGGUGAUACAAAGGUUUAAUCUGAAAUCAAACUAAAUUAAAGCUUGUUGGUUUCUCUGGUAUCUUCUCUUACAUAAUGGAUGUCAGCUUAUUAUGGACGCUUGUUUUGUAUUUUAUUAAUAUUAUUGCUACAAGUUUGUCAUUGCCUUUGGCUAGAACAAUAAACUACUGAAAUGAACUACAAGUGAAAAGAAAUGGCUUGCAGUUUCAGGUAAUGUUGAGUGACACUCACAAUAGCAGUGCAAACUUGAAUAGCAAUGAGAACUGAGUCAGCUUUUGGGAACUAUUGCGAAAAGGUGUGUGUGUGUGCGCGCGCGCCUCUGUAUGUGUUUAAAUGCAAUUAAGCAGGUUCACAGUGUAUUACAUAAGAAGAAACACUGCCAAUUUUUCAUACCUGCAGUAGCUAAUUGUAACUCCAUUCCAUUUUUUAUAUGUAUUUUGAUUUGGCAAACUUUGAAACACUUUGAUCCAACAUCAAUUUUCUCUUUUUUAAUGCAUAAGAUUUGUUCUUACAAACACGUAAUAAAUAUUGUUUCUUGUCACAUGGAUGAUUAGAAAAGAGGCAUGUUUCUUCAAAAAAGAAAAGAAAAACCCACCAUUUACAAAGGCACUUGGACAAGCACAGAGGUACACACUAACUGCAUUACAUUUUCAUUCUGUACAGUGCUAUACUCUUUGCUCAGAGGAUAAUUUUCCCAGACAGUUGAAGGUGGUUUUGAAGAUGGGUUGGGGCUUGUGGUGUAUGUAUAUUUUUUCUCAACUUUUGCCUUUGAUAAACAGAUAUUUAUUGUUUCAAAACCUGCCUUGCCUGUUUAGCUACAGUGGCUGUCAGAUCAAAGAUGUGCUCUGCCAUUUUUUUCUGAGCCAAGUACUGUAUUGCAAAAUUCAGAGACAUGCAAAAAUCUUAGCAUAAUUAUGUUCCCAACCACACAUUAGUCCAAGGGGGUCAGUUUGCUUUGCAAUUCACAGAAACUGAAGUCUUCAAUCCUUGACAUAGGUGACCCUUUGCUGCUCUGCAAAUGGCUUAGGUUCAGAUUUGGUUCUGCAGGGACGUUAUAUAAAAGCCUAUUUUAACAUGAAGUGGUAUAUAAAUUAAAUCAUUGUCAUCUUUUUCUUCCUUGUGCCUUUUAAGAACCCAGUGAUUGGAGGUCAAACUUGCAUCAUUUUCCUGCCUCAAAGAGCUGUCUUUUCCUUGAUCGUUAAUGGAAAUAGCCACAUGUGGGUUCAUCUGUGUGGAUCUAGAAGAGGCCCUUAAAGGAACAAUUAAGAGCUGUGAAACUGCAUGAGAUGAAAAAUCCACAACAACAGCUAAAGCAUAUGACAGAGUAAUAAACAAUUAAAGGACUUGAAACAAUGAAGUGCCCAGGUGCUCCAAAAACAGUGUUCAAAAGACUAAUCUAACUGAAUAUAAACACUGCCUUGGAAGCACAUCAACUUUAUAACCAGCACUUUUUCUGCUUGAGAAAAACAAACGAACAAAAAAAAACCUUCCUUUCAUCUCCCUUACAAACUAAUGUAGCAAAUGGUAUCAGUAUGGAAUUGGCAGAGGUCUGCUUAGUACUGACAGAGCAACUAAAGAGAACUAAAAAGAAAACCGCAGUUGGGAUAUUGCAGGAUAAUGCUAAAUUAUAAGUGUCCAUGGUGCUUUCUGUUGACUAAAUAACAUAACAGUAUCAUGUAUCCUCUUAAAGGCUUUGAUUAACACGUUUUUGGAUUCAAGUGAUGCACCUAGUUUCAAAAAUGCCACUGGCAUGAACUUUCCUUGUCGGAUGGUGCCAGUGGAGAUCUAUAUUUUAAAAGCGGACUAAUUAAUGUGAAGUAAUUAGGAUACUGUUGAAUUUUUCAUUGGAAGUCCCUUCUCAUUCAGGUUCCACAUGAUGCUUCAUGUUCAUAUCACAGUUCAAAAUGUUCCAAAUACAAUUAGAUAAUGCAGGUGAAGUAAUUGUUGCAACAGCAUAACCCUGUAAGAUAACACUAUAUUAUUAUACUCAUAUUGCAGAUAGGGGAACCGAGGUCGGUGAGCGCCACGAUUUGAACCAGGGACAUCCUGAUUCAUAGCUCAGCCUCCAUACACAUUUAAAGCACAUGACUUCCCUCAAAGAACCAUGGAAACUGUAGUUUACCUCACAGAUCUACAGUUCCCAGCACAGUUCUUAGCGGACUACUGUUCUCAGGAUUCCUUAGGGCAGGUUUUAUGCUUUGAACGUAAGGUGUGUACAGUGGUACCUUGGGUUACAUACACUUCAGGUUACAGACUCCGCUAACCCAGAAAUAGUACCUCGGGUUAAGAACUUUGCUUCAGGAUGAGAACAGAUAUUGCGCCGCGGCAGCGGGAGGCCCCAUUAGCUAAAAUGGUACCUCAGGUUAAGAACAGUUUCAGGUUAAGAACGGACCUCUGGAACGAAUUAAGUACUUAACCUGAGGUACCACUGUACUCAGACUCAAUCUUUUAGCCACUGUGCCAAACCUGCAGCACAUUCCUUUGUGGCAUCUGUUAGCAGCUUUGUUUCCCAUUUGGGGAGAAGUGGGCUGUGAAUAUUUGAACUACAUCAGCAAUUAAGUACUGACGACAGCUUCACACUUCAGCAGAGUCGUGAACACAUCGCUUACAAGUUUCCACACAUUAAAUUGGCUGAUCUUCAGGAAAAACAGCUGAUGAACAGCCCUUUGUAUCGCUACUUCUGGUGUCGUUUUACGGCUGCCGAAUGGUUAAACUUUUUCGGAAUCUGGUUGCGCUUAAAGGCGACCUUAUCUUAUUUGCACUUUUUAAAACAACACAAGAACUAAAACACAACCACCCUCCAGAAUUCUGCAGCUCUCUGACUUUGGCAGUGCUUUUCUCCAGCCAAGUAAUGGGUACUAAAAUGCACAUACUGUGCCUUAAAAUGCAUAAUGAAAACAAAAUAUACAGGAAAUGCAUUAUAUUGGAGGGGGGGCUUUGCAAAAAUGUGUGCAUUCAGCAAAAUUGUCCAUAAUCAAUGUAUGUAGUAGUGGUGGUAAUAAUAAUACAGUGGUGCCUCGCAAGACGAAAUUAAUUCGUUCCGCGAGUUUUGUCGUCUUGUGAUUUUUUUCGUCUUGCGAAGCACGGUGUUGGAAAAGUUUUGGAAAAGCUUCAAAAAUCACCAAAGUCUUCAAAAACCUCAAAAAAGGCUACCACACCGCGUGCUAUGAGUUGCUCCUCGAAGUCAAGUCGCAACUGUAUUAACGGUGUUAAGAAAAAGGAAACAAACUUGCAAGACGUUUCCGUCUUGCGAAGCAAGCCCAUAGGGAAAAUCGUCUUGCGAAGCAGCUCAAAAAACAAAAAACCCUUUCGUUUUGCGAGGCAUUCGUCUUGCGAGGUACCACUGUAAUAAUAAUAAUAAUAAUGUAAUAGAAGAAAUCUGUACUGAAAUGAUGAUGAAUGAAGUGAUGAUGAACAACAACCACAAACUGAUGUAUUUAAGAUUGGGAAAAUGAAAAACUGAAAUUGACAGAUUUACUCCUCCCAUCCCUGACACUUGACCAUCCUAGCUGGGCCUGGAGCCGAUAGGACUCGGAGUUCAGCAACAUCUGGAAGGAUACAAGUUCCCUAUCCCUGGCCCUCAAACAUUAUCCAGACCUUACAAUUCCUUGUAUGCUCACCUCUGCAGCAGAAAACACUCCAUGCUCAAGGAUCACAACUGAAUCUUGGCAUUCUCAAAAAAGAGAUGUUCUCAAACAACAUGUUACACUAAACACAUAGCUUUGCAAUGCGCUCUUGUUCUUAACACUUUAAAUGCAGCCAGUUUGGUGGAGGAGGGUUGAUCAGGACUGGUGUAUAGGGUUAACCCUUUCCCCGAUGCCAAAUUAUUGACCCAAAAACCCCUACUCUUCUCCCAAAGCCACUAUCUGACACAAGGCAAAACUACUCACUCAACUUAACAUGCAGUUUGGUCAUAAGCUCUGACAUGAAUUUAUUGCCCCCUUUUGUUAUUGUAUCACCCCCUCUUCAGUUUAGCAGGAGUUGGGUCUGAUAAUGUGGGAGAACAUUUCCAACAUCACAUGCACUAAUAUAGUGCUCAUUAUUAACUUUGAACUCCAAGAACUAAAAAAAACAACUUUUGACGUUCUCAGAGGCACUGCUCUACAUCCCUCCACUAAGUGAAGUAAGGUGGCUAGACACCAGAGACACGUAGCUGUCAACGUUUCCCCUUUUUUAAGGGAAAUUCCCUUAUUCCGAAUAGGAUUCCUCUCAAGAAAAGGGAAAAGUUGACAGCUAUGCAGAGACACCUUGUGCGUGAAAAUUCUGUCCAAGAGGGGAUCAUCCCAUGGCACAACAUUUUUUUGGUUUUGAGGUAAACUUUCUAAUUUGCCAAGGAUUUUUAGUUUUGCUUUCUAUUUUAUGUUCGGUUUGUAACUCUCUCUGCAGAAAUGCUUUUGGUUGCGUUUUCAUGUUUCACGAUGUGCGGCAGGUAUGGGAAACUUUUUGGUUCUUCAUACCUAUCGGGAUCAGCCUCACAGGUCAGAUCCUGAUAGGUAUGUGGAACCUAUUGGCAUGGGGUCAAGUCAAUCACAUGCCAUCGUUAUUCCAUCACACAAUCAACAGGUGGGUGGCUUUGCCAGUCUCAGCUUAAAAGGAGAGCAUGGGGGACUUGCAAAGCCUGUAAGACACUCCUGUUUCAGCCUGAAAUGGGGACACAGGGGGCUGCCUUUAAGCGCUUCUCAAAAGUGCUCUUUGAAGUAUCUGCCUUCCUCUUACAUUUAAAGGAGAAGGGCGGUGGCUGCCUGAAGCAACACUCCUCCUUUAAGAGUCCUGCAGAUAAGCAGGUGCUUUUGGAAAGACUGAUUAUCUCCUCUCCCAAUCAUCUGAUUGGGAGAUGAAGAAAGCAGCUGCCUUUGGGAAGAUCACCUGCGUGUAGGAGAGUCCUGCAUGCAGGCAAUCUUCCCCCAAAGGCAGCUGCUUCCAAAACAGGCAGCUUUCUUUGGCAGUGGGUGCCUGUUCCCAGGGGUGGGGAACAGGUGUGCACAGCCAAAUGGAGCCCUGGGUGAGCUGAUGCUGCUAUCAGGUGUUGAUUUCAGAAGCUGGAAGGGAAUGCAAGGGACACUCCAAACAGCAGAGCAGGGCAAGGCAAGGAGCAGUCUCCACUGAAUGGAAGCCGCUUCCCCCUGCUUGAGCAAGGUCGCACUCCUGCAGCCCAUCAGGUGAUGGGCAGAUGGGAUUGUGCUUUGCUCCUGCAAGGGAACAAUCAGGAGACGAUGCUAAGCUCCCAGUUGUUUCUUUGAAACCCUGGCCUAACCCAUCACACACCUGACAUUGUAGAAUCAUAGAAUUGUAGAGUUGGAAGGGACCCCGAAGAUCCUCUACUCCGACCCCCUGCAAUGCAGGAAUCACUCAUCCAAUGUGGGGCUCAGACCCACAACCUUGAGAUUAAGAGUCAUAUCAUGUAGGGUGGGCAGGCAUGGUAUCUCCCAGACUGCCUGGCAGGCCAAAUAGGGGGGCAUGACAGGCCAAUAUUGGCCCACAGGCUGGAGUUUUCCCACCUUGAUGUAAACCAUUCUGAAAGUGGCUAAUCGAAGUUUGAAAUUAAAAUGCAUGGAGAAAACCAUGCACAUGAGCGCUCCCAUGCUCAUAAGCAGUCUCUUGUGUGCAACGAUCUUUGGCACAGAUUUAAAUUGGCUCCUACUCCUUAUUCAACACCAGUUGUUUUCACUUGUGCCUUAUCUAAGAAUGUAAUAAUGUUGGGGGCUGAAGGGCACUGGGCAAUAUCUGGAGUAGUUUAGGUGUAGUUCAGUGUGCUUUCCUCACAACAAAUGGAGAGGUCUCUUGAGGUUGCAAAGCACAGCACUUGCUCUCCUCUCUAUUCAAAUCUCCCUUUGUGUAGAGAUUUUCAAAAGGGAUACAUGACAAAUCUGAAGAAUCAUGAAUUGUGCAAGCUGUUUAUGUUAGCCAGAUUUCAUAUGUUUCCCUCAAUGAAAAUGAGAGGAAGAUAUUUAGCUCUCCCAGAAUCAGAGCGUCUCUGCAAAUGUAGUAAACAGGAACCUGAUACUUUGGAGCAUAUUUUCUUUUCUUGUGAUUUUGGCAUUUAUGCCAGAAGACAAUUAUUAGAGGCCUUACAACUCAAUAGGCUGAUUUCUAUGCUACCAACGGUUCAGGACCUGCUUUCGGACACGAAUGAUCAAAUUACAUUAAUAGUGGCUGAAUUUUUGAGUGCUGUCCAUGUAGAAAGACUGGGCCAUUAUAAAGAGAUUUAGUGGUUCUUAACUGAUCAGUGAUGUGGUAGUGUUGUAUUGUAUUAUUUAUGCAAAUUGAUUUUCUCUGGAGUUAAAGAUCUGAUUGAUAUGCUGAGCUCAUAUUUUGCACAAUUUGUAUACGGUGUCUGUUUGAUAAUGUGUUGUUUGCUAUGCCUAAUAAAGGAUAGUUGAUUGAACAAGUGGAGAGGUAUUAAACUAGGGCACAGGGAAGGCUGCAGCACACCCUAGCUUAAUGACUGAGGAAGAGGCAUGGGCUUUAGAAGACCCCAUUAAACUUGAACUGCAGCAUUGAUCAAGUUGAAGUCAGGGCCGUCUUUACCCGGGGGUGCAAGAGGUGGAGGGCACCUGGGCAUCGAAUUUGGGGGGGGGCGCCAGGUGCUCACCUCUGAAGCUGCUUAAGUUCUUAACUAUCUACCUGUUAUCAACAAUACUUAUAAGUUUAAAUGGGGUGGUGUGGCUGGCGUGCAACUUCUGUGGCCUAUGCUUUUGUAACCUCUAGGAUGGACUUGUGUGAUGCAUUAUAUGUGGGGUUGCCUCUGAAGACAGUUUGGAAACUUCAGCAGGUGCAAAAUUUAAAUGGCCAGAUUGUUCACCAGGACAAGAUGGUUCGAGCAUAUAACACCAAACCUGGCUCAACUGCGCUGGCUGACAAUUAGUUCCCAGGUUUCUUUUUUUAUAUAUAUAUAAUUUUUAUUUAUAAAAUUUCAAAUAUAACAAUAAAAAAAAACACAUUCCAUUUAAUAUAUACAUCCAAUUCUAAUCUUUCCACUUUCAGACUUCCUUCAGUCUAUCUGGAAAUUUUCAUGUUUUCACAAUUGUUCACAUUUCUUAUAUCUGUAUUGUUUUUUGUUGUUUUUUUGUUUUUUGACCAAAUUAAUCUUAACAAUUAUUAUAAAACAGUAUUUCUUUCCCUUAUUAUCACAGAACUUCUUGAAAACCUACAAACAUUAAUUGACCUUCACAUGUAUUUUUAAUAUACUCUGAAAAUUUAUUCCAGUCCUCGGUAAAUCUCUGGUCUCGCUGAUUCUGAAUUCUCCCUGUUAGUUUGUCUAAUUCUGCGUAUUCCAUCAACUUCAUUCUCCAUUCUUCUUUCGUCGGAAUUUCUUUUUGCUUCCAUUUUUGUGCCACCAAAAUUCUUGCCGCUGUUACUGCAUAUAAAAACAACUUCUCAUCCUUCUUUUUUAUGUCAUUUCUUAAUAUUCCUAACAGAAAAGUUUCUGGCUUUUUAACAAAGAUAUACUUCAACAUUUUUUUCAAUUCAUUAUAAAUCAUUUCCCAGAAACCUUUCAUUUUUUUACAUAGUUCCCAGGUUUCAAGUCCUCACAGACCUUAUGAAAAUGUCAAGGACUGAACCUGGGAUUGACACUCUACCUUGGAGCUGCAGCCCUUCAUACAAAUCCUGAAGGUCAGGACAUGGGAUAGUAUUAGGAUUUUUUAGACAAUGUGUAAUUUCCCUUCUUUCUUUAAACAUUUUUUUAUUAUUAAAGAUUGGUUUACAAGAGUAUGUGCAAUGUCUCUUUUUCUUCGAGUUACAUUUUCUGCAGAUCAGUUUCAUUUGCUGAGACAUCAGUGUUACAUUAGGAAGAAAAGGGGGGAAGAGGUGGAGGGGCCAUGGUGCGGUGGGGUGGGGUGGCGAUGUUUCUAUUUUACUUAAUGUAUGUGUAGGGUUUUGUGUCAGCAUCGCUUGUGCGGGUUCUCUUUCCUAUUCGCUUGUGUUUCUUUGGGGGUAAAAGAGGUUGGGGUUGGCCUAGGGUGUGGUUGGUUGGUUGGUUGUGAUUGGCUUGUUUUCAUGUGUGAGUGGGAUGGGUGGAUGUUUUUGAAUCAGGUUAGCCAUAUUGAUUCGUAUGCUAUUGGUGGAUUCUUGUCGUUGUCUUGUUGGGCUGUGUAUGUGAUAAGGGGUGAAGACAUCUUCUUCCAUUUCAGUUUAUUGGUUAGUUUUUCUAAUAAGGCUGUUUCCCAUACUAUUUGGUACCAUUGGUCCAUGCUUACUCCUGACAGGUCUCUCCAGUGUCUGGUUAUGGUGCUUCUGGCUGCUGAUAGUAGGUGGGUUAUGAGUUCUUUGUGAUGUGAGUGGGCAUUAUUGUCUUGGAAGAUGUUGUAAUCUCCCUUCUUAUUUAUGUUAACCCUGCAAACAGCAUUCAGUCAUCAAAGGAGCUACAGAGCCCAGAACUAUUUAUCAACUUGUAUGUGCCUUUUUAAGAGCAUGUUGUGCCCCACAGCAAAAUAGUCAAGGCAGGAUUUGCCGAGUGAGUCACUGAAGCUUUAAAUCAAUUAUUGCCUUCUGAAUCAAUCUCAUGGUUGCUCAGCUUUAACUUACUAUAUUCAUUGCUAUAGCAACUGCUAGAUAUAUGUGUUUUCCUGAAAGCAAAAACCGCGCUCUUAGAUUUUAUUGUUUUAGACUUGCUUGGGUUUUCUUUUUUAAAACAAAAAACCCCCCGAUAUUCUUGUAAUACACUUUCAAAAUUCAACUAGCUUGUUAGUUUUGAAAGCAUAUGCCACAAGGAUGGCAGCGAAAGAAGAAUAAGCACAUCAGUUUGGAAAUGGAUACAUGCUUAAGUGUAACUUGUACCUAAUAACUGUUUUGUGCCUUGAUUUGUGAUGGCCCCGUGCAAAGUCAAAACAGGCAGGCAGUUCUGCCAUUCAUGCCUUGCGUGUCGUCAUUAAAAGCAGGAAAGAACAGGCCUGAGGCAUAUGUUCUCUGUGGUUUGCUAACAGAGAAUGCCUCUAGUUCAGCUACAGUGGUUGCUAUCACUUAAGCACAUCCCGUUUUAAAUACAGAUUAAGGCUAAAGUCCUAAUUCCGAUUAGGAAGUCACUCCCAUUGACCCUGGCUGAACUUGCUUGAAAAUAAUCAUGCAUCCAAUUGGGGUACAUGUCUUUAAACUCUAUUUAGAAAUGUCCACUUCUGGGAGUUGAUGGCAAAAAUAAUCAAAAUAAAUUUGACAAGCUGAUUUCUCUUUCCACAAGACGGUUAACUUGAAACUCUAGUCUUACUCAACAGAAAAAAGAGGUUUUCACAGUUACAGUGGUACCUCGGGUUGCAUACGCUUCAGGUUACAUAUGCUUCAGGUUACACACUCCACUAAGCCAGAAAUAGUGCUUCAGGUUAAGAACUUUGCUUCAGGAUGAGAACAGAAAUCGUGCUCUGGUGGCGCAGCAGCAGCAGGAGGCCCCAUUAGCUAAAGUGGUGCUUCAGGUUAAGAACAGUUUCAGGUUAAGAACGUACCUCCGGAACAAAUUAAGUACUUAACCCGAGGUACCACUGUACUUUGCAUUUUAUAUGGGUGUUACUGUUGGUUUUAAGGUGUCCACUCUCUUUUAAUAGAGAUUUCACCGGACUUGAAUGCAGCUCCAUCCAGCCUGGAAGGUUGUCAGAUGGAGCUUGCCUUGAAAUCUUGCUAAAGUCUUCAAUAUUUCCAAGAUGAAAAUUAGCCUCGGUGGCCAUCUUCGUGCCAUUCACACAUUCAGGCCAUUUCACAUUUUUAUUGGCUGGAAAUGACAUCACACACAUCAUCGCCCAAUAGGAAAUACAUGCAGCACAGCAAAGUAGCCAGGAUGUGCUGAGCAGUACAGACAGUUGCGUGUGUUGCAAGGCUGCAGAAUUUUAUCUGACACACAUUAAAUUACCUUGAAUGUAAUGUCCAGCACCUGGUUCUCAUCAUGGGCAUAGGUAAACACUGUGCACUUGUGUGUCUGUGCAUAAGAGAGGGCAAUUAAGGCUCACUCAAGAGGCAUAUGACUAAUGGUUGCAAGAGCCUUGCAAAACUGGUGCCAUGAAAGGGAAGCAGGGCAUUACUAAAGAGAUGCUGUUAAAGGGGCCUUUAUAAACCUGGAGCAAUUCAUGAGGCUUGCCAUUUGAACCCAAAUGGGCCUCUACCAUAAAGAUCUCAGAUAAAUGGUGGAUCUCUGAAUCCACUUCUUUCCACCUCUCAGGCAUGUAGAAGACUCAUACUAUGGGAGAAUGACUAGAAGCCUAGAUGUGAUAGCAGUUUUGCCCACUGUGGACCUCAAAGUUGUUGCUAGCUUCCAUCAGCCACCUGAUGUUGCAUCACUCAGCAGCUCCCAGAGUUGUCCUGGCUUCUCCCACAAGGAAGACCUGAGCACAAGGGCAUUCUUCACACUUGGGAUUCCCAUGAACUGGAUUCAGAGGCAUAUUGGAGGUGGAACACCUCAGAAAGAAGGAAAGGGAGGAAGAAGCUCAAUGAAGCUUCAGAAGCAAGCACAUGUUUGUUUUGCUGAUAGUCACCAAAAAUUAGGCUAGUGGGGGAAAAAUAGGCAAGGAAAGAAUCCCACAGCUGUGGUUGCUGCCAUGAGAAGAUAGAGCUCUGUGUCAGUCUAGUCUCUGAUGGUGGAAACACAAGACCUAAUUGGGUCAGUUUGAGUACAGGCUGCCUUCAUCAACAAAUUAGAUGCUAUGCUUCUUAAUGUGGUUUGCUGUUCUAUGUUUCCUUCACAAAUAGUUGGUGCAGUCUGUGUGUACAAGAGAGAGAGCUGAAUUGGUACUGUAUUGUUGCAGAAAAGGGCUUUAACCCUUUGCCCCUCCAUGGUCCUGAUCCAUGUGUUUCCAUUAGCGCCAUUCGACGGAAUAUUGUAAUAGGUGCUAGAAUUUAAUUAAGGUUUGGGGUGUCAAAGCUAAUUUCCGUGGAGGUGAAAGCCAGACUCGUAUGUGUAUUUAAGACAGACCCAGUCCCAGUGUGUUUUGAAGCCGUGUGCUAGACUUUGCUAAUCCCUUAAUUAAGCUAAAUGUCAAAAGCCAGAGCCAUUAGCACGACAAAGGACGGAAGGGCAAAUCUCUCAUUUGCAAAUGAGUGGAUUUCCUCCCUCUUUCAUUUGAGUUUAGUUCAUAAUAACAAUGCCACUAUUUUAGGUAGGUUGGAGUUGAGAACGGCAGUUAAGAGUUAAGCAACAGAGUUACUGGAGCGAGCUGGAAAAACAGUCAAAAAGCAGAAUGCUUAUGUCUGUUUUGAAACCAAUGCAGUGGCUAUGGGAGAAGCCAGAACCUCUUGUGGGGGGUGUGUGUUAAUGCUGUGAACCCCUCAAUUGCGGGCUUAGGUUGUAUAUAUGUGUAAAUAAACAAUAUAUCAUAAAGACACUACGGUCUCCGCUGUGCCUCAUUUCCAAAAGGAAACACAGACCCUCGCAAGAACAUCUGCAGCACCUGGAAUCUCGCACAGCUCAUAAAUUGCAGUGGCAUAUAAAAAUAUUUUGGGGAAACUGUGGAGGGAGGCUUGGCCCAGUCCUUAUAUGCAAAAUAUUGGGCUGCACAUUUAGUACGGGUUAAGAACUUAAUUUGUUCUGGAGGUCCGUUCUUAACCCGAAACUGCUCUUAACCUGAAGCACCACUUUAGCUAAUGGGGCCUCCCGCUGCCGCUGCGUGAUUUCUGUUCUCAUCCUGAAGCAAAGUUCUUAACCCGAGGUACUACUUCUGGGUUAGCAGAGUCUGUAACAUGAAGCAUCUGUAACCCGAGGUACCACUGUAGUUACCAAUGUAUAUGUGUUUUGGGGUGAAUCUUGUAUAUUGUGAAUCAGGAUGUCCCUUGGCAAGAGGGAGGCUGGAGAAGGAAGGAAUCCCUGACUUUUAAGAUGUUUUCAAAAUAUACUGCUAUGUAUUUUAUUGUUUUAUAUUGCAUUGCAAAUUUAGUUUUCAGUUUCAUUAUUUUGUAAACUACGUAGUUAUUAAGUAUGAAGUAGUAGAUAAAUAUACUAAACCAACCAACCAAGCAAACAAUGGUCAGGGGAUUUGUCCAGAAACAUCUGUAGAGCUACAGUUUCCCCAUACCUCUUUUAAAUAGAAGUUUAUUGUGUAAGUUUCUACAAAAUGGUUUUGCACAUACUUUUGUUUUUAACAGUAGUGACUUCAGUCCAAUUUUUCGCUCUUGGCGUUUCCAGCAGAAGAGAGCUGAGCACAUUUUUUUUAUUCUCUCACACAUCCAAAACAAUAGUACUUACAUGCAUUUAACUUUGGCUGGACCCACCAUUUCCAUGAAGCUUGUUACUUAGCCUGGAUGGAACCAGCAAUGAAACCUGGAUGAAUAAACCGUGUCUUGGCCAGAGUUCCUUUUGUGGGAAGUGCCAGGCCGAUAAAGAUCAAGGCUGCCGAGACAACCUCAGGAAUUGGAGGUGUGCCUUGGGUAAACUUGAGCAUCCAGUUUGAACAGCCCACAAUCAUGAGUUGGCUGACCCAUCAAGAUCUUCCAGGCCAAACCAUUUUUGAAAGAAUACUUUUCACUUAACCCGUACACCUUUCUGACGCUACAGGAGAUGCUAUCAGCUGCUCCAGAUUCCAGGACUGCUGUGUCAAAAGCACAAAAGGUUUCCACCCUGCCCAAUCUGAUAAACACCAGAUCUUGCAACGCUGCAUGUGGCCCUUACGGGGUCCUCGCUGCGAGAUCACAUUCAGAUCACAUUAUACCAGCUGCACUGGCUCCCAGUGGGGUAAAGGAUCAGGUUUAAGGUGCUGGUUUUAACUUUCAAAGCCCUAUACGGCCUAGGACCCUCGUAUCUAUGGGACCGCCUCUCCUGGUAUGUCCCACAGAGGAAUUUACAGUCUUCAAGCAAAAACAUCUUGGAGGUCCCAGGCCACAGAGAGGUUAGGCUGGCCUCAACCAGAGCCAGGGCUUUUUCAGCUGUGGCUCCAAUCUGGUAGAACGCUCUGUCACAAGAGACUAGGGCCCUGCAGGACUGACAUAUUUCCGCAGGGCCUGCAAGACAGAGCUGUUCCACCAGGCCUUUGGUCAGGGCAUAGCCUGACUUCCUCCUUUGGCAAUCUUCACAGAACUUUAGCCUAAUGGUUGCCAUCAAUUUGAGUUGAAUUAAUUUUAAUGAAAUGAUUUUAGAAUGUUGUAUUAUUUUAUUGUUGUUAGCCACCCUGAGCCCGGCUUCGGCUAGGGAGGGUGGGAUAUAAAUAAAUUAUUAUUAUUAUUAUUAUUAUUAUUAUUAUUAUUAUUAUUAUGUGAUCCUAUUAAAGUUUGAUUUUCAUUUCUGGGGCAUCAGUCCCUGGGCCUACUCUGAGGUGAGGUGAUGUCAGCCCCUCCACCUGGCAGCUGGGAAUAUGGAGACUAAAGACCCCUAACCCUAAAGAGGGUUGUGGGUGGGGUGUCAGUUGCAGCAAUGGGAUUUGCCAGAGAAGGGCUGCUGGGGCCUUGGCUCUUUCCCACACGGCCUUUCACAGCCCUUUGGAAGCCAUAAAGGGGAUUUUACAAGCAUGCUAUAAAAAGUGCACGUCUCACCCAGGUGAGCAAAAUGAGAAAGUGAGCACAUGUCCUAACAAAUACAAAUGUACUAAGAUAAUAAAACAAGGAAAUAAAGCAGGUGAGGAACAGAUUACUACAGUCAUAAAAACAACCACGGGUUUUUCUUCCAAUAAAUCAUGUACCAGGGAGGCAGUUCAAGGACAGAAGUGUGAAAUAAAUACUGAAGGAAGGCAAAGAGGCGGUUGAGAGGUGUACAGCUGGAUCCUAAGUAUGUGUACUUGGAACUCAGUGGAGCUUUCUUCUAUGGGACUUACUCCCUUAUGAAUUGCUUAUCCAUGAGCAACUCUCCUGCAUCUUGAAAAAUGUCUAAGGGUGUGUCCACAUGAACAUUUGCUCCAGCCCAAUCCCACCACUAGUUUUUGGUUUUUUUUAAGAUACCCUUAGCAUGUGGGUGGCGCUGUGGGUUAAACCACAGAGCCUAGGACUUGCUGAUCAGAAGGUUGGCGGUUCAAAUCCCCGCCACGGAGUGAGCUCCCAUCGCUCAGUCCCUGCUCCUGCCAACCUAGCAGUUUGAAAGCACGUGAAAGUGCAAGUAGAUAAAUAGGUGCCACUCUGGCGGGAAGGUAAACGGCAUUUCUGUGUGCUGCUCUGGUUCACCAAAAGUGGCUUAGUCAUGCUGGCCACAUGACCCGGAAGCUGUACGCCAGUUCCCUCGGCCAAUAAAGCGAGAUGAGCGCUGCAACCCCAGAGUCAGCCAUGACUGGACCUAAUGGUCAGGGGCCCCUUUACCUUUACUUUUACCCUUAGCAAUAAUUCAUCUGUAUCUUGUAGAGAAAUACUCUUUGAUGCACUUUUUUUUCCAAUCCAGCUUCCCUACAGUUCAAAAAUGGAAGCCACGGUUCAGCUUUUGAACAUGCACAGAUGACAGCGCAUGCACAUGAAAUCAUAGAAUUGUAGAGCUGGAAGCAAUCCCAAUGGCCAUCUAUUCCAACCCCCUACAGGAAUCGCCCCUAUAGCCUCCAUGACAGAUGACCACCAUACUUCUGUUUAAACACUUCCAUUAGCCAUCUUCAAAUAUCUAAAGGUCUUUCACAUGGAAGAUGGAGCAAGCUUGGGUUGUUGUUGUUUUUGCCCUGUGGAGUAGGACCUGAACCAAUGGAUUCAAGUUAUGAGAUGGGAGAUUCUGACUAAACAUCAGGAACUUUCUGGCAGUAAGAGCUGUUUGACAGUAGAACGGACUCCCUUGGAAGAUGGUGGAUUCUCCUUCCUAGGAGGUUUUUUCAGCAGAGGUUGGAUAGCCAGCUGUCAUGCAUGUUUUAGUUGAGAUUGCAUCAAAUCUCAGAUUGUAUGAGAGUCCACCAUCUUCGGAGGGAUUCUGUUCCACUGCCAUCUGUUUUCAAACGGACACACUGCAGGGUAAUGAAGAAUCAAUCUGUAAUGAGCUUCAAUCUUUGGAAUGAAACCCAUUUUUUGAGAAGCAUUUUUCAGGGGCAACAAAUAUGCAAUAGAUCUAGACUGUGUGUGGACUACAGUGGUACCUCGGGUUAAGUACUUAAUUUGUUCCAGAGGUCCGUUCUUAACCUGAAACUGUUCUUAACCUGAAGCACCACUUUAGCUAAUGGGGCCUCCUGCUGCUGCCGUGCCGCUGGAGCAAGAUUUCUGUUCUCAUCCUGAAGCAAAGUUCUUAACCUGAGGUACUAUUUCUGGGUUAGCGGAGUCUGUAACCUGAAGCGUAUGUAACCUGAAGUAUAUGUAACCCGAGGCACCGCUGUACAUGGAAAAAAUGCAUGCUCAGCCUCCAUUGAAUAUAGAAUAAAAUGUGUGUAUGCAGUGGCAGAGCGUCAUGCUCUGGUACCGAGGGGGCGUGGCUGGUGCACAUCCUGGGGCGUGGCAUGCUGCCUGCGGGGGUGUGGUGCCCAGCACAGGCAUGGGGGCAGCUGCGAUGGCACCCCACCUGGAUUGUGCUGCUGGGCCCUGUGCACUCCCCCCACACUCCUCUUCCUCCACCAGGGUGUGUAUCUAGUCCUAGUGUAUCCAGUCCACAUUGUACUUAAACAACAAUGUGCCCAUGAUAGGAUGGCAGCAUGCAUUGCCAUCCAGGUUUACUUAUUGCAUACCUGAAUGUGCAAUGAGAGCUGAUCCAAUGGAAACAGCCUGUGGGGUUCUGUAAUAUUUGGGUCUUUCUCUAAUAUCAUGAGGGAUACAAACACUGUUAUGAGGCUAAGAAACAUCUGGAGACGGUUGGCUGGUUACUGUGGUUUGUUCCCAUGUUGUCAGCCAAAUUAAUAUGGCUGGCACAAAUGCACCUGCUUGGUGGACAGAAAAUGACAGGUGCACUGCUUAUGAAAAACACCUUACUAGUUAAAGCACAUCCAUGUGAUGCACAUUGCUGCAUGUGCUGAUUGGCUGAAUAAAGAAGUGUUCUUAAAGUAGCCACUAAUUUGAAGGGUUUUGCAGUACAAUUUUGUAUCCUCCUAUAACCUUCCAGACAUGAUUCCUGUUUUGCAGCAUCACAGAUCUGCAGUAUAUGCAGGUGACUAUAUGCAGAUAAAGCCUUUUCUGUGUCUACACACACACUUGUGGAACUCUCUCCCAGGGAUCAUCCAAGUUGUCCCCACGGUUGACUCAUUUAAAUGAGAAUUGAACAUUGGUUUUAUAAGAGUUUCAUUGGUUGCCUGUUUUCCAGCGAGCCCACUUCAAGGUGCUGCUAUUGACAUAUAAAGCCCAUAACAACUUCUGAACAUAAGAAGAGUCUGGUGAAUCAGGUCAUCUCAUCCCAUACCUUGUCCUUAUAGUGGCCACCCAAAUACCCAUGGGAAGCCCAAAAGCAGAUUCUGAGCACAACAGCACACACCCCACUUGUGAUUCCCAGAAAUUUAAGUGCCUCCUGCCUCUGACUGAGGAUGGAAGAGAUAGCCAUUAUGGCUAGUAACCACUGACUGGGACCCAAAUAUUUGAAGAAAAGCCUCUCCAUAUAUUAACUUGCUCAGAUCCUAAGACAGGCAAGAGAGCUCUUUCUGGAGCUCUCAGUAACCUUGAGUGGUGACUUGACAUAGGACCUUGUCUAGUAUAAAUCUGCCACUGAGCUGGUUUGCGUAUCUUGCACACUGAGUAAACAUGGCCCACAAUUAGGGGUUUAGGGGAGGACGUUUAAAGAUGAAAAGCAACCUCUGAUGCUGCUCUCAGGAGUGGAACAGCACUAGUUAACUUUCCUCUCCAGAUUUUGUUAGCUCAAAAUCAACCCACCUCCACGGCUAGUUUUCAGCCUAUGAAGAAAAGAUACAAGUUCCCACAUCUUACAGAAUCUCCCUUAAAAAGAUAAUCGGUUUUUUAAAAAAAAUUUAAAAAUCCAAUAUUAUGUGGUCCAUUAAAACAUUUAAAGAAGCUCUGAAAGACAACAUAAUUGAUUGUUUAUACAAUAUCAUCCCACGCAGUCCUGUUUGUUUUCCCCAUUCUGGCAUUUUGCAAGGAGUUGUCAUUUAUGCCGAAUCUUCUGCUAGAGAACUUUUGUGUGCUAAUUAGAAUAAUUCAGAUUCCUAACACACUAUCAAAUGGAAAAGAAAAGGGUGGUUGAACAACAGUUCUUAGCAGCCACAGUCAGAUGUAAUUUGAUUGCAUUCCCACCUGCCCCCAUCACUCUAGCCUAAACCUCUCAUAAUUAUGCAUUGCAAAAUAUCCAUUUUUCAUGGACAUAACUUGUACUGUCAGGUUGCCUUUAAUGUCUUUAGUUAAUGGGUGCUGUAAAGCACUUUGUCAUUCUGGCUACAUUCUGUGAGUAAGAUCCGUGAUUAAGAGCUCCUCUACAUACUGUAUUUUUUGCUCUAUAAGACUCACCUUUUCCCUUCUAAAAAGUAAGGGGAAAUGUGUGUGCAUCUUAUGGAGUGAGUACAGGCUGCGCAGCUAUCCCAGAAGCCAGAACAGCAAGAGGGAUCACUGCGCAGCAAUUCCUCUUGCUGUUCUGGCUUCUGAGUUUCAGAAUAUUAUUUUUUCUUGUUUUCCUCUUCCAAAAACUAGAUGCGUCUUAUGGUCUGGUGCGUCUUAUAGAGCGAAAAAUACGGUAAUCAGGACUGCCAGGUGGGGAACCACCUGCUUGAAAUUUCCUCCCCAUUGCAAAGACCUUGUCUGCAGAAUGCAAGUUCUCACCCACUGCUGUCCAAUUCGUACAUGUUUUCUAAGAGGGUCAUUAUUUUCUUUCUUACUUACCUAUUUACAUCGGGGAGCACUCAACCUAUAACUUAAAAAGGGUAAAGGGACCCCUGACCAUUAGGUCCAGUCGUGGCCGACUCUGGGGUUGCGGCGCUCAUCUCGCUUUAUUGGCCGAGGGAGCCGGCAUACAGCUUCCGGGUCGUGUGGCCAGCAUGACUAAGCCGCUUCUGGCGAACCAGAGCAGCGCACGGAAACUCCGUUUACCUUCCCACCGGAGCGGUACCUAUUUACCUACUUGCACUUUGACGUGCUUUCGAACUGCUAGGUUGGCAGGAGCAGGGACCGAGCAACGGGAGCUCACCCCGUCGCGGGGAUUUGAACCGCCGACCUUCUGAUCGGCAAGUCCUAGGCUCUGUGGUUUAACCCACAGCGCCACCCACAUCCCUGCUAACCUAUAACUUACCCACCAGAAAUAUUACAGCCCUGGACUCUCAGCAGAAACUAGUUACACAAGAAGAGCCUUGCUGGAUCAGCUCAACGACCUAUCUAGUUUAGUAUCGACUGCAAGAGCACUCUCGCCUCUCCUGCAGUUUCCAGCAACUGAUAUUCAGAAGGAUUGCUGCCUCUGACCAUGAAGGUGGAACAUAGUCAUCAUGGCUAGUAAUCAUAGGAGCCAACUUCUAUGGACCGAGGACCCUUCAACCCACCCACCCCCAUAAAAUAUUUGUGGGGGCCAACCCUCCUCCCAAGUUUAUGGGCAUUGCCAUUCAAAUGCUGUGUGCCUGCUGCAUCUUGUGAUUGGUUAUGCAGGGCAGGGCUUACCUGCCCUCCCCCCAAUAUUUUAUUCAAGUUGGCACUGCUACUAGUAGUCAUUGAUUUUUUCAUUUUUUCCCCCCAACAACCAAAACACAGUGAAAACCCCCAGGCGGCUGAUACAUUGGGUAUACAUAAUCAAUAACAACAUAUUCAAAUCAACCAUAUGUACAAUUCUAUAUACCUUAACACUCCUCCCUCCACAAGAUUUAUUUAACUUUUAACAUUUUAAUUGCCCCAAAUUGUUCAAAUCUGCCCAAAUAAUUCAAUACCUUCUCAAACCAAUCCUCCUCCUUCUCACUGACCUUAAACCCCUUCAUUCUAUGUAUCUUCACAGUUAGAUAUUCUAAGGUUAUGAUAUUUUUCAUUUCCCCCCUCCAUUGGUUCACCCUUAGCGCUUCUGCAUUUUUCCAGUUGGUCGCUAUAACCUGUCUGGUGUGUGCCUGCUGCAUCUUGUGAUUGGUUAUGUAGGCCAGGACUUACCUGCCCCCCCCCCCAUAUUUUAUUCAAGUUGGCACUGCUACUAGUAGUCAUUGAUAACCUUUUCCUCCAUGAAUUUGCCUAGUCCUCUUUUAAAAGCCAUCAGUCAUCCCUGUGCUGCCACAGUUGUAUCAUGGAACAUGUUCAUUCGAUUUAGUAAUUUUGAUACUCGCAAGGGAUACAGCUCCGCAAACACUCAGGUUGGUUCUUCCACUCUUAGCUUUUGCCUCAAACUUCGUACUAUUUUUCUUUUGCCUUCCAACAUAACAUACAUUCCAAAACAACUGUAGCUGCUCUUCUGUAGAGUGACUUGGUAUCUGAGUGGAUCAAUACCUUUGGAGCAUUGUCAUUGCUGGGUAAAGGUAAAGGUAAAGGGACCCCUGACCAUUAGGUCCAGUCGUGACUGGCUCUGGGGUUGCAGCGCUCAUCUCACUUUAUUGGCCGGCGUUUGUCCGCAGACAGCUUCCGGGUCAUGUGGCCAGCAUGACCAAGCUGCUUCUGGCGGACCAGAGCAGCGCACGGAAACGCCGUUUACCUUCCCACCGGAGUGGUACCUAUUUAUCUACUUGCACUUUGAUGUGCUUUCGAACUGCUAGGUUGGCAGGAGCAGGGACCGAGCAAAUGGGAGCUCACCCCGUCACAGGGAUUCGAACCACCGACCUUCUGAUCGGCAAGUCCUAGGCUCUAUGGUUUAACCCACAGCGCCACCCGCGUGCCUUCAUUGCUGUGAUGCAGCUCUAAUUGGGCAUUCAACAUUAUCUGGGUUCUAGAUCACUUGGGGAACCUACAAAUGUAGUGUAUGCUCCCCUCUUCAGGUCUUCACCUUAACACAUGGGAAGCCGGGUGUGAGAUGUGAUACGGGGAGGGCCAUCAAAUGCAGCCUCGCUUUCCCUUUCACACAACCACAGCCACAGGAUAGAUAAACACCCAAACAGCAUGUAUCUUGCUUAUUAUUGCUGGAUUAGAACCAGUAGGUUAGAGAAGCAAAUUUUGGCGAAACAUGAGCCUGACAUUAAGGACACAGCAGGCUAGCUGUGAACACUCCUAUGCUGGGGGUAUUUAAGCAGAGGACAGGCAGCGUCACCUGUCAGAAAUGCUGUAGUUAUAGCCAUACAUUGCAGGUCCUGUACUGAGCAAGGAAGAAGAGGAGGAGGAGGAGGAGUUUGGAUUUGAUAUCCUGCUUUAUCACUACCCUAGGGUGUCACAAAGUGGCUAACAUUCUCCUUUCCCUUCCUUCCCCACAACAAACACUCUGAGGUGAGUGGGGCUGAGAGACUUCAGAGAAGUGUGACUAGCCCAAGGUCACCCAGCAGCUGCAUGUGGAGGAGCGGAGACGCGAACCCAGAUUAUGAGACUACCGCUCUUAACACCACACUGGCUCCCAGUGAGAGAGAGUUGGCUUGGCAGGGCCAUCUUAAGCAUAUCCAGCGCUGUGGUGCAACGAUUCCUCUGCCCCCCCUUUCCCAGAGUUGUGGACCUUUUUUGAGGGGGGAACCCCAAGGUUAUUGAGCUUUUUAAGGGAGCUGACACCACACUUACACAUUAUCUCUAACAGGCCCUUAGAACAAAUGGAAAUGAAAUGAAAAGGCAGAAGAAAAUCUAAUGAAGUCCUCAGAUCCAAAGCAAGACUCAUUCAAGACUCAGCAGUUCUUUUAAUUCAUCCUCAUGAUUCAAAUCACCACAUAUCAAAAAGUUAAAGCAAUCACCAGUUUGUGUCUUUAUUAAUUUAUUUAAAGAACAACAGACAAUGAAGUUCCCGGCCAAUUUGUGUUUAAGUACAAAGCUGACGUUUUCAAAUAUUGUGGGGGCGGGUGUAAAGCAGUGACACCCUGAACCUAAAAAGGACCCAAAACUUGGGUCACAAAGGGCUGCAACCCUAACUGCACUUACCUGAGAGUAAGCCCUGCUGAAUCUAAUAUGACCUUGUUUCUGAGUAGACAGUAGGACUGCAGCAAGAAACACAGUUGGGAAUUAGGGCUUUCUGUUUUAAGUCUCAACCAGAGGAAAAUAUAAUAUUGGAGAUUAGGGAGAAAGGAGUGUGAAUAGAUCGGGGGGAGGGGGCUGACGAGAGACCAAAAACCACAGGUAGCAAGACAAGGCACACUUUCUGGGGAGCAAGUCACACACAGUUGCUUGGGGUGAGGACUGCAGAGGGACCAUAGUUGGGUUGUGUGUGUGUGUUUUUCAGAAAAACGUAGAAUUGGAAGGGACCCUGCAGGUCAUCUAGCCCAACCCCCUGCAAUGCUUUUUAGCUUGCAUUGAUCUCAAAAACCUUCAGUGCCUUUUUUUUUUUUACUUGGAUAGGCAAUUAACAGGCUUGUUUCACAAAUAAGGGAGAAGGAGCAUUGCUGGCUUGGUUUGCUUUGCCUUUGUUCUAGUUUUUAGCAUGUGCUUAGCACCGUAGUUUCAGGCUGUGAGCCCCCUGAUAUCUAUGGGUGGAGGGGCAGUAGUAGUAGUACUAGUAGCAGUAGUAGUAGUACAGUGGUACCUCAGGUUAAGUACAGUGGUGCCCCGCAAGACAAAUGCCUCGCAAGACGGAAAACCCGCUAGACGAAAGGGUUUUCCGUUUUGGAGGUGCUUCGCAAAACGAAUUUCCUAUGUGCUUGCGAAAAUGUCUUGCGAGUUCCUGCGGGUUUUUUUUUCUCCCCCCCCCUUUUUCCCAAGCCGCUAAACCGCUUAUCAGCUGAUCGGCUAAGCCGCUUAACAGCUGAUCGCUAAGCCGCUUAUCAGCUGAUCGUUAAGCCGCUUAUCAGCUGAUCUUUAAGCCGCUUAACAGCUGAUCGCUAAGCCGCUUAUCAGCUGAUCCGCUAAGCCGCUAAUACUGUAGCGCUAAUCCGCUAAACCGCUAAUGGGCUUGCUUCGCAAGACGAAAAAACCCGCAAGACGAAGAGACUCACGGAACGGAUUCUUUUCGUCUUGCGAGGCACCACUGUACUUAAUUCAUUCUGGAGGUCCGUUCUUAACCUGAAACUGUUCUUAACCUGAAGCACCACUUUAGCUAAUGGGGCCUCCCGCUGCCGCCGCACAAUUUCUCUUCUCAUCCUGAAGCAAAGUUCUUAACCCGAGGUACUAUUCCUGGGUUAGCAGAGCCUGUAACCUGAAGCAAAUGUAACCUGAAGUGUCUGUAACCUGAGGUACCACUGUAGUAGUAGUAGUAGUAGUAAUUAAUGGUGAUGAUAUUUUUCGCAGGGCUUGGAGUGAGUGGAUGAUGGCCAGCUGCUGGAAUGAAUGGGGUCGGUGCUAAAUUAUCUGGCGUGCUUUACAACCCCUAGGGACCUUGUUGGUGGGGGGGGCGGAGAAGGAGCCCACCCCUGAGGAAGAAGAGGAAGAAGAAGAGUGAAGUAAGGAGGCUUCCCUUCCCCGGGGUAGAGUUGCCCGUAACAUUAAACACAGGGCAUGAUUCCAGGGAGAGAGAGAAACCAGGGCGGCAGCUGCUGCUACUCAUGGCUAGGGCUAGAUGUAGCUGAACAGGACAAGGGCACCCUGCAAGCAGGGCUGCCAACCCAGUGUGGAGGCUUUGCGGGCUGGCUAGAGGAGGAAGAAAGGGGGCAAGUCGGGGGGCACCUCUCUUCUUCUUCUUCUUCUUCUUCUUCUUCCCUCCUCCUCCUCGCGCUCUGCUUCCCCAUCACCAUCACUUGCCUCCCUCUCCCCACAGGGUGGGCAGGUGAAAGAGAGAGAGAAAGAGAGUGCUUCACACCAGCCAGCCAUAUAGUUGGCAAGGCACAGCUGGGGCGCCCCUGAGAGGCCAGCGCCCUGGCGCAACAAACCACUAAGCCCUAUGGGAAAGACGCCUCUGAGGACAUCCAAGGUCCUAAAAUUAAGUCACUGCCUUCCUAAUCAUUUGAGACAGGACUGUACUACUAUAAUACUCACUUUAUGAAAGGGGAAGUGAGUCACAGAGAUGCUGAGUGGCUUGCCCAAAGGACAAUUAAGGUUUGUGUGUCAGGAUUCUGAAAGCUUUGCACAUAUGGAUCAUUCCCAUACUACCAUUAAGGGGUUAAAAAAAAUCGCUAAAAGCAGAAACAUGCAAAUUAAUGCCUAUAAAAUCCAGAAUGAUGCACAGAAAGGCCAGAUUUUCCAGACAGGCACAGCAGAGAUAGAAAUAGAGAUAGUUGUCUUUAAGCCCAUGGGAAGAGGAGGAAGAGUUUGGAUUUGAUAUCCCGCUUUAUCACUACCCGAAGGAGUCUCAAAGCGGCUAACAUUCUCCUUUCCCUUCCUCCCCCACAACAAACACUCUGUGAGGUGAGUGGGGCUGAGAGACUUCAGUGAAGUGUGACUAGCCCAAGGUCACCCAGCAGCUGCAUGUGGAGGAGCGGGGAAGCGAACCCAGUUCACCAGAUUACGAGUCUACUGCUCUUAACCACUACACCACACUGGAAGCACACCUGUUUGGGAUUUUGGCCCAUAUUUCUGGUUUGUGUUCCUCCAAAGUGCUCAGAGCAACUUAUGUCUGAUUCCAAGGAAGCAGAACAGACAGGACCAGAUGCAAGGUGAGGCGACUGCCUCAGGCGGCUGGAUCCACAGGAGCGGCAGGUCCCAAUGUAGAUUGUUAUUCCCGCCCAUUGUUCUUGAUAUAGAUCCUCACUCACCCCUUCUUCCCUGGCUGGAAGAUCUGGGUGAUCUGCUGUUUUGUGGUUCACCUCAGGUGCCAAAAUGUCUUCGGCCAGCCCUGAGAACAGAAAGAAGACAGGCUCCGGUGAUUAAAGAAAUAAGAUCUUCAUUUAGCUCAAUUUGUUUCCAAGCUGAAGCUCCUUGGGCAGGAGUUAUAAACAAAGAUGGUGGUAAUUUAUUUUUAUCUUUUUAAAAAUACUCUGUUCUACUGAUCUUGGGUGGAAUCUACAAACAAGUUAAAAAUGUGAAAAAAUGCUUUUUCAAAAAAUUGUUCUGAAAAAUGCAUUGAAUCUGCUCUAGCUCACAGCUGACAUUUAGUGUCACAAUUGUAUACUGCACUUUACAACACAUUCAAAGUGUUUUAUUUGCUGCUGUAUAGCUGGGUCCUAGGUGCUUUCCUCCCUCUUCCUCAGGCAUAGGAAAACUCCAGCCCUCCAGAUGUUUUGGGACUACAAAGCCACUCCUGACAUCAGGAGGGGGGGUUACUGGCUCACGCCCCAUUCACACCCUCGCGGGGCUGGCUGCAGCCCCGCGGGACUUGCGGAAUCCCGGGAUUCAUUAGCGUUCAUCAUCCACCGCGCCAGCCAAUCGGCUGGCGGCAGAGGCAGGACUAGUAGGGGGCAUUUAAGGUCGGGGCAGCCCAUGCUCGCCCCUUUUUCUUUCAGCAGCUGCGGUUUCCCACCCUCCCGCCCUUUAGGUUUUCAUUUGGACUUUGCUAUGGGCUUCGGCUGGUCGCCGCAAGAGGCCUGGUAGGAGUUUUUCCAUUUGGCUAAUUGGCUGUAUUUUGGAGGCCACUUGGUUUUUUCGCCUACCUCGUAGCAAAACGCCACAACACCUUUGGUUUUGGCGGUUAGGCAUUGGCAGGGGUAUUAUUAUGCAAAUGAGUUGGGGGGGAGGAACGCCAUCACCUCCCCCAAAUGUUGAAGGGUAGUUCGUUAAAGGACUCCGGGGGGCGUUGCCUCGUCCGAAACCUAUGGAGGCUAGGGCCUAAAGCGCGCUCCCGAGUGGUAACCCCUCGGGGAGCGCCUAGGGAUGUGCAUCUCGGGGGCUCCUCCUGCUGGUGCUUAACCCUUCCCAGUUAUACCGGUUAGUCUGAUAGGGCCAAUGCCUAAAGCCAAUACCGCUCUUACCUGUAAUCAAUAAAGUUGUGGCCAUUUUUCGCCCAUUAACCUAAAUUCUGGUGCCCUAUGUCUUUAUUUGUUCCAUCUGUGGGAGGAGGCGGGAAUUGCCACGCAACUCCCAUCAUCCCUAGCUAACAGGACCAGUGGUCAGGGAUGAUGGGAAUUGUAGUCCCAAACAUCUGGAGGGCCAGAGUUUGCAUGUGCCUGCUCUUCCUGCUCACUCCUGGGAAGCCCCAUCUAGACAACUGAUGAGAACUGGUUUCUUGCAGUAAAACUGCAUCAUAUUUCUUCCAAUCUUUCUCUGGCAGUGGUGGUGCAUGUCUUCAUGGUGCCCAAGGGCGAGAGCGUGCACCAGGAAGGCAGGGUGCACCAGCCCAGCCCUCGCCACCAGUGUGACCCCAGCCCCGAUCUGCUUUGCAAGCCCGGGAUGAUCUCAGAACAGCUCAGGGAGGGUGGCAUAAGAAGCACGCAACAGCCAUGCACCCUCUGACCUCAGCCUCGCCCUCACUUUGCGAAGAUGGAAUCAAAGGCUGCAUGGCUAUUGCAUCCUCCUCAUGCUGUCCUGUCAUCAGGCGAUGUGAGGAGAAUGCAGCAGGGCAGGCACAUGCCAUUCAAAUCCAUCUGAUUUUAAGGAUACAUGUGUCAGGCAUCAGAGGAUCCAACCCUCCAUGAUAGGUUGCCAGGAAUGGAUAAGACAAGGAAGGUUGUCUUACCCAGGCAUAGGCAAACUCGGCCUUCCAGAUGUUUUUGGGACUACAACUCCCAUGAUCCCUAGCUAACAGGACCAGUGGUCAGGGAUGAUGGGAAUUGUAGUCCCUAAAUAUCCGGAGGGCCGAGUUUGCCUAUGCCUGUUCUUACCAAUGUGGCCUCUUGGAAUAAUGGUGUUGCUCCAAGUGAGUCCCCAUCCCCUCCCUCUCUCCCAUUAUGCAUCAUCACAACAGUUGCUGAGGUGUGCCUUCUGCCUCUGAGCUCUCUGCUCUCCUACUUUCAAUGCCCACCGGGUUCUGGGAGAGGGGGGUCUGGAAUGCUUUCUAAAGACACUGUGUCUGUCAGCUGUCCUCCCCACCCCCGGUGCUUCUUCCUCCUUCUCUCUCAUUAGCUUUCCCCCUAAUCUGCCUCUGAGCUGUGACCUCCCUCAAACCCCUGUUGUAAUUCUGAACGGGAAGGGUCAGGCUGGGGUCUCCACCAUUCCUCCUCUGCCCUGUCCCUGACGUCAUGCUCUUGACCCCCUGCCAGCCCCACGCUGCUUUGUGAGUCUAGGGUGUGGAAUCGGACUCGCAAAGCAGUACAGUGGUACCUCGGGUUAAGAACUUAAUUAGUUCUGGAGGUCCGUUCUUUGUUUUUUUAAAAAAUAAUAAUUUAAUUUUCCACAAUCAUAACAAAUAUCACAUAACAGAACAACAAACAAAGGGGGGGAAUACAUCAAAGAAAGAAAAACAAUACAAAAGACCCCAUCCUACCCACCACAAUACUAAAAAAAAAAGACGAACUUAGUCCUUUAAAAACCCAACCUUAAUUACAUGUUGACUUCCUCUAUUCCCUCCCUUCUGAAUUUCCUUGUAUCUGCAUAUAACAGCUUUCCAAUAUCAUUCUUAAACAAACGUAUUUCCAACUGUUAUCUAUCAUAUUCACUUUUCUUACCAUCUAAAUCACAUUUAUAUAAUUACAUCCUAAUCUAGUCCUAGGCCUAUUUGGUACUUUCAAGGGACUUCUAGUUAUUUAUAUUAUAAUAUUUAUUCAAAUAGUCCUUAAAUUUCUUCCAGUCUUCUUGAUAUUCUUCUUCUUUCUGGUCGCGGAUUCUUCCAGUCAGGUCAGCUAGCUCCAAAAAGUCCAUCAUCUUCAUCUGCCAGACUGAGGUCUGUUCUUAACCUGAAACUGUUCUUAACCGGAGGUGCCACUUUAGCUAAUGGGGCCUCCCGCUGCCACUGCGCCGCUGCUGCACGAUUUCUGUUCUCAUCCUGCAGCAAAGUUCUUAACCUGAGGUACUAUUUCUGGGAUAGCGGAGUCUGUAACCUGAAGCGUCUGUAACCUGAGGUACCACUGUACGGGGCUGGCAGGGCCAGCAUGAAAAGCAAAAUGCACCCUCAAUAAGCAUGUGCCGAGGCAACAACCCCCCCUUGCCCCACCCACCCAGAAAUCCCAUCAUCCCUGAGCACUGGCCAUGCUUGCUGUAGCUGAUAGGAGCUGGAGUCUGAAGCAUGUGGAAGUCUUCCUGUUGUCUACCCUGGUUAUAGAGACAUCUGUUUUGCUGCAAUUAGAAACGGCAUGCUGGAGGUUGAGGUCUGCUCCAAGCAAGGCAAUUUGUAUGUUAUCAAAUUAUACAUUAAGUGGCUCAGAAAGCCAAUAAAAUAAUUUGUGAGGUUGCCACCGCCAUGUGGUUCAGCAUCACGUGUUGGUACUGAGUGGUGUUUGCUCUUUCUACUGAAAGGAGAUGCAAGUUUGACAACAGCAACAUCAAAAAAAACCCCACUAAUGAGUUGUUUACAGUCUGAAUUUAAAAGAAGCAGUCUAAGGUGACGAGCAAUUGCUGAGGAUAAUUUGGUAACUGCCUUCUACAUUUCUUGGAACUGAAGGCUUCUUCCUUCUUCCUGGAAGGAUUAUUUUCUUGCAAGCAUCCUUUCCACACAUGUAACAAAGCCAAACAUGGAAAGAUGCUAUCUUUGUCACUUCUGCAGUGUGGCUGCCAGAAUCGCCGCUUGGUGGUUCCAUCUAGCCUGCCCUGUGACUCUGGGCUAAUGGCUUUCCAUGGUUUGUUUAGAGUGCUUUUUCCACAUUCCUUUCAGAAAAUGAGGCUUUGUUUGGCUUUCUUGCUGCGUCCUUGUGUAUUAGAGUCUUAGAGAUGACAUUGUAUUGGAAAAGAAAUUCUUCAUUUAAAAGAGCGGUUCAUCGAGCUAUGGGAAUCAGCAGCUUUAAGUAAAAAAAUGAACAAACUUGGAUUUUUAUAGGCGAGGCGAGGAAAGAAGGGAAUUAGUCAGCCUGAGCAAAAAUGCUAAGGUUUGGCUUAGCGUGUUGUCUAAACCCAAGUUUUGGGUUAAGCUCUCUGCUCCUGAUCCAGGAGCUGUAAUCAAGAACAAACCUAGAUUGCAGCUUGUGGUCCGUGAAGCGGGAGCAUAACCAUGAGCCUCAGAUUAGACAUUUGUCUCCCCACCCAUAAGAAAUAAAUAAAUAAAGCUUAUAUUUACAGGGAGAGAAUGGCAAAAAUAAAAUAAAUGGCAUUGCAAGCUGAUGGUCAAAAGUGGUUGAAGCAGAGGGACAAGUGCAACCUGUUUAGCAAACAUGUUUAAAGACUAUCUUUUCCCUCUGUUUUUAACUCAAAGGAUCACCCUUUUUUUUUUAAAAAAAAAGGACCUGCGUUUAAUUUCCAUUUUAAUUAAAGAAUUGGAAAAUUAAUGAGCGAGAGGAGUCUGUUACUUUGUUGUUUAGUCAUUUAGUUGUGUCCGACUCUUCGUGACCCCAUGGACCAGAGCAUGCCAGGCACUCCUGUCUUCCACUGCCUCCCGCAGUUUGGUCAAACUCGUGCUGGUAGCUUCGAGAACACUGUCCAAUCAUCUCGUCCUCUGUCGUCCCCUUCUCCUUGUGCCCUCCAUCUUUCCCAACAUCAGGGUCUUUUCCAGGGAGUCUUCUCUUCUCAUGAGGUGGCCAAAGUAUUGGAGCCUCAGCUUCACGAUCUGUCCUUCCAGUGAGCACUCAGGGCUGAGUUCCUUCAGAAUGGAUAGGUUUGAUCUUCUUGCAGUCCAUGGGACUCUCAAGAGCCUCCUCCAGCACCAUAAUUCAAAAGCAUCCAUUCUUCAGCGAUCAGCCUUCUUUAUGGUCCAGCUCUCACUUCCAUACAUCACUACUGGGAAAACCAUAGCUUUAACUAUACGAACCUUUGUUGGCAAGGUGAUGUCUCUGCUUCUUAAGAUGCUGUCUAGGUUUGUCAUUGGUCUGUUACUUAGGUGCCAGUUAUGUUGCAGAUUGUGAUGGAUCUAAAUUAGCCAGUAGUACUCGAACCAAUGGCUUCAAGUUACACGAAAGAAGAUCCCAACUAAACAUUAGGAAGAACUUUGUGGCAUUAAGAGCUGUUCAACAGUGGAAUGGACUUUCUCAGGAGGUUGUGGGUUCUCCUUCAGCGGAGGUUUUUAAGCAGAGGUUUGAUGGUCAUCUGUUUCGGACGCUUUGGCUGAGUAGGGCUGCCAUAUUUCAAACAUUUCCAGCUUCACAGAAUCAAUUCUAUGAUUCUGUUUUGUUUUUUUUAAAUAAUAUUUAUUAAGAUUUGAAAGGUUACAAAAAGAAAAAAUAGAAAACAGCAUACUAAGCCAAAACAGAACCUCACAUCACAAUAAAGGAAAAAAGAAAAAAAGGAAAAAAAGAAAAAAGAAAAAAAUACAAUGAAUCUUCCCAUAACUUAUCUUUCAUUUGCUUGUUUCCUUGACCUCCUCACACCUCCCUUUUUUGUAUUCUAGUUCAAUUAGCUAUUUCAGCAAGUCCUUUCCAUCCUUUCCAGUUUUUGUCCUCUAUUUUAUCUUAAUAUAAUGUAACUUUACUUUCCCUCCUUUCACCAUUUAACAAUCUGUUUUUUCUUAAUCCUUUACAGCAUCUCUGCUAAAACCACAUUACUUCAUUCCGACAUCCUUCUAACAUUCCUUAAUUUUACAAUGUUUCUGUAAGUAAACUUUAAAUUUCUUCCAAUCUUCUUCCACCGACUCUUCUCCCUGGUCUUGGAUUCUGCCAGUCAUUUCCGCCAGUUCCAUGCAAUUCUAUGAUUCUGUGAUCCUAUGACAUUCCACCAGCCCAGAACCUCAUGCACUGUGUGAAAGGCUUCUGUGGAAUUGAAUAACUUCAGUCAUUCCUGUUGUGAUCUGCUUGGGAAACUCUAAUUUAAUUUCUUGUAAGAUUAACCUUUGCAAAAGAUGUGUUGCAUCUCAUUAGUUGGGGUUGGAUUAAGUCAUCUAUGAGCUUCACUCUAGCUGUCUUAAUCUGUGGAAAUAUUCUGUUUACUGCAUCUGUGGACAUCAUGUCUAAUUUCCAUGAAAACCUUUGCUCAAUGAUGGCCUGUUAAUGUAUUGCCAACCAGUUGAAUAAUCCAAGACCAUUAAGCAGAAGGGAUGCCUGCCAUGAAUCUCUUCCUAUUUCCUGGUAAAGGUUUUUCGUUUGCACCGCCACUUUUCCCAGGAAAACCCGCUGUUUACUGCUGAAUCGGAACAAUCUGCAGGUAUUUGUUCCAGUUCAAUUGUAAACAAUGGGUUUUCCUAGGGAAAAGCUGUGGGACAAGUGGAAAUGUGGGUGAACUCUAAGUUUGCACUUUGCAUACUUUUAUUAUAUCACCAUAAAACUGGGAGGGUAAAGGAGAGAAUAGCAAAACUGGGUCAGUCUACUUUGGCCUGAAAUUGCUUGGCCAAUUACAUAUAAAAUCUCCCCCGUAUACCCAGAAGAGGUUAGAAGGAAGUAUCUCAUACCCUCCAACAUCCUGCUGAUUAAAACCAGGAUUCUAGUUUUUUGGUCUAGCCCUCUCAUUCGUCUUUUGGCCGAAAACACGAGUGCCUUUUGAUCCGGCGUCGUGGCGCAAGACCAAAAAACAGAACAUUCUGGGAUCCAAUGAGAAGUCAAGAUGGCUUCUGUAAUCCCAAGGUGUCCCACUCAAAUCAGGACUGUUUAGCAGUAUGGUAUUUCGUCCCACCCACCCCUUCUUAUUCCCUACCAGUUCAUUCAGUUUGUAUAUUUGGCAGUAGUUGUUGUUAGCUGGGCCUGUUCCCACAAGUUAAUGAACCUGAGGUAAAAACCAGGACAUUCUCAGGAAAAUGGAUUCACCCUAGUUGACCUGUAAAUGCAAGCAUUGUAAUCCUUGAGUUAGAAGGAAUUACCAUUGACAAAACCCUGAGUUAUUUCUACUUGACAUCCCUUGGGAAACUUUAUGAUUCCUUUUGUCUUUUCUUGGACAAAAAAAUGGGGUUUCACAAUAUUUAUUUGACUGUAUUCAGUGUGACUCAGUAUAUAUAUGCCAAAGAAGGCAACGGGCAAGACAGUGCCAAGACUGUGCUGUAAGGAACUGUUGGAGGUGAGAUAGGAGUUUAUCCAGGAAGUCAGUCCUGAAGGAGUUUUCAGAAAUGUAGAAGGUCAGGGCUAACUUGCUGCCUAGCCAAUGGCUCAGUAGAACAGGAACUCUUUUACAGAAAUUCCCCCUGCCCAGCCUAGAUGGGCAGGUCCUUUCCAAAGAUGCAGGAACAAACUGCAUGUUUACAGGGUCAGUUGUACCCCAGGUGGAGAAACUGAGCAGCAGGGAACACAAUUACAGUGGUACCUCGGGUUACAAACUUAAUUCUUUCCAGAGGUCUGUUCUUAACCCAAAACCGUUCUUAACCUGAGGCGCGCUUUCGCUAAUGGGGCCUCCCGCUGCCGGCGUGCGAUUUCCGUUCUCAUCUUGAGGCAAAGUUCGCAACCCGGAACAACUACUUCUGGGUUAGCGGAGUUUGUAACCCGAAGCGUUUGUAACCAAAGCGUUUGUAACCCGAGGUACCACUGUAAUUACUGUUCCACAAGUUUUUUAAGUAUCGUAACCUUGUAAACUGCUUUGAGGUUUUUCUUUAAAGUCGUGUAGUGUAUAAAUUUAAUGAACUAAAUAGGAGAAAUAAUUAGCACACAAACAACUUAACAUAUAAAUCUCAGUCAGCAUAAAGACAUAUCACAGUUGGAAUAAGUAUCAUAAGUAAGAUUAAUGGAAUAAUAAACAUCCAUCCUAGAAAAAAAUGUUUGGCACAAUUACCAUAAAUAUAUGCUAUCCUUAAUUCCUGAACCCUCACUCAUUUUUCAUUUUUAAAAGGUUGUUAUAUUAUUCUCUUAUGAGAUCUGAAAGAGAAAAGAAUGUCUUAUUCUCUCUUAAUCCAAUAAACUCAGUUGCUUCAGACAUCUUGGCGAACAGACUGUAUGUAUUAUCAUGCAAUUGCUAGAUUUCUUGCCUGGAUCAGCCUGAGGUAAGUGGAACAGCAGAGAACAGGGCCAGUUUAAUUCCCACAAUGAAAUUUCUUUAGGGCUGUGUCCACAUGGGGGCAAAUUCCCACAAACAGGUCAUUUAGAUUUGAUUUUUCUGUUUUCAUUUUUGGCUGUUGACAAAUACCUUGGGUAUGGUCUUUUCUCCUACCCGUCAAUCACAAGUUAGCUUACAUUAUUAAUUCCCCCCCCCCCCACAGCUCUGCUAUGCUAGAUCUGUAAUAAUAAAAACCAAAGGGGGUUGUUUAGUUCACUAACUGGGUGUGCAUGUGCCAAGCCAAAGUAAGAUAACUCCUUUAUCCUAGCCUUCUUCAGCUGAUGUUCAAUUUCGAUUUAAAGCACCUCAGGAUUUGAUUGUGGGGAGGAGAAUACAUUCAGUCCCGAACCUCUGUUUGUCUUGUUUUUCAAACCUCUUCUAGAGUUCCCUGCAGCACUGGAGAGAAAAAGCAUGAGAUUUCAAUGCCGCUUCCUGCCGAACAGAGAUGCUUGCCUCUUCCUUAUGUUUUUUUCUCUUUCAACUAUCAUCAGACAGCCCCGCUCAGCAAGGAAGAGGCAAGGAAACUCUCAGAGAAGCUGGGGGAAACAGUGAGAAGAGGCUCAGCAGUCAGGACCAAUGUGACUCCCAUUCCCAUCUCAGCAAUGCACCCAAGUUCUGUGGUGUUUGCAGUUGAAAUUGAACGUCAGUUGGAGAAAUCGGGGGGAGAGGAAUUAUCUUAAUCUGCAGAAUGUUUGACACAAAGAUAGCAUCCCCACCACCACCCCACACACUCAGAGCAUCAAGCAGACCCAAACAUUUGUUUUUAUUAUUACAAGACUUGCAUAAAUCUGCUCAUGCAAGGAGAAAACAGAAAUAAGGGUGUAGCAACAGAGGUUGCUCAUUGAAGCAUCGCCCACCAAAAAGAAUGCACUAAGAGGCUUCCACAGCAUUGGACUUUCCACAGGCAAUUUCAAAUUAAAUAAAGGAACUAUAUUGGCAGCAAUGUUAUGCAGAUGCUGAGGAAAAUUUCUUAGCACAAGCAGUGCAAAGUCCACAGAAAACUGCUGUGUGGAUACACUCUAUUUGAUUUUUUAAAAAAAAAAUAAUACAGUGGUACCUCGGGUUAAGUACUUAAUUUGUUCCAGAGGUCCGUACUUAACCUGAAACUGUUCUUAACCUGAAGCACCACUUUAGCUAAUGGGGCCUCCUGCUUCUGCUGUGCCGCCAGAGCACGAUUUCUGUUCUCAUCCUGAAGCAAAGUUCUUAACCUGAAGCACUAUUUCUGGGUUAGCAGAGUCUGUAACCUGAAGCGUAUGUAACCUGAAGCAUAUGUAACCCGAGGUACCACUGUAAUCCAUAAUUUGGUUGCUGCCAUAGUUCAUUGCUUCCCACUAGCCCAAAGGUACUUAUUGUUAUUUUUGUAAGUUCUUGUUCCUCUCAGUCUACAGUUUUCUCAAAGAAUAUCAUGAUCUGUUCUGUUUUUGGUAAAAGCAAGCCCUCUUUCAGGAAGCCUCCUGGAAGCAUGAUAUUUCCACAUGAAUUACAGAUUCAUCAUAUCUGUCUUUUAAGAAGGUCCCUCUGGAGACUAGCUGCCUUGUUUACAGGAAAUCACUGGUGAAGUUGUGUCUGCAUCAACAACAUAAUUAGAAUUCAGCUGAGGCUGCAGAAUAAUUCAGCUAAGGGUGAACUUCUGCACACCUUACCCGGGGAGGAAGUCCCAUUGUACGCAGUGGGACUUGAUUCUGUGGGUAGAUCUAUGCAUGAAGGUAGAUGCAGGGUAGCUCAGUUGGUAGAGCAUGAGACUCUCAGGGUUGUGGGUUUGAGCCCUGCACUGGGCAAAAAGAUUCCCUCAUCACAGGGGGUUGGACUGGGUGAUCUUUGUGGUCCCUUCCAAUUUUACAAGUCUAUAAUUAGAUAUGAGCAUGUAACAAACCCUCAUGGACACCUCUUCCAGGAGCCCUUCCAUAUGUCCUUUUUAUUGUGCACCCAUUAUUAUUUGUGCUCAUGAUGCUAUUAGGGCCCAAUUCCAAUGCCAUUUACACCUGCUAAUGUUGUGUGGUGUUUUCAGUUCCGGUGUAUACCCUUUAAAGUCCUGCUGAAAUCUGAUAACUUUUUGCACCAGGUUAUUUGAAGAAUUGUCUUGGGGAGGUUGACAAGAUCUUUUUCUAAGUCACUGCCCUUGGAAUAUUGUCACUUUAAUUUAGUCUUCAGCACAUUUUUCCGCUUCAUACCGCAUGACAGAAUCUCUGUCUGCUGUGUCUUCCAUUAUCUCUCCCUGUGGAAUUUUGACACUUUAAUCCAGUCUUCAGCACAUUUUUCAUGCUGUCUCCUGCUUUGGCAGGGUUGCUAGUGAAGCGCUUGUAUUAAAUUAUCAAAUCAUAUGUCAGCAAUGUUCACAGAGGCCCCAGGGAGGAAAUCAGUAGUCUUCACCUAUGUUUUUAAUUAACUGCAGGUUGCCAUGGCGCCUGAACCUGGCCGAACAGUGUUUGACCUUAAUUAACUAUUAUUUAUUGGAACUUCAGACCUUGGGUUAUGAAGCCACCUUGUUUCAGCAAACCAUAGUUAAUAUUAACCACAGUUUAGGGUGUGUACAUAUUGCUGAACUCUGAUUUAUCAAGAAAUGCUUCCAACCCCAUCACAGAAGGAGAGGGGAGGUGGUUAUCAGGCAAGAUUAAGCUGGCUGCUGCUUGUUCCUAUACAUAAACCACGGCGUAUUACUGUGGCCAAAUGCAGCUGUAUGCUUUCCCAGUCUGAAAUAAAACUUGGAUGUCAAAUAGCUUUUAUUUGACUUAAUAAUAAAGGAGGUACACAGCCAGGGGAGGAAAGCCUGUUAUCGAGAACAGAAUAUAGGCUCUUUAAACCAGGGAUUACAGAAGCACCUGACCUUUUCAUGUGAUAUAAAAGUAUUUUUUAUUGUAAAAACUGAAUCCACACCUCUAAUUUGCUUGCAUGACUGCCUCCUCACCAGUUUUAAUUUCAGAGUUUAGCAAAGUUGCCUUUUAUAGCUAUGUGUUCUAUUACCUAUCUGGAAUUGUGCCCAGGCUAGUCUCGUAGUCUUUGGGACUUAGGAAACAAAAGGAUACCUUUCAAUUUUAAUGGCCGUUGCUGUAAUCCCUCUACAUAAAUUACUGCAAGAAACUAUGCUGAUAAGUAGAUAGUGCUUGAUAUGCAGAGCAACUCUCAAACAUUUUUCUGGUGCUGGUAGCUUAAUUGAGGUGUGACCUAUGAUUAAGCACAGCGGGUUCUUCACAAAGGCCCAAUAAUGCUCAGUCAAGUAGAGGGAUGGUGGAGAGAGCUGGUUCAGUGCUCAUUUAAAGAUGAAUCUACUUAAUUCACCCUUCCUGAAACAAUAUGUAAACUGAAACAGGGUCAUCCUUUGAAAUUCAGACUUCUCCGAAUUUUGCAACGCAGUUCUCCAACAAAGUAGUGCGUAACAAAAUGUAUGCAUUGCGGGAAAGUACACAGAUUCAUGAAAAGAACGUCAAAAAAUACAUUAUAUGUGAUUGUUUGCAAUGAUUGUGUAUUGUACAAAAAUCGCAUAUGUGAAUAUGAGGAGAAAUUUGCACUAAACUGCUGGAGACUUUUCAUGGCGACUUUAAAAAAAAAAGAAAAAGAAAAUGAAUUUGCAAACAGAUGUGGAACUGUGGGGAAAUGAGCUUCAGGUUGGGAAAAUGUGAACUGUUGAGAAACUACAGAUUCACAUGUCCUUCAUCAGGUAUACUUUGGCUGGGAAUAUAUGCUUUAUCUUUUUCAAAAUGCAACUGCAAAGGAGGUUGCAUUCUGAAGCAGAAGGCUGUUAUAGACCGAGGAGGAUCCCAACUCUUCCCCCCCCCAAAAAAAACUUUUUAUUGGUUUUCACAAAAUUAUAAACGGACAAACAAACAAACAAACAAAAAUCAUAACCUUAUUAAAAUUACACUUAUUAACAUUGUUAAGUGACUUCCUUGCUUCCCCUUGGUUGAAUUUCAAUGCAUAUCCUUUUAUCGGUUUUCCAAAUCAGAGUUCUUAUAAACUUAACUUAGUCACUUAACAUCAUUCUAUCUUUUCAGUUUGGUAUUAAACAUAUUAAUUCAUCACUUAACUUAUGUAGAAUCCUAAGCCGAUCUAGUACCUGCAAGCUAUUUCGAAUUAGUUUAACUUAACGUAUUUAACUAAAUAAUCAUUAAAUUUUGUCCAUUCUUCCUGAUACUCCUCCUCCUUCUGGUCGCGGACUCUUCCGGUUAGGUCGGCUAGCUCUGAAAAAUCCACCAUCUUCAUCUGCCAUUCUUCUACAGUUAUUGCGUUUUCCACUUUUUAGCUAGUAAAAUUUGAGCAGCAGUUGUGGCAUACAAAAAUAAUUUAACAUCUUUCUUGGGCAAUUCCAGACCCGUUAUUCCAAGAAGAAGGGCUUCUGGUUUCUUUAUAAAUGUAUAUUUCAACAUUUUUUUCAAUUCAUUAUAAAUCUUUUCCCAGAAGUCUUUCACCUUGGGGCAGGUCCAACAACUCCUUUCCCCAGAGCAGCUUUUUAAAAACCCCUCCUCUUUCAAACUGUUUCUACCCAUAUUGGCCUUUCCAUUUAAGAUUACAGCCUUUUGUAAUCUCACUGUUAGGAACAAUCUGCAUGUCACAAAAGCAUCACGUGUAACUCCCAGGGGACGUGUUCCUUUUGUAGGCACCUGUAUUCAUUCAGAUAUUCAGCUGUGGUUUACUGUGGCCUUUGGCUACAACUAUGCAUUUUACUUGAACCCAUAACUCGAGAGGAGAGCCCUUCCCACUAGCAAUAUUUUCUGUGUCCUUUAGACUUUGGCCUCACCAAUCGCUAUGGCAAAGUUUAUAAAACUUCCAUAAACAUCUUCUCAACCAAAGUUCAUUGAGUAUAUUUGCUGGGUUGAGGUUUGAGUUCAAAGGGAGAAACGUCUCAGCAGUAAGUCCUGAGGAGUAAAUGGAAUGAGUCGUGGACACUCACUCCUGCAAGAGUGAUUUGCUGUUAUUCUUCACAUUACUGAAAAGACCACAAGCCAGACCACUGAACCUGCUUAAAAAGCAAACUUGAAACUUUGGAUUUCUCCAUUCUACUAUCAUUCAUUUUCUCCUUUGGUCUCUUUAGUUCCUAGAGGAAAUUUAAGAGGAAGCACAUCACACAACAUGAUGGAAUUUGCUACCAUGAGAUGUAGUUGGUGACAGCCACCAUCUUAGAUAGCUUUGAAAGAUGAUUCAAUAACAUCAUGGCAGAUAAGACUAUGAAUGGCUGCUAGUCAUUUUAUAACCUCCAGUGUCAUGAUGGCUGUAUCAUCUCCAGUUUUAGAGGUCAUAUGCCUCUGAAUUUCAAUUGCUGGGGAUCACAGGCUGCUUAUUGAAGCAUCUUCCUUAAAAAAAAAACUGGAUCAGAAAUUUGUUAAAUAUAAAUAAACCUUGUAAUGUCUGGUUUGUUCUCAGGCAACUGCAAAAGUACAACUGUGGAGACUUCGAAAUGAACAUCACUUUGUUUGGUAUCUUGCCUGACCUUUACCAUAUGGCCCCAGAAAAGAUUGCAACAAUAGAAUACACAGUUAUGAAACAGUGAAAACCAAAGAACAAGGAAACUGUAAAAACAGUUUUAAAAAACCAGUGCAGUGUCUAAAACAACUAAAACUAUUCCAUAUAUAAAGACGAUGCAAAAACUUGAAAACAAUUGCGUAUAUAAAAAGUUUAAAAAAAUAGUUCCAAAUAUAUAUAUAUGGUCCAAUACAGAUGUAGACUGGGAUAAAUAUCUCCACUUACAAGGUUUCUUAAAAGAGGAAGAUCUUCAGCAGCUGCCAAAAAGUCAACAGAGACAACAGCUGUCUAAUGUGUAGUGGGAAGGGAUUCCAAAAGGCAGAUGACUCCACACUAAAAGCCCAAUUCCUAUGUCAUACAGAAUGGACCUCCAGAUGAGAUGCAGAGUGCCGUGAUCAGCUGAGUAUGAGAAGGGUGAGACAAUAUUUUAGGUACCCUGGUCCUAAGCUACAUCAGGCCUUGUACACCAGUACCAGCACUCCUCCUAAGCAAUCCUUAAAUAUAUAAUAGCCCCUCUAUAGGAGUUUGAGCUUGGCAACUUCUUAGAUGAAGCUUCUUUUAAAAACCGAAACAUCCACCUCCCCUUCAAAUGGUCUGGCAGUCGCUUAAUUCAGUACUGCUGAAGAACAGCUCUCUCGUUGUUGCAGAACUGCAAGCCUGAAACAUACUUGGAUUGGAUUUAAUUUUUUAAUAGCAAAAUAGAGGGAGGCUUUCAUACAGAGAUCCACUUAAGGGAGGGAAUGUUUGAGCAAACAGCAGUCAGAUGUGCCUGGUGGCUGUUGCUAAGAUCUGGGCAUGUUUGCGCUUGUAAAAAGGCACCUGGUCUUUCACAGCCUACCUUCUCUCUCUUUCCCCCUCCCUUCCAAUAUUUUCUCAGUCCUCUGGAUCUAAUCUAAAGUUUAUGAGGCUGGGCAUGGCAGGAGGUCAUUGUGCAAAAAUGGCUUUUUUAAAUAGCCGGCAGGAAUAGCUGGCCAUUUAUGGAUCUGUUUGCUGCAAGUUGGCAUUACACAGCUAAAUUAUGCAAAUGCAUUCCCAGCAGAACCAAACAUGCAAAUUGCACACGACUUACAAUAUUAUUCGGUUGUGUAAGUUGCCCCCACUGAGGCAGCUCUCUUCCUUACUGCAAAAUAAUACAGUAAGAGGAAGGGGAGAAGAAAAUGUAUCUUAACUAUUUUUGUGAGGUUUUUAUUGUUAAAAAAAUGGCAUAGUAAACUUUCUCAGGCGACACAGUCAUACCUCGGGUUAAAGUUGCUUCAGGUUGAACGUUUUCAGGUUGUGCUCUGCAGCAACCCAGAAGUAACAGAACGCGUUACUUCUGUGUUUUGCCGCUCGCGCAUGUGCAGAUGCUCAAAAUGAUGUCACGUGCAUGCGCAGAAGUGGCGAAUCACGACCCGUGCACGCACAGACGCGGGUUGCAUUCACUUCAGGAUGCGAACAGGGCUCCGGAACAGAUCCCGUUCGCAUCCAGAGGUACCACUGUAGACUUCUUUGCUGGACACUGAGCUGGAACUAAGAAAAGUGAGGUGGGAAAAGUCAGUUAAAAGCUAACCAAAGGGGAAAAGGCAUUCUGAAGUUCUUAAUCACAGCAAGUUACCUUAUACCAUUAGUCCAUCUAGCUCAAUAUUGUCCACACUGAUUGACAGCAACACUCCAGGUUUCCCCAGCCCUACCUGGAGAUCCUAUGAUGUUCUAUGAACAAGGCAGAUGCUCUUCCACUAAGCUACAGCCCUUCCUUACCCUUUUAAAUGGUCAAACUAGUAUAACAACAACAACAACAACAACAACAACAACAACAACAACAACAACAUCAACAACAUUAUUUAUACCCCACCCAUCUGGCUGGGUUUCCCCAGCCACUCUGGACGGCUUCCAACAGGACACUAAAAUACAAUAACCUAUUAAACAUUAAAAGCUUUCCUAAACAGGGCUGCCUUCAGAUGUCUUCUAAAGGUUUGGUAGUUAUUUUUCUCUUUGACAUCUGGUGGGAGGGCGAUCCACAGGGCAGGUGCCACUACCGAGAAGGCCCUCUGCCUGGUUCCCUGUAACUUGCCUUCUUGCAGCGAGGGAACUGCCAGAAGGCCCUCGGCGCUGGACCUCAGUGUCCGAGCAGAACGAUGGGGGUGGAGACGCUCCUUCAGGUAUACUGGGCCGAGGCCGUUUAGGGCACCAACAUUUUGAAUUGUGCUCGGAAACACAAGGAACAGUAUGGUGGGUGUAGGGCAGAGGUUGGUCCAAGGCUCCCUUGACCAACUACAUUCAUUCUGCAGCACCCCUGUGGGGCUCAGGAGCCCAGUUAUGUCACCCCUUGCCUGCAGAGCUGGCAGCCUCUCACCCUUUUGCGAACACGCUCCCAUGUGAAAUGUUCCCUCAGCUUCCCCUCUCCUUGGGAGUCCUCUCAGCAGCCACCCUUGGUCUCUGAGCUUCAGAGGAGGGAGAGAAGGAAAGGGACAGAGGCCAGUGUUGCCCGUGGCACCCCUGUCUAUCAUUCAAGGCACCCCAGGGUGCCACAGCACACUGGUUGAAAACCACUGGUGUAGGGUGUACCUGCUGCUGCUUCCUUUGCCCUGUUGCCUCUUCAGCUCCCAUCACCUCCUUCUCCCAGUCUUCUCCCUUUUCUCCCCCUGACCACUCAUCGUCAUCCCACCACCAAUCCCCUGGCUCUGAGCCGUCUUCCCUUGGGGGUUCCCCAGCAGCUACAUGCCGCCAGUCCAUGACAACAGAAAUUCGAACUAGAUAGGUCACUGGCCUGAUCCAGCAGGGUUUUCUUAUGUCCCUAAGUUGUUUUUCUGAACUCUGUAUCGCAUAAUCUUUCAGCUCGGGCUACAUCAGGCGAGAUUGCUCAAGCUUUUGUCAUAACAUAAACACAGCUUAUCAUAUUCCAUUUUUAUUGCAUCUACUAUACACAAAGAGGCUCGCUGCACACACAAGACUUGCACGCACAAGGUGCUUCUGUCAACUAACCCGGUUUCACAGUGUGUUGUACUUUUGGGGAGAAAAGCUGGAUUUCUUAUCCUUACCACCAAGUUUAUUGCAGGGGCGCUAAACACACUGAGAUCUGGUAACUUAUUGUUUGAGUUCCCCAACCCUUGCCUUAUAUGGUUUGCGUAGAGUGUCCUGGGUGGUUGUAAAAACUCAUCUUGAUAUGAAUAAUGUUCUAGUGUAAUGGCUGAAGGAUCUCAGCUGUUUCCCAAUGCACUCUUUGCCCUUUCUCUAGCCACUGACCCUUGCACUGGUAACUUACUCGCGCAUGGAAAAGGAGAGAAGGGCUAUCGUUUCAAGGGGGUGUAGGACAGAGGAAGAAAGAGGUCAGCAGAGAGCUGUCAUUUUCUGAGCACUGGGAAGAGGGAGUUCCCCUGUGAUCCCCAAAAUUGGAGUAGCCUGUUGCUGUAGACCAACAUAGUGCCUGUCGCAAAUACCAGCUGUGGAAACAGAUCAGGGAGAAGUUCUUGCUAUGACAAGUGGCCAUUGCCAUAGAAUGAAUGGGGGUAGGUGUGUUUCCUAACCCAACCUGUGCAUUAAUUGCCUGCUGCAUGGUAACUAUAACUUUGCACCUGACAAGGACUCGGCUGGGCAGAGGGUGGCACACCCUGAGCCUUCUGGCACGCAUGAGCCCUCUAGAGGACAGGAGAGGGCACUGCAUUGGAAGCGAAAUGGGAUUAAGGAUACAAGUCCUUGCAUGUGUGUGUGUUAAGUGGAAUCUUUGUGUAAUAAAAGAACAGUGAAAAUUGUAAGCCAUGGCCAUGUGAAUACCCAGUUGCAUUCAUGAGCCAGCGAUAUAUCUAUACAGUGGAACCUCGGGUUACAUACGCUUCAGGUUACACACGCUUCAGGUUACAGACUCCGCUAACCCAGAAAUAUUACCUCGGGUUAAGAACUUUGCUUCAGGAUAAGAACAGAAAUCGUGCAGCGGCAGCGGGAGGCCCCAUUAGCUAAAGUGGUGCUUCAGGUUAAGAACAGUUUCAGGUUAAGAACAGACCUCCAGAACGAAUUAAAUACUUAACCUGAGGUACCACUGUAUUUAUUUUGCUCCAUUUUCCAUUCAUUUCUAAUCUCUAGGGCCAUUUCCAGACUGUCACUGUUUUCGGACAGGACUCGAUCCCAUACUAGCCAAUUCAAGUUGCACAGUGAAAUCUCUGGUGCAAAAAAACCCGCUUCCUCCAAAGAGCAGACUUUUUGCAAUAAGGAAAGUGACAGGAAAAGGCACGGAGAAGCAUGGGACAAUUACUGCUUUGAUGCCACGUCAACAUGUAGGAGUGAAUGCUCAUCAAAUAGCCAAUGUCACCUAACUUCCCUCCCAUCACAUCAGGAUGAAUGCUCAAUAAACAUAUUUUCUGGGAGUGCCCUAGAUCUGUCUAAUUAUGUCAUUUCAAAUGAUGCUUUGCAAAUCUUCGUCAUUUGCAAUCAAUGCAACUAUUGUGAAAUGGGGAAACCCAGCCAGAUGGGCGGAGUAUAAAUAAUGAAAUUGUUGUUGUUGUUGUUGUUAAGUCAAGUCCUUUAAGUGAACUUCACAUAUGGUUUGUGCCAGAAAAGUCUGAGUGAAUUCAAUAGGAAUGUUCAGAAAUAUCUGGAUUGUAAAUUUUAUGGUCCCUGUGUUUUGUAUAUAAAAUGAAAUUGCCUUUCAUAAAGUCAAGGAGCUAAAACGCACACAUAAAUCUCACGGUUUCCUCUGUUUCAGUUUUUCUCUUCUCUUCCAUUAUAAAGAGGAAAUUAAACAAAAUAUAGUGCAAUGCUGUAUCUGUCUACUCAGAAGUAAGCUCCAGUGAGGGUCCUGGGGCUUACUCCUAGUAGAUAAGUGUAGGAUUGCAGCCUUGGGGUGUUUUUGUUUUCCUCUAAGGGACAAAUCAUUGCACAUCAUAAAUCAACAAAGCUUUAUAUAAGCCCAUGGAGUUUCUCCCCUGCCACCAGUCCCAUCUACUUUUGAAAAGAAAAUGAAGUUCUUUGACUUAAACAUGAAUAUUCAAAAAGCUUUCCCUCCUCCUUUCUAGGUAGUCAUCUGAUUUGGCAGGCCCCCCGUGAAAAAUCUGAAGAUGAACAAGCACAUUAAUCUGGUAAAUUGGCUGGUUUCUUAUGUAUUAGUGAUGGGCACUCUUUGCAUAAGUACAGAAUGAUGCCUUGGUCAUACAUUUGCACGGUAGAGUCUUUAUACAAAGAACGCUUGUAUGCACUUAUGAAAUGCGGAAAUAGCCAGACAUAUCACCCCACUGACUUCUGUAGCAUGGGGAUUGAGAUGCACAUGUUGAGAUCACCUGAGAAUCAUUUCAUUCAUUAUCAGCUUUGGAGGACUCUUUUACCUGCCUCUUGUCCCUGAUGCGCGCAUAUAUAUAUAUAUAUAUAUAUAUAUAUAUAUAUCAAAAAGGCAAAAAGAAAAAGAAAAAAAAUACAUGAAAUUGUAAUACAAUACAAAAUAUGAGUAUAUAAGUAAUGCAGUUAUGCAAACUAAUGUAAAACUAGUAACACAACUUUAUAUUUUUUAAUAAAUGCAUUCCAAAUAUCAUUGUAUUUAUCUAUACACAAUCUGCAUCUAAAAGCAAUCCGUUUGUCUAUUGCAAGAGUUGUCAUAUAUUCUAUCCAUUGAUCAAAGGGUGCCAUAGUAUUAUCUUUCCAGCGAAUCAAUAACAGUCUUUUGCCAGAAGUUUGGGCAUGGAGAGUCUAUCUAUGCUGACCCACUGUCAAACGAUGUAUUUAAGUGAUCAACACCACUAUCCCAUUGCAGCUCUAAAUGAGGAGGAAUAUACACUUCCUGGUUUAGUAUCAAUGCUGAACAAAACAGGUGAAGGUUGUGCAACAUUGACCUUCCUGAUGUACGCCAUUUCUAGUCAUUUCUAGUCAUCGAACAAAAAUUCAGAUUUAUAGGUAGCAGUCAUUGCCAGUGGUCAUUGAGGCAGAUAGGGUAGAAGACAGGGAGGUCACCAGUAGGUGGCGCCUGAGGAACAACAACUCCUCUUAAUUUUAUCUCCUCUCUGUUGAGUUCUGCAAGGGCAGUACUGAGACUGAGGAAGCUGACUAAGGAGGGGAAAGAAACUCAAGCAAUGCUUUAGUCUAGUUUAGUUUAGUUUAGUUUUAUAUCACCCUUUAUCCAAAGAUCCCAAGAUGGCGUACAACAUUAGGAACACAAUGUUGGGAAACAAGCAACUUGUGGCCCCGGUUUCCUUUGAAGAACAAAUUAACUUUCCCCCCAAUACUGCUUUUGAUUGCAGCCUGUUUAUAUUGUUCCAUAAUGGAAGCCAUUAAGAAUUACACCUACUCAUUUUUAAAUAGCCCUGCCCAUUUAUCCAUGUUCCAUUUCUUGAUUAUGUCACAGUGUGACACAGGGAUGCAACAAAGACACAGAACUCGGGAACAAAUGGAACACUAAGUACCAGGCAAGGCCUCACUGGCACUGGUACUUGUCCCAUGCCAAUCAUAAUAAUAAAACUAACAAUGAUAACACUGCCCAUCUGACUGGGUUGCCCCACCACUCUGGGUGGCUUUCAUCAGAUAUCAAAACAUUAAAAAAAAAUUAAACCUUAAAAAAAACCUUCCAUCUACAGAGAAAGCACGGGUCCGAGCCUUUGGACUAGAUGACCCUUAUGCUCCCUUCCAACUCUGCAAUUCUAUGAGUUUCCAAUAACCAUACUGCCUCCAACUGUGGAGGUAGAUCAUAGCCAUCAUGGUUGGGAGUUAAACCUUCUCUCUCCAUCUGCAUUGGCCCCGGUCCAGAUACCACCACCACCCUUUUUUUAAUGUAUUUAAAAACUGUUGUUGCUGUAAAUCAGGGGUCAGCAAACUUUUUCACCAGGGGGACGGUCCACUGUCCCUCAGGCCUUGCGGGGGGCCAGACUAUAUUUAGGAAAAAAAUAUGAACGCAUUCCUAUGCCCCACAAAUAACCCAGAGAAUUCAUAGCUGUCAACGUUUCCCUUUUUAAAAAAAGGGAAAUUCCCUUAUUCCAAAUAGGAUUCCUCACAAGAAAAGGGGAAAGUUGACAGCUAUGCCAGAGAUCCAUUUUAAAUAAAAGCACACAUUCUACUCAUGUAAAAACACCAGGCAGGCCCCACAAAUAACCCAGAGAUGCAUUUUAAAUGAAAGGACACAUUCUACUCAUGUAAAAGCACACUGAUUCCCGGACCAUCCACUGGCCGGAAUGAGAAGGCGAUUGGGCUGGAUCCGGCCCCCAGGCCUUAGUUUGCCUACCUACCCAUGCUGUAAAUGUUGCACUUAAAGAGGCGUGUUUUGAGGAGAGACUUGAAGGAGGAGGGAGACAUGGAGGGAGGCUGAGGGGCAUACUAAGCAGUUGUCUGUGGGUGGAAUUAGUUUUUGGGGUGGGCUCUUUGUUCUCCAACAACUUCCACUUUAAGAAAAUAAAUACCGAGAGGUGGGACACAAAGAGAUUUGGAAAGUGACUAAUACAAUGUUCAGGAACAUACGACCGAAUUUGAAAGCAAAGAGACAAUUAGCAAAUGGAAAUUAAAGACACUAAGUGCUCAAAUAGAAAAAAACACACACAAUACAGAAUAGUGCUAUUGAAAAGAACUGUAAUUGCACAGGGAAGUUAUUACUGCCUAAUAUAUGCCUGAUUCAAAGUAUCAUCCCACAGACCACUUAUUGCAUGAUUGCAUUAUCUUGUCUGUGUUUUCAAGUCGGCCUGAUUCAAAUUAAAAGGAAUAAAUCAGGAACAGAGGCUUCCCUGCUGGGAAAUGGAAAGUAGUCUUCUAGACUCUAAGGGGCCUUCUCUUUUAAUUAAAUGGGAAAGGAAGGGCUGUGCAUAACCGAAGCAAUUACAGUGUGCUGGUCCUGGGGGCUAACCGAGAGGCGAGGUCCGAGUCCAGUCCGAGGUCAAUGGUGUGGUAUGGAGGCUGUCCGUCAGAGCUGUAGCUGGGUCCAAGGCAGGGAGUCGGGUGGGGUCAGGAACUCUGGCAGAAGAGCAGGACAGGGUGCAGGCAGGAACAGGCUAGCAACAACAUUGCUCCCGCAACCUGGGACUGGGUCUGACUGGCUUUUAUCUGCCCCGAGGCAUAGGGCGGCCCCAAUCCUCUGGUGACUCACCUCUCCUGGCCUGGAGGCAAGCACUCCUCCUGCGGGAACUUAGUUCCCUCCGCCUCUCUGCCCUGAGCCUCUGCAGCUCAGGAGAGGCUGGAGGGUUACCGGACCCAGAGGCAACCUGGUCUUCCCCUGACAGGGCUGAGAGUGGAGCACCUGCAGGCAAUGGGUCCUCCAUCACCUCAGGGGCCAGAGCAGACUCAGCUGGUGCCUGCACCCAAGGAUCCAGCACAGGUGAGGACCCUUCAGGCUCAGGCCCCAGCCCCGGCUCAGCUGGUUCUGGAGGCGGGGACUCGUGUGCAGGCUGGGAUUCCUCAGGUUCAACCUCUGAGUCCGAAUCCCAGGCCAUCACAUACAGACAAAAACCUCUACAGCCCAAUAUGUUGCAAAAAGCUGUGUUUGCUCAGUGUGUUGUGUCACCAGUGCGCACACCCCUUGUUGUCUUGGUGGAGCCUGGUAUUUGUGGGGAAUGGUCAUGCCCGAUUUUCUAACAACACAUGAUUCAGGAACUCUAGCCCACUCUGUUGCUUUUGCUUAUGAAGCACCCGAAUGCCACCCAGGUCCAAUGAAAUCUAAAAUGGCACCCCUGCUUCCAGGGAUUGUUUGCGAAGACUUGCCCAGCAGAAACCCGAGUUCCUGUCUUCUGUGCCUGUGAGCAAAGGGAAGGGAAAGGAAGACAGUGGAAGGAAAGGAGCAGAAGAAUCAAAUCAACUGCCCUUGUGCGUACUGAGUAGAAUGUAGAUUGCGCUUGCCUCAAACGUUGUGGCACCUACCAGAUACCACAUGCAACACCACUGGCAAUGAACAAUACACAACUUUUCCCUACCCACCUCCACUUUCCUAGGGGUACACCAUAUUGUUUAAAAAAAUGUGUGUUUGUGUGUGUUGUAUCUGGAUUAGGCUUAAUGGGGGGCCAUAACAGUUUCAGGAGAAGGUGGUUCUCAUCUGGAAAAUGGUAAGAAGGAAAGGGUUAAGCCACCCUUCCCAGUGCCAUGGUUCUGAUCCAAAUACAGGGUGACACUGAGGGUCUGUUCUUCUACAAAAAAUAAAGAGAUAGAAGAUGAGAGCAUGGAUCUCCAUGAGCUCAUUAUGUCAGCUCAUGGCAAAGGGAGAAGAAUGCCUCUCUGGUCUUCAGACACCUUUCCUGAAAGCAUUGGAUUCAGUUGUGGAUAUCAGUCCAGAAUCGUUCACAGAUGCAAGGAAUUAAUUAAGCUUCUCUACAAUCCCUUGUGACUUGUUAAUGUUAGGGGAGGUAGUAAGGUACUUGCUUGAUCAGUAUUUCAGAGAAAAGAAAAUUGAACUUUCUCUAAGUGCUACGAGGAAAAUGUGAGACAGUUCAUAAAUUAACUGCGGCUUGCUGAUGACUGCCUUUGAAGAGAGGAGAGAAUAGCUAAGGGGAACCAAAGCUGUAGUUGUUACCAACAAAUUUAUAUUGUAAGUGCAAAAUAAAUAACAAAUCUAAUUCAGAGGCCUUUGCCAAAGUACUCCAAAUUCUACACCAGUCAAUAAAUUCCAUUUAGACUUCCAUGUAAGUGUAAUCAUUCAGCUUUAUAUCAGUUUUAAUGGUCUCCAAAGAUACACCCUUGGGCUUGGAGCCCAACCCCCCCUUAUGAAUGAAAGAGUUCCUCCUGCUUUUGAGAAGAGGCUGGGAUACAGAGAAGACACCUGCUAGAGGUGCAGCAAUAAAACUGUGAGCACAUUUGCAAAGCUAAGCAGGUUCUGGUAUGGUUUCAGAUAGGAUGGGAGACCAUGCAUUGAGAUUCCUGCACUUCAGGGGGUUGCAUGAGUUGGCCCUCAGGGUCCUUUGCAACAAUACAGUUCUAUGGUUCUAGAGCAGGGUGGCCUUUUUCACCCUUCUCUGCUUUUCUCCAUCAACCACCUGGACCACCUCUUAUAAGAAACUACGGAGCUGCUUUAUAACAAAUCAGACCUUUGGCCUACCUUGUUAAUAUUGUCCACACUGACUGGCAGUGAGUGGUUUUCCAGGAUUUCAGGCAAAGAAGAUUCACUGGAGAUGCCAGGGAUUGAACCCGGGACCUUUUGCAUGCAAAACAGAAGCUCCUUUCCCCUUUUCUCCUGCUCCAAAGGAUCCCACUGUAGCAUAAUUUUUAUGUGCUAAGAGGGUUAAGGAGUGAAUGGAUGUAAAAAAAAAAGGCCACUCUCCUUUCACUAGUAGAAACAUCCCUUAAUGCAACUCUGCUCAUGGGACACACUUGGCAGCUUCCAUUCAUAUUAUUAUUAUUAUUAUUAUUAUUAUUAUUAUUAUUAUAUACCACCCUUCAUCUGAAGAUCUCAGUGUGGUUCAUAGGAGUAAUACGCAGUUUAGAAAUUAACCAAUGAACAAUUUUGCUCAUUUAAAAAACAACAACUUUUGCCUUCCUACAAGAAAAUGGAUUGUUCAUGACUAGUAAAGUUGGACUGUGCAUUUAACCUGGUCUUUGAGCCUCUCUAAUUCAGCCCUUGAGUCUCCUAAUAUCUGGCUGGAUUUGAUGAUAUUGAACAGAAUCUUUCACCUUCAUUUUCUAGAGCUAGCGAUUCUGUCUAAAACACCAGCAUUAUGAAUUGUUGGGGGACACCUGGGUGUGUGAAAAUGAUUCAUUGGCCAGAAACAUUAUAAAAUGAAUGUGUGCCAUCAAGAAACUUUAGUAAAUGUAGCUGGUUAUUAUUAUUAUUAUUAUUAUUAUUAUUAUUAUUAUUAUUUAUUUCCUAGUGAGCUAUCCUUCCUUGCUGGAGGUGGUAGAAGAGGAAAAGGAGGAAGGUGAGGCUGACUUGCGGCUACAGAUGUCACCAUCAGGUGCACUGAUUCUGCUGCUUGCUCUAAACACAUGGCUUGUUAACGGUAAGCAUUCAAAACACCCUUUACCUUUUCAAAACUUAAAAUCGGGAAAGUGUCCUUGGGGAUCUUACCAUCUUCCAUUCUGUGGCCAUGGUCAAGCCAGCGUAAACGUCAUGUGGGCUUGGGAGAGCGCAUAUUUGUUGGAAACGCUGUCCUGCCAUGUGAUACCCAAAAUUUUCUUCAUCCAUCACGUGGAAGAUGUUGGGGCAUGGCUCCUGAUGGUUCUAAGUUGCCCAUGACUCACUUCCAUAAAGCAGUGUGCUCAGCACACAAAACGGGUAGACCUUCGUCUUGAGAGCCAGCGUGGUGUUGUGGUUAAGAGCAGUAGACUUGUAAUCUGGUGAACCUGGUUCGCGUCUCCACUCCUCUACAUGCAGCUGCUGGGUGACCUUGGGCUAGUCACACUUCUUUGAAGUCUCUCAGCCCCACUCACCUCACAGAGUGUUUGUUGUGGGGGAGGAAGGGAAAGGAGAAUGUUAGCAGCUUUGAGACUCCUUCGGGUAGUGAUAAAGCGGGAUAUCAAAUCCAAACUCCUCCUCCUCCUCCUCCUCCUCCUCCUCCUUCUUCUUCUUCUUCUUGGUAUUGGACAUUAGCAUCACAUUCUCCCAUGUCGUUUUGGAGAGGCUAACCUCCCCAAGUCCUGACAAAAAUAGUUAAUGUAACCUUACUUCAGGGAGAGCCAACAAGCUGGCUUGACACCAACAACUCCCCUCAGUUCCAGUGAGUAGAGCCAAUGGUCAGAGAUGCUGGGAGUUCUGAUCAACAACAUCGGGAGGGCUCCACAUUGGCUGUCCCUGAUAUGCAUGUGAAUAACCAUUUCACAAUCUACCAAUGGAAUUAGACAUAACAAAAUUAUGUAACUGACAUACCCAGCGGUAUUAUGCAAGCCAUUACAUAUAGACUGGCUCUCUCCUUGCUGCCCUUCUGCCAGCAGGUGAAGGGCUUCCUUGUUCAAACAGGCUUUUGGGAACUGACUGUUUUUAAUGAAAGGGCUGAUGCCGUGAUGGAUGAGGCAUAUGUUUUAAUAGAACACAUUUGUUGUUGUUUAGUCGUUUAGUUGUGUCCGACUCUUCGUGACCCCAUGGACCAGAGCAUGCCAGGCACUCCUGUCUUCCACUGCCUCCCGUAGUCUGGUCAAACUCAUGUUUGUAGCUUCGAGAACACUGUCCAACCAUCUCAUCCUCUGUCGUCCCUUCUCCUUGUGCCCUCCAUCUUUCCCAACAUCAGGGUCUUUUCCAGGGAGUCUUCUCUUCUCAUGAGGUGGCCAAAGUAUUGGAGCCUCAGCUUCAGGAUCUGUCCUUCCAGUGAGCACUCAGGGCUGAUUUCCUUCAGAAUGGAUAGGUGUGAUCUUCUUGCAGUCCAUGGGACUCUCAAGAGUCUCCUCCAGCACCAUAAUUCAAAAGCAUCAAUUCUUCGGCGACCAGCCUUCCAUAUUUUCUAUUAAUGUUUAACUGCUUCUUAAUGAUUGCUUUUUCUAUUUAUUUAGCUGUAUGCCACCUUGAGUCCCUGUCAGGGGAAAAGGCAGAAUAUAAAUUAAAAAAAAUAUGUUUAUGGGUGAAGACUCACUUCUAACAAUCUAUCAUUUGGGGACUUGUCUAGUAAAUAUGAGCCUUGUCUGCUCUGAUACAGUUAAAUCCCCAAUAACCACUUUCCUGUUCCUGCAGUCUGCCUUGUAAGAGCUCUAAUGGAUAACUUAAAAGCCCCAUCUGAUCCAGCAUUUUGUUUUCUGAUGUGGCCACAACCAGAUGCUUCUGAGUAGCCUACAAGCAGGGUGCGGCCGCUAUAGCCGUCUCUGAUGCCGGACAUUUGGUGGGUGGCUCUUGGGGGUUGCAGUGGUAGCCCUGAGACAUGGCAAGCUAUUCAAGACCACCCAGUGAGCUUUAACUUGAGUCUUUCUGAUCUGAGCUCAGUUCUUUGACCACAAUACUGCAUUGCAGUGGUUCUCUCCAAAAGCAGAGGGAGGAAAAUAGAGCCUCAGAACCACCAUCGCUGUCGAAAAUAGACUUAAACCACGACUCUAGGCCCCUAUCUGCUCAGAGCCCCUGUGAUGAUAAUUUAAUUUGUGAUUGCAUUUUCUCAGGUCAGUCACUUCCUGGAAAGCCUACAGUAAGGAGUUGCCGAACUUCAGGAAAUGAAACAUUUACUUGCUGGUGGAAAGCUGAUUCAGAUGGUGGACUUCCUACAAAUUACACUCUGCUGUACAGCACAGAAGGGUAGGGAAAUGUUUGGGGUUGGUUUUUUUUAGUCAUUUGUUGUUCCUUGCACAGAUUCACGAGAGGAAGACAACACAUUCCCAGUUACAAGGUGAAGAGAUGAGUAACUGUGCCACCUUCUUCCCUCUGAGAUCUUUAUUGAGGUUCCAGGGUUAAUCUGUUUUCCAAGAACUGCAAAUAAAGCAUGUUUUCACAUAAGAGUUUUGCUGGAGUCCCACUGCUUUAGAUGCAAUCAAGGGUGUCCUCAGCUUGAAUUGAGAUACGGCUUGCCCUUUUCCAUAUUACUUUCAGCCGACCAAAGACGUGCUGUGUAGCCAAUAACAGCUCCUUGACAAACAUAUUGGUACAUGUUCAGAAAAGGGCAACGGAAAUUAUCAAGGGGCUGGAGCAAUUUCCCAAUGGAAAGAGGUUACAGUCUUUGGAGCUUUUAGUUUAGAGGAAAAUGUGAGUAAGGGGGCAUGAUAGAGGUGCAUCAAAUUAUGCCACAUAUUUUGGUAUAUAAGCCACUUCAUAUUUCGUCACUUUUCUUUGGCUCCUUCAGAUGCCCUCCCUCAAAAAACCAAACAUGGUUCAGUCACUGGUAUAUCUUUAGCCACUCCUGCAAUGAAGACCAAUGCAUAUUUAUUUUCUGCAUAUUUGUUAAGAAACCCAGGGUACAGUUUACUAUUCUUAUUUAACAAAAUUUUAUAUUCCACUUAAUUAACGCCCCCCGCCCUGUGCCCCAUGAUAGACUCCCAAUUCAGAUUGUGUAAUUUACUUUUUUUUAAGCCAUUCAUGCAAUUGCCAACAUUUCGCACCAAACCCAAGGGAAGGACAGCAAUUGCCUUUGUGCUCUCCUUCUGGGUUUUCUGAAAUAACCUGUCUGGCUAUUGUCCAAUAGACUAAACCUAGACAAGCAUCUCCCAGAAGGGCAUUUGGUUUGAUCCGGUAUGGCUCUUAGGUUUUUAUAAAAUUAAUCCCCACUGACUCCAGGUUAUGCAUUUGCAAUGGUGAGUUUAUUAAGCUGAAUCUGACUAGUGAGUUGAGUAUUUGCAUUUGUUCUUACUUGUUCUGUUGAGUGUGGACAGGUCUCUAUUAACUACUAUUUUAAAUUAUUUUAUUUCAGAGGAAAGCAUGCCUUUGAAUGUCCAGACUAUACAACCGGGGGGCCCAGUUCAUGUUAUUUUGAUAAGAGUGUCACCGGACUUUGGAAAACGUACAAUAUCACAGUGAAAGCUACCAAUGGCAUGGGAAGUAAUGUCUCUGACCCUCAUUAUGUGGAUGUUCAAACCCUAGGUAAGGGGGGAGGGCAGGAAGCCACAUGGAAACACAACUUUCCACUCUACUCUAAAGCAACACUUUGGGGCAGGGGGUGGAUGGGGACUGACUGAUUCAUCAGUACCAUUAUUUUUUCAAACAUUGUCCAAACCUAGAGGCCAAAGGUGUUUUGAGGAAAUGCAAUAUUGAAACAAGUUAGUUGUUAGUUUAAUUUAACAUCAGAAGAGGGAAGACUAUGGGACCUAGAUGAUUUCCUGAUCUAGAACUAAUUCAGUGCAUCAGAUAGGGUAGAUAAUUCACAUCUUCUAAGUCCCAAGUUUGGUUCCUGACCUCUUUGGCUAAAAAGCCUGUUGGAAAUCAGUGCAGGGCAAGAUCUCGGUCUGAAAUUCUGGAGAUCUCUUGCCAUUCAAGAUAGAAAGUGCUAGGGAUGGGAAAAGAAGUUCAGCCCAGACAUUGAGGUCCAGCUCAUAGGGCCUCUGGGAGAUUCCCUCAUUGCAAGAAGUGAAACCAGGGGGAGGACAGCCUCAGUAGUUAUGCCCGCCAUGUGAAACACCCUCCCGCCAGAUGUCAGAGAAAUAAACAAAUAUAUGGCCUUCUGUAGACAUCUGAAGGCAGCCCUGUUUCAGGAAGCUUUUAGUGUUUGAUGUUCCAAUGAGUUCCUUUAUAUUCUGUUGGAAGCCGCUCAGAGUGGCUGGGGCAACCCAGUCAGAUGGGUGGGCUACAUGAAAUAAAUCACCACCAUCAUCAUUCACUUCACAUUUAAAGACAAAUUCACACUUCCUGAAACAAGGAAAGAACCGAAACACAGCCAUCCUUUGAAAUUCAGCCUUCUCUGAAUUUUGCAAUGCAGCCAUGUUUUAUACACACAGAGAGAGAGGGAGAGAGAGAGAGAGAGCGCGUUGUAUUAGGGGAUAUUGCUUUGGAAAUGUGUGUUAUUAGACAAAAUUGCAUGCUAAAUGGUACAUUAGGAGAAACUGGUACUAAAAUCCAAUGAAUUUUCAUGAGGACUUUAAGAACAAACCAACCACAAAUUGAUGGUGGAGAACCAAAACUUAAUAAUGGAAAAAUCAGAAACUGAGAGAAACCAAAGGUGACAUAUUUGCCCAUCUCUAGAUAGUACUGGCCUAGACAAACUAUUGAUCUAACUCAGGAAAGGUUAACCAGAUGUUGUUGGACUCCAGUUCCAUCUUCCCUGACCACUGGCCAUUCUGACUGGGGCUUUUCAGAGUUGGAGUUCAGUGCCAUCUGGAGAGCUAUAGGCUCCCUGUGCCCGUAUGUCAAUAUGCAGCAGCUCUUUGUACAUAUUCUCCCUGUUGUCUUUUGAUUUGAUUCUAUUAGUUCACAUACAGAAUAGCCAAAAGAGGUGUCCUAGGCAGAAGAAGCAAACAAUACUGACUUAUGAAUGUUUCCUUUGUACAGCUAAUGUCAGCCCUCCCACAGACCUAUCUCUGGAAGUCAAACAGCUGAAAGAGAGAACGUAUGUGUGGGCAAAAUGGUCGCCGCCUCGAUUGCUUGAUGAUGGAACAAGAGGGCAAAUAUGCAACUAUGAAUUGCGAUUGAGACCUACAGGAGAGAAAGAAUGGGAGGUAAGCAAGUUCCAUUCUUUCAUUCACAAGCAUCUUAUUAUAGGAGAAAGGCAGAUGCUGUCGCUGUUCCCUUAUUUACAAAGGAGGCCCUGAAACACAGUGGCUAGUCGAAGUAUGCCAUAGGCAAAGCAAGACUUUAAAAACCACCAUGUACAUUUAAUUACACCCAUCAAGUUUAUCCAGAUGCACCGAACUGACUUUAUUUUGGACAACUUCAAUCCAAACUCUCCAGACAUACCAUUUGUUGUGCUAUAGCUGUGAUUUUUCUGUAUCUUUACACAUGGCUUCCUCCGCCUCCUCAACAGUGAGGGGGUCCCGGCCCUCUCCCAACAGAUUUUGAGGGGGCCAAAGAAACCUCGGCCCCAUAGAACUGAUCUGACCCCUGAUCUGACUGUGUAUAUAACAGCUUUCCUGUAUUCUGUGUUCCAACCUGGCCUGGUGUAAGGUAGCUUCUCGGUGUUCCUAGGAUAUGUAUUUGCAUGUGGAUCUGUUUGAUUGCAGCUGGGGUUCUGUUUCCAGGAUGGAUAAAAUAAAGGUAAUAAAUCAGGUGUUCUUGCCAGCACCAGAAAGUGACUCGGGCAUCAUGAAAGGAAUAUGUUGAAGUAGUUAUGAUUAAUAUGUUUGGCACAGAGAGAGCUAUGGAACAGGAGGCCACCCUUCAUUCCAAAGCUUCCUCCGGAGAACUGUUUAGAUUAAUGAGCACUGCAAAGCUAUAUUUGUCAUGUUGGCAAUGAGAAAGAAUAAUGUCCAUUAGACUGGGAGCGCUGAAAGGUGCUCCAAAGGUAAUGGAAUCAGAGAAUUGUAGAGCUGGAAGGGACCCCAAAGCUCAUCUAAUCCAACCCCCUGUGAUGCAGGAAUCUCAACUAAAGCAUCAAUCACAGAUGGCCAUCCAACCUCUGCUUAAAAACCUGCAAGGAAGGAGAGCCCACUAUCUUCCGAGGGAGUCCAUUCUACUGUUGGGCGGUUCUUACAGUCAGAAAGUUAUUCCUGAUGUUUAGUCAGAGUCUCCGUUCUUGUAACUUGAAUCCAUUGGUUCAGGUCCUAGAAUCUGGAACAGGAGAAAACAAACUUGCCCCAUCUUCAAUGCCCUUUAGAUAUUCGAAUAUGGCUAUCGUAUCUUUUCUCAGUAAAGUAAAAUGUAAGCAGGGACACUGAAGCAAGUUAAAUGGUACUGCAGAGAUACCGGCCAUCAGUUCAUUGUGAGAUGGAUGCAAAUGUUCAUCCCAGGAAAAGUACCCAGUGGGCACCAGAAAAUUGUGCAUACAGUGGUACCUCCAGUUGUGAAUGGGAUCCAUUCUGUAGGUCCUGAGGAAUUUGCAACUGGAGGUGCCGCUUCUGCGCAUGCGCACGCGGCAAAACCCAGAAAAAUACUUCCAGGUUUGCCACGUUUGCAUCCUGAAAGAUAUACAACCAGAGGUGGGUGUAUCUAGAGGUACCACUGUAUUUGUAUUUUUCCUGGCAAAAAAUGUCCCUUGAAAGGUCUCUAAAAAAGAGAGGUUGGCUAAAUCGUGCAGUGGUGCAAUUAGUUAAUUUUAGACUCUGAACUUAAUGCUUAUAUGGAGAGCACCUCAUUAGAUCGCAAUGUUGCUUUUCACAGGUAACAGUAAGCCUAUGUUCUUGACUUAAUAAAUCCUACUGUGCAUAUGCUGCAUGUUGUCCAUGUGGCCUGAUCAUUUCUAUGUCACUUUUCUAGUGCAAGUGGGUAAAAAAGCCACAAAGGCUAAAACUUAGCAUUAUAUCCAAACCAGGGAUCAUGGUUUGCUUUGACCUGACAAACCAUGGUUGCUCAUCAGUCAUGAUUUUCUUAGGGUAAAAAAACCCAUAAUGUUUUUCUUCACAUUUUAUACUAAGCAUUUGUUUCUUGGUUUGUUUACUCAUUCGUGCCAGGGCAGGGAGCAAUCAAGCUGCAAGUGCACCAGCACAUAAAAAAAGUAUGGUCUGAUGAUCCAAUAACCUUGGCUUGCAAUUUUGCGCGAAUACACACAAUGUAUAUUUAUUUCGCUUACUCCUUGGGGGGGGGGGCUCCUCAUUUUGCUCACUUGAGCCCUGGAUGUGCGCCCAGAAGACCUGACCAGAUGGCACCAGGGGGAAUCGUGGUCCUUAAAAUGGGUUUACAGCUCAUGGACCCAAGCAAAACAAAUCACACACGUCAUGAUAAACCUCCUUGACAAGCCAUAAUACAUGAUAUCCGUGGGCCGGUUUGGAAAGGUCACACAUUGCACAGACUUCAUCCUUGAUGUAUUUUAUUUAUUUACAGUAUGUAUUCCCUCCAUCCUGUUCUUCAGUCUUAAAAAGACUAGGACUUCUGGAGUCACAGAUGUUGCAGUGCCAACUGCCCAGUGUGCCAAAGAUUCCUGCUUGUAUAGAGGCAUCCUUGCAAAACCUGUAUGCUCUACAAUUCUCUUAGUUUCCCUUGUCUUUACUGCUUCCCAGACUCGUUUUGUUGGAGAGCAAACACAGUAUGAAAUAUCCCAGCUGCACCCAGCAGUGAAAUAUACUUUUCAGGUUCGCUGUAUAACAGAACAUGGUGAAAGGAGUGAAUGGAGCCCAGAAACUUACCUCCAGCUCCACAGUGGUGAGUCAAUCAUUCAUCAUUUUUUUCUGUUUUGAAAAGCCAAAUAAGCUAGUAAGAACAUGAGAAGAACCCUCCUGGAUCAGAGCAAUGCCCCAUCUAGUCCAGAACCCUGUUCUCACAGCCGCCAACCAGAUGCCCAUUGUGAGAAGCCUAGAAGCAGGACUUGAGAGCAACAACUCUCUCCCUACUUGCAGUUCCUAGAGGCAGAACUAGAAUCAAAUGUGUUAGGAGUAGAUUUCGGCUAAGCACUAGGCAACUUCCCAAUGGUAACAGCUGGUAGACAGUGAAACAGACUGCCUUAGGAGAUGGUGUUGAAGCAGAUUCUGGACAUCCAUCUGCUGGGGUUUCCCCUAGUUGCAUCCUGCAUUGUAGGUCCUGAAUUAGCAGGACGUUGGACCGAAUGACCUCUGUGACCCUUCUUUGUCUCUGACCCUAUUGGCCUAAAGGACUUGUCUAUCUCUUCCUUUCCAGGCCAACCUCCUGGGAAACCGGAGUUAAUAAGAUGUCGCUCACCUGAGAAAGAAACCUUUACUUGCUGGUGGAAGCCCAGUUCUGAUGGAGGUCUGCCGAGCAAUUACACUCUGUUCUAUAACAAGGAAGGGUAAGGCGUUACAAAUGGCUUUACGGUUGUCUCAACCUGCACCUCUGAGAGAAGGUGGAUUCUUUUCGAAGUGAUGUGUAAUGAGAAGGCUGUGUUUGUAUUUCCUUCUCAAUCUUGUGUUCUGUUUUUCAGAGACAAGGCAUACUAUGAAUGCCCGGACUACACAACAGCGGGACCCAACUCCUGUCAUUUUGAUAAAAAACAUACUUCGCUUUGGAUGACAUACAACUUUACCAUAACAGCGACUAAUGAGAUGGGGAGUAUUUCAUCUCAGCCAUAUUAUGUGGAUGUGGCUAACAUAGGUAUGUGGUGCAAGCAUAAGUGUGCAAGGCAGGCCGGGGGUGGGUGGGAAUCCCAAUAGUCCUAAGAGUUGUGACCCGAAUUCUAUAUGCAUCUUAUAUACCAUCAGCUAAAUAUGACCAGUCAUGUGUUUUGAUAAGGGAUAGGGGAGAGUAUUUGUUUGCAUUUUAAUGAGAAACUAUCCAGUUUGCCCUUCAUAAACUGAAAUGCACAGCUAUGCUUUGAAAUUUGCACUUCUCUGAAUUUUGCAAUGCAUAAACUACAUAUGCUAGCUGUCAGGGGACUGCCAUUGGAACAGGGAAGGGAGGCAGAGGGGCAGUUGGGAUACAGGGAACCUCCAAAAAUCCUGAGAAGCAGUUCCUCUUCCUGCGAUGGGGAAAGCCACACCUCCAGUGGGGAAGAGGGGAAGGGACCAAAGGAUGCUUCUGGGAGCCCCAGCACCGCCCCUCGUCAGUCUGAGGGUGGGAAAAGCCACACCUCCUGGGUAAAGGAGGGGAAAGGGCUAGAGCAGGGGUGUCUAACUCAAAUUCAUCGGGGGCCGCAUCAGCAGUUUGGUCACCCUCAAAGGGCCGGUUGUAUCUGUAGGACUUACAGUACAGGAGAGAAGGGUUCAGGCAGCCGUUGGAUCUGUCACAUCACAGGAUGGCAUGCGCUCAAUAUAAAAACAAGUGGAGGUUUCCUGAAUGCAUGUAAAGUGGAGGUUUCCUGUGUAGAACGGCCGGCGCCGCUAGAGGGCAGACGUUCUCUGGCUUGUAGGCUGCCGCGCAUGCGCUGAAGAGGCGGCUUUCUUGUGUAAAAAAAAAAAAGCGAGAAUAAAAGGUGAAGGCUGGCGGCCGGCGGCGGCUACACGGGCCAUAUGACGAGGUCUGGCGGGCCGGAUUUGGCCUGCGGGCCUUGUGUUUGACACCCGUGGGCUAGAGGAUGCUGCUGGGAGCCUCAGCAUUGCUCUUGGCCAAGCCAGCCAGGAGGGAAGCACGCCUCUUCCGUCGCCCACCUUGCGCAGAGGUGUAAAAUGCAAAGAGGGAAGGAAAAGGCUGGGGGUGACUAAGCUCUUAUGUUGGGGGAGGACCUGGAAAUGACCGCUCCCGGAUUCUGCUAGCAAUUGAGGCAGACAUGAACUUGUGGUUCUGCACACUAAAUAAAACCUGUAAAAGACAGGUCGGAAUCCUGACUGGUUACUCACGAGCAACCACCAUUGCCAUCCGACACUAGUGAAAAUAGUAUACAAAAAUGCAUUAUAUUAAGGCAAACUGCUUGCAAAAAUGUGUGCAUUAGCCAGAACUGCAUACAAAAAUGUGUUUAUUAGGAGGAAUUCACACUAAAAUUCUGAUAAAUGUUUAUGAAGAUAAAAAGAAAGAAAGCUGCUCUUGAUGUGAGAUAUUUGAAAUGUGCCUCUGUUUCUAUCUAUGAAAAAGAGCAUGAAUUUAAUAAAUAAUCAUAUUCUCUUUUCUUGUACCAAGACCUUUUAAAACAAACUCUAGGCCUUCACUGUUUUAAUGACAUUUUAAACAAAACCUAUGCUCUCAUUCUUGCCACAGUAUGCUUUUAAACUGAGCUUUCUCCGCUGUCGAGAAAUUUUUGCAGUUGCUUUUUGCUGUUUAAAGCUCUUGUACUUUGCAUUUUAAAGUACUGUGAUUAUAUCUGCUGUGUAAGCCUCCUUAGAGGAUUGGAUUGAUGGCCGUCCAUAUACAUUUGAUCAAUAAAUAUUCUCUCAUCCUUCUUUUUUCCAGUUCAGCCAGACCCUCCCGAAAACCUCUCCUUGGAAUUUGAGAAAAAAGUAUAUGGAAAAUAUCUGUUGUUGAACUGGUCUCCACCUUCUCUGGGUGACAUCAGAUCUGGUUGGCUAACCCUCGAAUAUGAGUUACAUAUCAAGCCUGAAGGGGGACAAGAAUGGGAGGUGAGAAUGGUGAAAACUCUUGAAACACUUCCAGAUGUGUAGAUUUGCCAGUUUCAGCCCUCUCAGCUUCUCGUUUUCCCAAUUCUAAAUCCAGUUCUCCACAUUUCUACAGCCAUUUCCAAUAGAUAAAUCCUCAUGAACAUCCACCAGCAUUUUAAUGUGAAUUUAUCCCAACAAACACGUUUUUGUCAGCAGGUUCAGCUGACAUACACACAGUUCUGCAAGCCAUUUCUCCGUAAAAUGAUGCACUCUUGUAUGCUGCUCUCAAUAACAUGUUCAUUUUUACCCACACUUCCCCUUAAUAUAUACAUUUUUGUAAACACUGGCUGGAAGAGUGCAUCGCAACAUUCAGAUUAGUGUGAACUUCAAAGGAUGGUUAAGUUUCAGCUCUCUUGGGGUUUCACAAAGUGUGGAUUUGCGUAUCGAGACCCUGAAACCAUCCCCUCAUUGAAGAAUAACACACACAAUGACACAGCUAUUAGGUUAAUGUUACUGGGCAAAAUUUGGCCACAACUAUAUUGAUUACAGAAUGUGAGUGGUAUUCACUUAGGCAUUGAAUGGACGCAACUGUAUCUAGCUCCUGCUCGUUGCGCAGGGAGUCCUAUAAGGGUAAACCACCAGAAGGGGGAGCCCCAUCGAUGCAUACGAACUCGAGCUCCCCCAGGUGUUUCCGUCAGGGUUGUGUCAUGGCCCUAGCCCCACCCCGGCCUUCGGUCAAGAUCCAUACCCCUGGAUUCCUUUAACGGAAUACCCUUAAGCUUGGAGGGGCAGGUGAUGGCCACACCUCCCUUCCCCCCUCAAACAAUGCCUAACCGCCACAAGAGCCUAAAGGCUCGCCGCCAAAUACCCUCACACCUGUGACCAAUGCCUCAAGCCCUCUGCAAUAUCGGCCAACCAGAUAUCAUUCCCCCAAUCAGAAAUGUGUAUGCCAUCAUCACGAAAAUAGUGCCACCUUGCUGUAAACUACAGUGGGUGCGCAAUCACCCAGCCACCCAACAUGUGCACCCUCUGUGCCAUGGAACGAUUCAAGCGAGCCAAGAGGAAGCCCUCCAGCUCGCGCCUCAGCUUAAAUGGUCCCGGCCACACCCCCACCAGCCAGUGGAUUGGCUGGCCGGUCGCUGACGCUGCCGGGAUCCCCCGGGCAAUGCAGGACUUCGUCCCCUGCCCCCGGAGGAGAGUGGGUGGCCAUGCGGUCCACCGCAACUCCUCCCCACGGUGAAGUGGAAUGGACUUGGCAGAUAUGCCUUUACAUGUGAAUUGAAUUGGAUGUUGCCCCCACCCCUAUCUCCUGACAACCAGUUUAAUGAGCAUUUACCCUCGUUGUGCCCAAGCAAUUUUUCUCCAACACUUCCCAUUGCAUUUUCCUUAUCACACACAGCCUAACUGGGGGAGGAAUUGAAGGUAUGUUGUGCAAGAAUGCCAAAUCAACCUUAAUUGUGCAACCAGUUAAUCCCAUCUGAAAAUAGUGGCUGCCUGGAAGCAUCUUUGGGAGUACCCAAAUGCUCUGUGUUUCAGAAACAGAGUCACGGAUGUCUGUGUUCUUCUUAUCUUUCCAGAAAAUAUUUGUUGGUCAGAGAACAACAUAUAAGAUGUUCAGUGUAAAUCCAGGAGAAAAGUAUAUUGCAAAAGUUCGCUGCAGAUCAGAUCAUGGAACGUGGAGCGACUGGAGCCCUGAAAGUUUUAUAAAGCUCCGAAAAGGUGAGGACAACUGCUGGGAGUGACCUUUCGUUAAUUAACCCCAGUCAUAUGAAAACGCUAGAAAGCCUAGUUGAGGAGUUUGUUAUUCAUAUCCUGCUUUUCUAUUUAGAAUAAAAAUAAAAUCCCCCAUCACAAAAGAAAACACAGUUCAAUGAUAACAGCAACACAACGAAACAAGGAUAGGGCUGACAUGUGAUGAAGCUGGUGCUAGACGUGUGCGUCUUACAAAACAUUGCCUGGCGGUCUGCUUUGGGAAAUCUGGGCAAGUUCAGCUGACAACUUGGUAAACAUAUUAGCUGUGUGAGUUCCAGACUGCUAGUGCAGGGGGAGCCAAACUGGUAUCUUCCAGAAGUUUUGGACUACAACUCCCAUCAUGCCUGACCAGUGGCCAUGUUGACUAGGGAUGGGGGGAAUUGGCAUUUGCAACAUCUGUAUCCAUGUUGACUGCCCUUGAACUAAAUGAAGUUGGCUGUAUGCAAAAGAAGGCAAGGCUUCUAUACCUUUAUUUGUGUAGAAAGGAGACUUUACGCAGGUACAGCUUGUCGUGUAAACUAUGCUUGCUGAAACUCCCUUCUGAAAUCUCACCACUGAGCUCACUGGGCGAUUUUAUGCUCAUCACGGCAUUACAGACUGAUCUACCGUCCAGGGUGGUUGUGGGAGUAAAAUAGUAGAGAUGCCACCUGCCCUAAACUAAUAAUGUUUUGAAAUGACUGCACAAAAUUUAAUCCCUUCUUAUUUUCUCUCUUAGAGUUCAGACUGAAAGAUAUGCUUGUUUGGAUCUUCGUGGCUUUUUUAUCAUUUGUUGUAUGUUUGAUCAUGAUCUGGACACUGGCUUUGAAAAAAAUUAAGUAAGUUGCUACUUCUGACAUUGUAGUGUAUUAAAAAAAGAAAACAAGCAAAUUUAUUGCCACAGCAUGGGGUUAAAGGGAUGGAAAGCCUUCCCCAUACAUUGUGGUCGCAGCUGUGAUUCUUCUUCCAUCUCCUCCACCAACUGCUAUUUAAAUUUUAGAAAAGCAGACAUGUUAAAUGCAAACAUGCAUUUAAUACAUCAUCCAGCUGGGGUUAUGCAUAGUGGAACUGUGUGUGAAGCUUGCUGCCAGUGCUCUAUUCUGACAAUCCACAAAUACAAAAAACAAGGUUUCUAUGUGUAGAAAUCAUCUUCACUUAAAAGACCACUCUUGGUUCUGCUCCCUGAGAUCCUACGGACAAGUGAAAUCAGUUUAUUGGAAUAUCCUGUGGGUCCCCUCUUUACAGCCAUGGAUAUUUGUUUUUCCAGCAGGCAAGGUUUUCUGUAUGCUCAAUCUAGCAGAAGAAAAUCAAACCAAGUACGAAACCAAAUGAUUUCCGUCAUUUCUUUAUUCCAACCCCUUCCCUCUUUCUUGUUUUUCAGCAUGGUGGCUUGCCUUCUACCACCAGUCCCAGGACCAAAGAUAAAAGGCUUUGAUGCCCAGCUACUAGAAGUAAGUGUUUGGGCACUUAGAGAAGUUUUGCACUCUUUUUUGUCUUGCAUUUUCUUAGAGGGGGUAAAAGAAAACACCUCAUUGGAAGCCUUUAACAACUUUAACCUGUUAACACUUCUGCUGACGCUAAUCUGCUUGAAUUCAGUACAAUAAUAUCCAAACGCAACAUGAUGACCAAGUACAACAAUGCGAUGUCAAUAUAAACUCUUUGUAUAAUCUAUACAGAACAGUGAACAAUAUGAAAUAGGCACUCUCUGCAAAACCAAAUAAACAUAGAUCUUCUAAAUCUCAAAGUCACAGAAUAUGAUACUCUUGAUGGAUUCUCUUGAAAACAUAGAACCAAAUAAACACAAAUCUUAUAGGUCUCUGAAAGUCUUUGUGAGCUAUGCAAGUCUCUGAAAGAAGCAAUGAGUCAGAUAUCUGGAGUAAACAAGCUUAAAGCUUUGUUUUAUAAUGUCCAAUGCUGCCAAAGUGGUCCGCAAACAGACGUAGUGAACAGUGAUUCUGGAUAUACCAACUGUUUUGUGGAAUUCUUCUUCAGCAUAGCAGAAGGAUAAAGAAAUGCUUCAAAAACUGCAAUUGAAUUAUUGAAACAAUGACCUGCAUAUACAUGGUAACUCAAAUUAUUAGAAACUAUAUGCAAGAACUGUUAUAUCAAUUCAAUAUGAAAUAAAACCAAAAGCACAUACCCCAUCUAUAUGGUGAAUGGAAUUGUAUGAACAAUUGCUAUGGAGCAGUGGUCAUAAAAUUAUGUAACCACUGCUACUGACUGCAUGUUGCAAGAAACUUAAAAACCCGACCCCAGGUGGUGCUCAUAACAAGGUCAUUUCAGAGAUUUAGAAGAUUUCUGUUUAUUUGGUUUUGCAGAGUGCCUAUUUCAUAUAUUUCAUAUUGUUCAAUGUUCUGUAUAGAUUAUAUAAAGAGUUUAUAUUGACAUCGCAUUGUUGUACUUGGUCAUCGUGUUGCCUUUGGAUAUUACUGAUAUUUGCUUGUAGCACAGGGGUUUAAUUGAAUUCAGAUCAAAGCAUGCAUCAUUGUUGUUGUUGUUGAGUGCUCUGUACCACAUCUUUCUCCUUUGCGUUUUCAGACAUAAUCAGGUACAUAAUGCAAAUAUUAUAGUUCUUAUAUUAUAUUUCCCCCUGUAUAUUUCUUCACAUCAGGCAGGGAAAACGGAAGAAUUGCUGAGUGCUCUUGGCUGCCAGGGGUUCCCUCCAACACCAGGCUAUGAGGACCUGCUGGUAGAAUUUUUGGAGAUAGAUGACAGCGAAGACCAGCAGCUAAUGCCAAGCACCGAAAAGAGCCACCCCAGUAAAAAUGUGAAGCUGGCGCACCAGGAAACAGACAGCGACUCGGGAAGAGGAAGCUGCGAAAGCCCUUCUCUGUUGACAGAGAAGCGCAAGGCAGCCCAAAACCCACUCUUGGAAUUGAAAACACCAGAUACCUAUGGGGUGCAAAACGCUCAUAGGAACAGCAUGCAGGAGUCACCAAAGGGGGGCGCUGAAGGUCAGCUCCCCUGGAUUAACAGUGGUGAACCCAGGCCAUCCACGUGGUGUGGAGGUCAGCUCCCUAGCUGUCAGACGUCUAAAUGUUCCUACCAUGACACAGUGGAUGUAUGUAAAAGAGCAAUCAGUGCCAUGAAUAUAAACAGGAAGGGGAGUGAGGAAGGAAAGUGUUGUUCGCAAUAUCCUGAACUCGUCGAGACUCUUGGCGAAAGAAAACCAGCCAAAGCAGUGGAUCUACUCUCAAACGCUCAGCACGGCCAAGCGGGGUUGUGGCUACUCCCACCAGAAAGGCCGCCAUUCUCGUCUACAAAACCCGCAGAUUACGUGGAAGUUCACAAAGUCAACCAUGAUGGAGCUCUGGCUGUACUACCAAAGCAGAAAGAAACUGUAGGCAAAAAGGAAAGGCCUUUUGUCCCUGGGGAUACGAAUGAAUACACCAAGGUUUCAACCGUUGUAUCCAACCAUAUUCUGGUGUUGUUCCCAGAUCCCAAAGCGGAGGCUUUGCCUUCCUUUCAGGAGCCACUGAAAGAGCUUGCCCAGAGUUGUCAGCAGAGCCAAGCAGAAUUAAAUUUCAGCUACUGUCUCACAGGUCCAAGCACCUGCCAAGUACAGACUGGCGGGCUAGACUACAUGGAUCCAAAUAAUUUUAUGUGCCCCUUUAACUGAAAAGUUAGCCAUCCUUCUACAGGUAACAACACUACAAGUAAAAUAAAGUGUUGGCACAAAACUGCUCACAUGUCUGGUUUAGCUCAGUUGUAGCUCAUGCCUUCUUUCGCUUUAUAGCCAAUCACUUGAGAACAUGCUGGUUGCAGAUCAAUUUUCCCCCCUACCUGUGAUUUUUAGUUCUUUUUGUGAAGAGUGAUUUACAGAAAAGUAAAAGUUUGUGGCAUCGUUUUGAAAACACAAGCAUCCAUUUCUGGUAAUACAUUCCAAAAAAACAAGGAGGGGUUUGUGUGUUGAUGUUUCAAAAGCAACCCUGAGAUCAUCACCAAAUGAUGCUGGUUAAGAAACACAGGCUGAGCUUAUAAAAUAUUGUCCAAAAAAUUAUAUUGGUAAUCAGACUCUUGAACAACACUGCUAGUGUCCAAUCUGUUUUUGGCAACUGUGUGUCACACAAUGCUAGUACAAUAUAUGAGACGGUGUCUGCUGCAGUGUGUAGACUACAGUGUGAACAACCCAUCAUACCUAAUUUGUGUACAGGUCCUUGAGUUUGUUGAGCCAUUGUGCGCAUGUCAGGGACUGGCAGGACGCUGAUGAGUGUGCGCCAGGGGAAGCGAGGCUGGAGUCUGGCUCAGGAGAGAGGGCCAGUGAUUUGUGGGGAACUGUGCUGGAGGCAGGGGAAGCUUCAGGUGGUGCACAGGAAUGGGUUGGAAGGAGAGGAGGAAGAGGCAGGUCAGGCAAGUGAAAGGCCAGGUGCUUCCCCACCACUGUCUCCCAGAUCCAGGAGGGGACUGAAGAGGGAUGAGCAGAGGAUAGGGAUAGUCUAUAGCUGCACGCAUGCAGCGUUUUGGGGGAAAGUACAUAAACUGGUGGAGGUGGAGUGGUCCCCCUGUUGCUGCAACUUCUUCUUAGAGCCAGUGUGGUGUAGUGGUUAAGAGCGGUGGACUCGUAAUCUGGUGAACCGGGUUCGCGUCUCCGCUCCUCCACAUGCAGCUGCUGGGUGACCUUGGGCUAGUCACACUUCUCUGAAGUCUCUCAGCCCCACUCACCUCACAGAGUGUUUGUUGUGGGGGAGGAAGGGAAAGGAGAAUGUUAGCCGCUUUGAGACUCCUUUGGGUAGUGAUAAAGCGGGAUAUCAAAUCCAAACUCCUCUUCUUCUUCUUCAUAGACCAUGGACCUGGGAACAGCCACCUAGACACUAAAUUGGCGUGGGAGGUAUUCAGAGCCAUAGAAAUGACUGUGUUAUGUUUGGCGACAAAGAGUUAACUAUCGGCUGUGUGCAUUUCCUUGAUUGGGGAGUGCCCUGAACAGAACAGGCAGGAGAAAUGGGCAGGCCUCACUCUGUGCCAUAGCUAAGCCCAGGAGCAUUCCUGUCCAGACUGCCUCAGGCCCCUACAGUCUGUGCUGCUUGUGGCAUCUGGGCUGAAGCUGGCUCCAGCUUUGAGGGAGUCCUCAUCAUGGAGGUUGCUGGUGGGCCUUUACAGAUGUAUGUUGGGGGGUUGGGGAGCUCCUCUCCUCUUUAUUUCCACCAGACACAAAGAGUGUGCAAGGCCCACAAGGAGGAGGCAGUGUUCCACCAAUGAGUACCAUUGUCAUCACCCACAGAGCAACAUAGCAAUGCUGGGCCUGAUCUGUGCCAUAGGCUGGACAGCUGAAAAUGACAUACUUUGCGGUUGCCUGAGGAAAACUAGCCAAAUAUAUCAAAUUCAACAAAAAGUAAAUGCACAAAUGAAAAACUUAAAGGAUUGCAUUAUUAUUAUUCCAUUUUUUGGCACUAGCAAAAAAUCAAUCAAAAUUAUUUCAUGUUCUGCAAUGUAUUUUAAAUAGGUUUUAAAGGCUAGUACAGUUUUUAUAUUUUUCUUUGCCUUUUCUUUUUCUUUCUUUUAAAAACUCACUUUUCAGGAUGUUAAAAAUCAUGUGUGUGUAUGAGUGAGUGAGAGAGAGAGAGAUCUAAUAUAGUGAAGGCAUUAGCCAGAGUUAUCUUUUUUUACAUGCUUUUCUGCUUUUAGUGCAGCAAUUGGGAAUCUGUGGUUCUCUGGAUAUUGCCAAACUCUUGAUUCCCGUCAGCCCCUAGCAGCACGGCCAAUGGUCAGGGAUGACAUGAGUUGGAGUCCUACAAUUUCUGGAGGGCCACUGGCUUCCCACUCCUCUUUUACUGUGAUGAAUUAUUUGCUGUGCAAGUUCCUCCAAGUUCAAAAGAAACUCCAUUAGCACCAGUAGCAUUACUUACAAGUAUUCCAACAUUUAGGGGAGAGGAGAAAUCUAAACGAAUCAUAGCAUUGUAGAAACAUAGAAUUGUAGAGUUGGAAGGGACCCUGAGGAUCAGGUUGUAGCCCAACCCCAUGCAAUGCAGGAAUCUCAACUAAAGCAUCCAUAACAGGUGGCUACCCAACCUCUGCUUAAAAACCUGCAAGGAAGGAGAGCCAUCCACCUUCUGAGGGAGUCCAUUCCACUGUUGAACAGCUCUUACUGCCAGAAAGUUCUUCCUGAUGUUUAGUUGGAAUGUCCUUUCUUGUAACUUGAAUCCAUUGGUUUGGGUCCUAUCCUCUGGAGCACCACAAAACAAGCUUGCUCCAUCUUCCGUGAGACAGACCUUGAGAUAUCUGAUGAUGGCUAUCAAAUCUCCUGUCUUUUCAUGUACUACUGGCAAGCCAGGUAUCUCCACCUUAUAUUUGUGCAGCAGGUUCUUCCUGCCUAAGUGUACAUUUGUCCACUUGUAAUUUGUCAAUUUGUAAUUCAUCCCAGUUUGGUGUCAUCUGCAAAUUUGAUGAACAUCCCCACAAUACCUUCAUCCAAGUAUAUUUUUAAGUAGACAAUGUUAAGACUUGCAGUUCACUAAAGGUCCUGUUGAAAUAGACAAAUUUAUUCAAUAUGGCACACAAAGGUUUAGCAAACAGGUACCUCCCAGCUCCUGCCCACCUAGCAGUUCAAAAGCACGUCAAGUGCAAGUAGAUAAAUAGGUACCACUCCGGCGGGGAGGUAAACGGCAUUUCCAUGCGCUGCUCUGGUUCUCCAGAAGUGGCUGUCAUGCUGCUACAUGAACCGGAAGCUGUCUGCAGACAAACACUGGCAAGAUGAGUGCGCAACCCCAGAGUCGUCCGUGACUGGACCUAACGGUCAGGGGUACCUUUACCUCCCUUUGAACUAUACAUUUUAUAUAAAUAAAAUAUCUACUUUAGUUCUGCACUAUUGCUGACAGUUGCAUUUGUGCUUUUUACAUUUUUAAUAAGGCAGGCAAUUAGUUUAUAUAACUAGCAGAAACUUAUAAGAGGCCCUGCACAAAUAUUUCUAUGUCAUUUUCUGGAUUAAAAUACUGUAAUAAUCUUUGGAGUUAAUGAUAUGCUGUGGUUACUGGGGCACACACCCUUCCAAAUUUUUGGAGUAUGCUAUUUGUGGUGCGAUAUGAUGUUUUUGUUAUUUUUGACACUUUAUUCAUAUAUCAAAUCUGCACCCCCAGCAGACUGGUACUGAAGUAGCAAAUUCUGUCCUAACUUUGUUAACGUGCUUUUGUGUAACUUUGUUAAAGCUACACAUGCCUCGUUUUGUUGUCGUUCAUACAUGUAAUGACCAUUGGUUAAAACUCCAUCGGCAGCUUUUUCUAUGGUGACUAUUCUGUAGAAACAGUUCGAGUUGAUAGAGUUUGUCACUUCCUUUGGCUGCAACCCUAAGCGCAUUUAUUGAUAAGUGAGUCCCAUGGAACUCAGAGAUGAUGUAUUUCUACCUAGUAAAUGUGUUGUUUUUUUAUUGAGUUGAAAUAACGUGAAUGUUGUGGAGGAAAACCAAAGCAACCUAAACCAACUAAAUAAAUUUCUGCUGAAAAGCCAUAAAGUCGUGUUACAAUUAAGACAGCUGUGAAAGCACAAGGUUUUUCCCCCUUACAGGCAAAUCAUACUACCUCAGGUUUCCUUUUCCCACUAAGAGAGAGAAUGAGAAAGACGGUGAUAUGUCAAAUUGCCAAUUACUGUAUUUUAAAAGGAGCAAAUUGAGCCCUUCGCAAUCACUUUGAUGUUUAAGGCGGAUGAUUUUUUAAAAUAGUUUGUCGCGCAUCCAUGACAAGCUUGUGUACGUAUGUAGCACUCUUCAGACGUUAUUUGUGCUUUCCCAACUUGCAUAUAUUUACUAAUGUAACUUGAAACUUUGGAACUCUACUUUUUCAAACCAGAAUCCAUUCUUUGUGUGCGCACACAUUAAUUGAGCAAUUGUUUCAGCUCCACAAUUGGCUGAGGUAUGCAGAUAAUGUCUCGAAUUGGGGGGCUGGCAACUGACAUUGCUAAUGGUGGUCAAUCUGGUGGUGUUGAGCUGUGUACAAAUGAAACUAAUCUACAGCAGGGUCACCAGCCAGCCGGUAUUUUAUUGGUGCAAGAUUGCAUGAGAGGAGUUUCCAUGUUAUUUCUUGCUUCAUGUGACUCUUCACAACCUACCAGAUUGCACCCAUAACUCAAGCAGGUUUCUCACUGCCUCCACUACUCAGCUGCCUCAGGCCUAUCAAGGUCUGUCCAGGGUCCAUCCCUUGCUUGCCAACCAAAUUUUGCCAAGGCUCUGAUUCCUUGACCCCAUCCAAGGGGUGGGAGAACCCUACGGAAAAUGUUUUUUAUAAUAAAAAAAAUUGGCACAUUUGUUUGAAGUGCUUGGAGCAAGAUCCUAUAAGCAAAACAAAUAAGAAGGGAAAGAAACGAAAUAAAAGAUUAAUCUCCCCUUAUGGUUAGACUCUUCGUCACAGAAAUAACUAUACCAAUAAUUUUAUUAUCUGCACCCUGCUCAUCUGGCUGGGUUGCCAGAAAACAAAAUGCUCGCUUCCUAUUGUGCAAAAGGGGUGUUCUCUCUCUUUCCAUGUUCUGAUGCUGCUAAACUAACAGUUUUCAGCAUGUGAGACUAAAAUCAGCCCAUAAUGUGAACAGAGUACCUGCAUCACAUUGAGCAGGUCUGUACAGCUUGGAUGACCCACCAAAUCAAAAACAGCUUAAAUCACACAAAUUGUGUAUAGUGGGCUGCCAGGCAAAUCUCUUGUUUUUUGCAUUCUGACGCUGUCAGCAAAACCAGGAGCUUUAUUUGGGCUUGGUGGGUCACAGCUUGCAUAGACCAGGCUGGUACUGCUUAGUUGUUGCAAGUGAUCCAAAAGUCCCUUUCCCCCAAAUAAUUGGAAUUGUUACUCAGUUGCUGAAGGGUAGCAGCACAUUCUUUUUAGGCUCAAGGCUGUGUUUUCUGUUGUAGGAAAAAUUGCAUUUUUCCACCACUCAGGAAAUUGCAUUUUCCCAUCCCUCGAUAUUUUGUUAACCUUGUGACUUUUAAUUCAACUCUUAGUAGUAAAUGGAAAGCCAUGAGUGGGUCCUAACCUUACAGAUUUCUGGACAGGCAUUUUUAUUAUUGAUACUUUGUUUUCUCCUCCCCCAUCUUGGAGUAAAGCCUUGGAAUCUGUUUUGAUGCUUUCUCUAUUGCUAAGACAUGUCUAGUGAUGUGCAUCUGGGACCUGACCGCAUGCCUUGCAGCCUUUUAUUCUUGCUCACUUUCACAUUUAAAUUGCAGCUUUAUUUUAUUAAAUGCUACUUCUAGAUGAAGUGAGAAGUAAAUACUGUAUUACGGAUGAAUGCUAAAGAUCUACAUUUUCCUAGAUUUUUUUUGUAGCUCACAAAGAUCUGUGGAUGUAUUCUUAAGCUAUAGUUUAAAAAGUCACAUUUAUAAAUCCUUUUAAAUGUACUGAAUUACGCACACUCUUUCACACUUCUUCAUUUAGAGAAGUCUGACCGUCUCUGGUCAAACUUAUACAUCACUAGCCUGCUCAGUUUUACAAUGGCUAGUCUAGUGGAGACAUUUUAAUUAAUCUAGUAUUUGCUUUCUAUUUCACAGAUCUAGAAAUAUUCCAGAUCACACAUGUUAGUUUUCUUUUUGUGGAUGACUUGAACCUCCUGUUUUAUGGGCUAAAGAAUAAACAUAGGACAGUGGUAUUUUUUAAAACCCUGCAAUUAAUAUAUUGUUUGCAGAACACUGGUACAAAACAAAAUGCUCAGGAAUCUUUUCUUGUUUGUUAAAUGUGUUUGGAGGACAAAUUGUUUAGCUGAAUGUGAAUGGAGGAAGUUUGCUUCAAUUAAGUUAUUACAAUAAUGUCUACCACUGGUUUUGUUUUCAUGAUCAAUAUUGUUGCUGUGUCAUGUACUUUUCUCUGAUAAACUUGUCCAUUGUUUCCACUGCUGUUCUCUUUCUGCUAGUUUUGAUUUCUUUUCUGUUACUAUCCAACAAAAUGUAUUAAACUGUUUCUUGAGC
Podarcis lilfordi (Lilford's wall lizard) is the source of this 91063-nucleotide messenger RNA. Lineage: Eukaryota; Metazoa; Chordata; Lepidosauria; Squamata; Lacertidae. The record is from the annotation of a GenBank genome assembly.